GUGGUCGGUGAGUGACGUCACUGAAUGUUGUUGUUGGUGGAGAAAGAGACUGCUCUGAGGAGAAGAGAGUGCACGAAAGAGACGGCGAGGAGAAGGAGAGUGCGAGGAGCAGGGAGGAAGGAGACCAUGCACUUAGACUUGAAAUGAGAGGGGCUUGUAGGAGGGAGCCAGCUAGCCGUUUGCAAGGAGGGAGAUGACAGAUUGCUGCAUGUAGGCAUGGACACUCCCCCUUGAGAGACCUCCAGGGAGCCAGACAGAGAGACAGUCAGUCUUCCACUGUGAGACAGCAAUCAACUGACAGACAAGAACACACUACAGGAGGGGAAUACAUCCAUCCAUUCACACAGCCACUGAGAGAGUCCUUCAUUUACUGAGAGAGGCCAUCAUUUACUGAGAGAGACCACCAUUUACUGAGAGAGACCACCAUUUACUGAGAGUCCAUCAUUUACUGAGAGAGACCACCAUUUACUGAGAGAGUCCAUCAUUUACUGAGAGAGACCAUCAUUUACUGAGAGAGUCCACCAUUUACUGAGAGAGUCCAUCAUUUACUGAGAGAGUCCAUCAUUUACUGAGAGAGUCCACCAUUUACUGAGAGAGACCACCAUUUACUGAGAGAGUCCAUCAUUUACUGAGAGAGUCCAUCAUUUACUGAGAGAGUCCACCAUUUACUGAGAGAGACCACCAUUUACUGAGAGAGUCCAUCAUUUACUGAGAGAGUCCAUCAUUUACCGAGAGACCAUCAUUUACUGAGAGAGACCACCAUCAUUUACUGAGAGAGACCACCAUCAUUUACUGAGAGAGUCCACCAUCAUUUACUGAGAGAGUCCACCAUCAUUUACUGAGAGAGUCCACCAUCAUUUACUGAGAGAAGAGAUCAGUGAAAGAGACUGCCAACUGAGAGAGUCCACAAUCCAGAGCCAAGAGAGAAGUGACACACACUGAAAGUAAGAAAUUAUAUACUGAGAGCCCACUAUCCACUGAAAUAGUCCACCAUCCACUGAGAGAUACAAGAACUAUACUGAGUGAGUCCACCAUCCACUGAGAGAUACAAGAACUAUACUGAGUGAGUCCACCAUCCACUGAGAGAUACAAGAACUAUACUGAGUGAGUCCACCAUCCACUGAGAGAGUGAGGAAUUAUACUGAGAGAGUCCACCAUCCACUGAGAGAACGAGGAAUUAUACUGAGAGUAUACCAUAAUCUGAGAAAAAAUAAAUAUACUGAGAGUCCACCAUCCACUGAAAGAGUCUGCCAUACAUAAAGAGAUAAAAUCUAGAGUCCACCAUCCACUGAGAGAGUGAAAAAUUAUACUGAGUCCACCAUCCUCUGAGAGAGCGAGGAAUUAUACCGAGUGAGUCCACCAUCCACUGAGAGAUACAAAAAAUAUACUGAUAGUCCACCAUCCACUGAGAGAGUGAGGAAUUAUACUGAGUGAGUCCAACAUCCACUGAGAGAUACAAGAAAUAUACUGAGUCCACCAUCCACUGAGAGAUACAAGAAAUAUACUGAGAGUCCACCAUCCACUGAGAGAGUGAGGAAUUAUACUGAGUCCACCAUCCACUGAGAGAUACAAGAAAUAUACUGAUAGUCCACCAUCCACUGAGAGAGUGAGGAAUUAUACUGAGUGAGUCCACCAUCCACUGAGAGAUACAAGAAAUAUACUGAUAGUCCACCAUCCACUGAGAAAGUGAAGAAAUUUACUGAGUCCAUCAUUUACUGAGAGAUACAAGAAACAUACUAAUAGAGUCCAUCAUUAAUUUAGAGAAACAAAAAACAUACGGUCAGUGAGAGUCCACCAUCCACUGAGAGAAUCCCCCAUCCAUAGAGAAACGGCAUGUACACCGUGAGAGAGCCCAUCAGCCAUUGAGAAAAAGAGGGUACUUACAGAGCCCACCAUCCACUGGAUUAAACCAGAGACAGACACUGAGAGAAACAAGAGAGUCACUCUGAGAUACUGAGAGUCCACCAUUCAGGGUGACAGUCAAGAAACAAGCAAAAACAAAGUCCACCUUUCACUGAGAGAAAUCCACCAAGUAGCUAUCAUCCAUUGAGAGAAAUGAGAGACAACCACUGAGAGAGAGAGAACCUAGUUAUCAGAGGAAAACAGGAGACACUCACCUAAGAGUUCACCAUCCAACAAAACAAGAGAGGUGAAUGCAUCACUGAUAACUAGACUCCACAAAGGUAAUACAAAUUACAGCAUCCACUGUAUGCAAUAAGUGAUACCCAAGGACCACAUGAGACUAUUGUUUAUAAAGAGCACAAUAUACCUAGCCACUGAGACACGGUAUAAAAAAAUUAAUUAAAAAAACCUAAAUCCCACAGACAGAGACUAUUGGCACCACACACUUUAAGGAAUUCAAUAAAGGCUAGUGGCAUCAUCCACUGUUCGGAACACAAGCUAUUCACAAUUGAGAAACACUAGUGGCACAAUCCACUGUUGAAAAAGGAGACAUCCAGCCACUGACAGAUCAGUGGGAUCAUCCACUGUAAGGAAGAAGAGACAUCUAGCCAAUGGGAGACCAGUGGCAUCAUUCAUAUUAAGGAACACUAAGUAUCCAACCACUGAGAGAACAGUGACUUCAUCAGCUGGAAGGAACAAGAAACAUUUAAGCACUGAGAGACCAGUGACAUCAUCUUUUGUAAGGAAAUACAAGGCAUCCAGACACUGAGAGACCAGUGACAUCAUCCACUCUAAGGGACAGCCACCGAGAGCGACAAAAAGAGAUAGCUAGCCACAAACCGAGAGGUCAUCAUUCAUCCUGAAAAAAACAGGAGAUACAUUGAGACAAGUGAUAACACAGCAACUGAGUGAGGCAGGGUACCAAACCUCCAGGAGAAACCAGUAACAGGGCUGAAGAAGAAUCUGAGUGACAAGUGACACAUGGACUAAGAGAGACAUCUAGCUGCUGAGUUUCAAAACAAAUCAGCCUUGUAUAGGUAGUCAGAGACACCUGAGACACCCCUUGCAGAUACCAGAGACACCUCCUGGAAGAGACACUACAGAUUGGACCAGAGAGAGAUAUCCAAGAGGAGUAACCAGGUAACAUGGGGGUGGUGGGCUGUUGACAUUAAUUUAUAUAUAUAUACACAUACACACAUACAUGCUUUCAUAAAUACACAUGAGGUAAGACACUUGGGGUUAAAUUCUGUGGUUCGAGUGGACUAUAUUGCUGUAAUGAUUGAUAUGAUUCUCCCCCAAAAAAUGACCAAAAAUAAAAUAUGUGUUCGUAUUAGAGUUUAAUUAAAUAAUAGCAUCAGCAGGUGCAUAUGACUGUUAUAUGGAGAUUGAGAAUUAGGGAUAGAUGGGUGUAUUUGAUAUAAAACUACAACUUCGGUAAUUUUUGGCUAGUCUGGUAAAGCAUCAUGGGAGUUGUAGUUCUGCUGGAGUGAUACCCCUGGGCUAGAUAGAUGUCAGUAAGGUUUACGCACGCUAUAUUGAUUUGAUUAUUGAGAUUUGUGUCAUUUGAAUAGGUGUAUUGGAAAUGGGGGAGGGGUUUAUUGAUAGUUGGUUAUGUUGAUGGCUUGGUUAAAGGGGCUGUUUUUGAAAUUGAGCUGGCUUGAUUUAUUAUGUAAAUGUGUGGAUGGGAGGAAUAGUAUUAAUGGGAUUUUACAGAUGGAGUAAUACUGGUGCAGGGGUUAUUUAAAUGGUAUUGGUAUUGCUGAAUGGAUAGCAUUUGUUAUAUGGGUGGGAGUAUCAGUGCUGGAGUUGUUAUAAUGUUGGGAGUAUCAAUGCUGGAUUUGUUAUAUGGGUGGGAGUAUCAGUGCUGCAUUUGUUAUAUGGGUGGGAGUAUCAGUGCUGCAUUUGUUAUAUGGGUGGGAGUAUCAGUGCUGGAUUUGUUAUAUGGGUGGGAGUAUCUGCUGGAUUUGUUAUAUGGGUGGGAGUAUCAGUGCUGGAUUUGUUAUAUGGGUGGGAGUAUCAGUGCUGCAUUUGUUAUAUGGGUGGGAGUAUCAGUGCUGCAUUUGUUAUAUGGGUGGGAGUAUCAGUGCUGGAUUUGUUAUAUGGGUGGGAGUAUCAGUGCUGGAUUUGUUAUAUGGGUGGGAGUAUCAGUGCUGCAUUUGUUAUAUGGGUGGGAGUAUCAGUGCUGCAUUUGUUAUAUGGGUGGGAGUAUCAGUGCUGCAUUUGUUAUAUGGGUGGGAGUAUCAAUGCUGGAUUUGUUAUAUGGGUGGGAGUAUCAAUGCUGGAUUUGUUAUAAUGGGUGGGAGUAUCAGUGCUGGAUUUGUUAUAUGGGUGGGAGUAUUAGUGCUGGAUUUGUUAUAUGGGUGGGAGUAUUAGUGCUGAAUGGGUUGUUUGGGUGGACACAGAUUUGCAGUACCGAAUGGAUUGUAUUGUGGGAGUAGCAGUGUUGAAUGGAUUGUAUGGUGGGAGUAGCAGUGUUGAAUGGAUUGUAUUGUGGGGUAGCAGUGCUGGAUGGAUUGUAUGAGUGGGAGUAACAGUGCUGGAUUGAUUGUAUGUCAGGAGUAGCAAUGCUGGAUGGAUUGUAUGGUGGGAGUAGCAGUGCUGGAUGGAUUGUAUUGUGGGAGUAGCAGUGCUGAAUGGAUUGUAUUGUGGGAGUAGCAGUGCUGGAUGGAUUGUAUGAGUGGGAGUAGCAGUGCUGGAUGGAUUGUAUGAGUGGGAGUAGCAGUGCUGGAUGGAUUGUAUGGCGGGAGUAGCAGUGCUGGAUGGAUUGUAUGAGUGGGAGUAGCAGUGCUGGAUGGAUUGUAUGGUGGGAGUAGCAGUGCUGGAUGGAUUGUAUGAGUGGGAGUAGCAGUGCUGAAUGGAUUGUAUUGUGGGAGUAGCAGUGCUGGAUGGAUUGUAUGAGUGGGAGUAGCAGUGCUGGAUGGAUUGUAUGGCGGGAGUAGCAGUGCUGGAUGGAUUGUAUGAGUGGGAGUAACCGUGCUGGAUGGAUUGUGUGGUGGGAGUAGCAGUGCUGGAUGGAUUGUAUGGUUGGGAGUAACAGUGCUGGAUGGAUUGUAUGGCAGGAGUAGCAGUGCUGGAUGGAUUGUAUUGUGGGAGUAGCAAUGCUGGAUGGAUUGUAUGAGUGGGAGUAGCAGUGCUGGAUGGAUUGUAUGGCAGGAGUAGCAGUGCUGGAUGGAUUUUAUUGAGGGAGUAGCAGUGCUGGAUGGAUUGUAUUGUUGGGAGUAGCAGUGCUGGAUGGAUUUUAUUGAGGGAGUAGCAGUGCUGGAUGGAUUGUAUUGUUGGGAGUAGCAGUGCUGGAUGGAUUGUAUGGUUGGGAGUAGCAGUGCUGGAUGGGUUCUAUGAGCGGGAGUAGCAGUGCUGGAUGGAUUGUAUGGCGGGAAUCGCAGUGCUGGAUAGAUUGUGUGGCGGGAGUAGCAGUGCUGGAUGGGUUCUAUGGGCGGGAGUAGCAGUGCUGGAUGGGUUCCAUGGGCAGGAAUAGCAGUGCUGGAUGGAUUGUAUGGCGGGAAUAGCAGUGCUGGAUGGAUUGUAUGGCGGGAAUAGCAGUGCUGGGUGGAUUGUAUGGCGGGAAUAGCAGUGCUGGAUAGAUUGCAUGGCGGGAGUAGCAGUGCUGGAUGGGUUCUAUGGGCGGGAGCACUAGUGUUGGAUAGGGAUUUUGAAUGUUGCACAGGAUACUGUAGCCCAAGCAUGUCAAACUCAGUCUGGAUCGGCCACAUAAACAAGGUUUAAGUUUAUGUGGGCCGCAAAAAAAAAAAUAUACCGUAAAUUUUCAUAGAAACGUAGGUUUAUUAUAAACCCCCCGCCCCAGCAUCCCCCUCUACUAAACCACAGCACCCCCUCUACUAAAUCUCAGCCCCCCCUCUACUAAAUCUCAGCCCCCCCUCUACUAAACCACAGCACCCCCCUCUACCACCCUGUGACAAAUCUGAUCCUCCCGCUGACACACACACAUAUUCACUGACAGACACACACAUACUGACACACACAUACUCACAAACACACACUCCCUGACAGACACACACACACACACACAUACUCACUGACAGAUACAUACAGACAGACACACACAUACUCACUGACAGACAGACAGACAGACAGACACACACACACACAUACUCACUCACUUACAGACACACACAUACUCACUGACAGAUACAUGUAUACAGAAACAUACAUACAGACACACUGACAGACAGACACACACACUCUGCUAUAACACCAGCAUGUACUCGCUGCUCGCUGGACCGCAAAGACGGUCCUUGUGGGCCGUGAGUUUGACAUGCUUGCUGUAGCCAUUGCUAACGCCCAAGAGCAGUGCGAGUUUGAGCGCUGGGCUUAAUUUUGUAUGUUUGUAAUUUUUUUUGUAUUACACAGCCAUGUUACAGACUGCCGCCCACCCCAACCCUAAAAGUGUGGAGGGAUUCAUAAAAAUAACUCUUUUUGUCUCAUUAGAGAUUUUGCCUUUUAGCUGAAAGCAGCAUGGUAUAUUGUUAAUGUAGAACUCCUCUAAGAGGUUUGCCUUGACGGGGCAGAUGGGCUUACACUUUUAUGGCCUUUUGAGUGGUAGCAAAAAACUUCCAUUAUUUAAAUGUGUGUAGGGAUUUGGGAUAGAGUGCCGGUAACUUUUUAAAAAAACCAAUAAUAAAUAUAUAUAUAUUUUUAAAACUAAAAUAUAUUGUGGGAGAUAAAUGCUAUAGCCAUUGCUGCUGCCCAGGAGUACUGGGAGUUUGAGUGCAGGGCAUAAAAGACCACUCCAUUCCUCAAAAGCUCUUCAUUUGGGUUAAACUAGGGUUAAAUUUGGGUUAAACUAGAAUACUCCUCACCCCUAAAAGUGCCUUAGGGGUGAGGAGUAUUCUAGUUUAACCCAAAUUUAUGAGAAAUCAGCUCUUUUAUAAAUUAACCAGAAAACACACCCCCUGCUGUCAAUCAAACUUGAUGGUGCCUGCCUCCUCCCACACAGACCUCAGAUCAGACAUGCGCACGUGCGUAAACCAGCUCGCGGGUGUGCGCGUAAGCUCACGCAUGCACAAGGGCACCAAUUCAGAGGAUUCUUAAUGAGCAUGAAUAAAAGUCUAUUCCCGGGAUAAAGUAUGGAUGACAAUAUUGGUAACCACGUUUACUUAUAGAUAGCGUUACAGUGUAGAAUUAUCUUAUUGAUUUAUGUACACUCUUCAGCUCCCUCGCGCACCGCGUACUGAUACCGGAGCCGGAAUAUGACGUCAUCUUCCGGUAUCAGUACGCGGCGCGCGAGGGAGCUGAACAGGAAGCACUCAGGGGAGAGUGCUCCCCCGCGCGCCUGCCAGCCUGCACGCCAAGUGACACCACUGGACGCCAGGGAAUCCCCUCCGCUCUCACAAAGGUAAGGAAGCUGGGGGGAUUAAAUUUUUUUUUUUUUAAAAGUGUGUGUUAGUGUGUCAGUGAGUGUGUUAGUUUGUGUGCGUCUGUUAGUGAGUGUGUGUCUGUCUGUCAGUGAGUGUGUAUGUAUGUCUGUCACUGAGUGUGUUUCUGUCAGUAAAUGUGUGUGUCUGUUAGCUAGUGUGUAUGCAUCUGUUCAUGAGAGUGUGUGUGUCUUAAGCACUUACCUUUCUCCAGCAUCGGAAAAAUAAUGUCAAUCCAUAUACGUAUCUCUCCUGAUGCAUUGACAGCAUUAUGGCUGUACGAGCAUUAUGAGAGAUGUAGUCUGCAAUAACUUUAAAGGCGAAGGCUGCCUGCUUCUGCCUUAGUUCAUGGGAUUGACUUAAUCCCAAAUCCAAAUAAAAUUCAAAUUACUUUUUAAUAGAUCGAACCCUAAUGAAACCUAUAUGCAUUUAGUUAUAUCUAAAAACUGCUUGCAAAGGCUGCAGAUCUCUUUUCUGAAGCCUUUGCAUUCCUGCCCCCUUCUAACCCCGCCCAGACUUUCUGUGGCUGUCCAAUCACAGACUUCUCAAUGAGAAGUCUUUGCAAGACAGGUGCUCUUGAUAACUGCUGCCUCCUGAGUUAAGCGAACCAAACCAGGAAGCACCAUGAGUGUCGGACAUGCUGUCUGUCUCCCCAACUUCUGUUAAAAACUGCACUUUUUGUAAAUUAAAAAAAAAAAAGACAUGCUGCAUAAAUAAAUAAAUUCACAAGCCGAAGUGCUUUAGGGGUCUGGAGUGUCCAUUUAACCCCUUAAGGACACAACUUCUGGAAUAAAAGGGAAUCAUGAUGGAAUAUUUCCGUCAUGUGUCCUUAAGGGGUUAAGUUUAUGAAAGUGCAUCACCGUUCUUUGUAAACAGAAAACCAGCUCCAAAGGGGUUUUUAGUUUACUUUCCAUGUUCCCAAUCGAAUGAUCAUAUACUGUAUAUCCGGGUGGUACCUAAUUUCCUGUCCAAGGGGCUUAAAGGUGAGUAUAUAUAGAAGUAGGGACAGGGCCAACCUUGCUGUGUUCCAACUUUAGUGACGAAUGUCCAAUCCAAUUCAUUUUGAAUAUAACUAUUGUCCAUUAAAAUGCUUCUCAUAUGCCAGUACUUGGGGGACAGAGCAUAUGUAGCUAUCACUGUGACCACCAAUGCAAUGGUCCUCAGUGAGAAGCAUUGGACACACACACCCAGCUUCCAGAGUCACUGUACUCUGCAUGCCGACGCAGGAUGUAGAAAUAGAUUGUGCAGUUAUCUGACUGUUUACUUAUCUGCCUCACCUGCCAAACAGGUUGGAAAACAGCAGAUGGUAAGGAGAUAUAUGGAUAGACAGACAAUUAUGAGCAUAUAAAGUUACCGGUAUGCAGAUUCUUGCAGAUAUAGGGAAAGGCAUGUACAGAGAACUUGGAUUGUAGGACACGGAUUGAUACAUGGACAUAUAACGAUGGCAUACAUUCAGUGAUUAAAGGGACACUAUAUAGUAAUAAUAAUAAAAAAAACAAAACAUUGGUGUUCUUUAAUCUUACUACAGAGAGAGCGUUAACUCUGAAAAGAGGCUCACACUGAGAUCUGUCUUUGCAGUGCCAUGACCCAGGUCAUUCCAUGCUCAGCAGUUUCUUUAUACUUUGUACCCUGGUGGCCCUCUGGUUUCCUCGUUACAGAAUAGCAUCUUCUCCAUAGACAAUGGUGUUCUGAGACUCCCAUCGUAGUCUUUAGCAGCGAUUCCCAACUUAGUUCUCGACACAAACAGUCCAGGAUUUAGGCAUGUGCCAGUUCUUUUCUAAUGGAAAUACUAAGAAAGCCUGGACUGUUUGUGUGCUUUGAGAACUGGGUUAGGAACCACUGCCAGAACAUGACAUUGUCAACAAAUGUAUCUAUAGAAAGAUACCUCCAAAUUCUCUUUGCAUUCUUUAAGAUGGAGAUAUGAAAUGAACAAAAAGACUCUUAUAGUUAUGAAAUGUUUUCGUGUUCAGUCCUUCUUGACUCCAAAUUUAAUUCAGUCCUCAAUAUGUUAUUUUUAUACACUAAAUGCCAUAGGAUUCUUUUAAUGAGUUUAUCUGUAAGCUCCAGCUAUUAGAUAUAUUUUCCACUUUUUUGGGGGUCGUUUCCCCCCCCCCUUUUUUUUUUUUUAAAUAUCCAAGGCUCGACCCAUCACCCAGAGUUCAUCUCCACUUCAGCUCUAUUGAUAUUGUAGAAUUUACAUGUUCACAUUAUCCGUUUUAAUAUGGUUUAACGUGGACAGCAGUGAUUGUCCGAGAGUGCUGGGGAUGUAUUCAGCCUUUCACUGUUGGUCAGGAUACUGCUAAGGAUUGAGGAAACCAUGAAUCUGCCGUUAGAGACUGGUUGGGAGAGAUCAUAAGAUCUUUAAUGACCAACAGGUAGACAUUCCUAAAUCCCAUUUCUGUGUUGCCAUAACAACCUUGUUCGAUGGAUUUUGCAAAGCCCUGCUAGGAAGUGUUGCUAGUUUUUAGUUUCUAGUAAGUCAUAUUAGCAGCGAUUUCAUGCUCUAAAUAACUAGAAAUACACACUAUUCAGAAGUGAAAAUGAUAUUUAGAUGUGUUAUGUAAUGAUUGUAAUUAUUAUUUGUUUAAAAAAACCAAAAGACAAUUUCGAUACCUGUGAUUGUUUGUUUGUUUCACGAGAAUGUGUUUAUUGAGGGAUUUCUCAUUCAGCUGUCAGACUUCUAUAUUGGUUUUUUAUUUUUUACAGUUUUUAUGUUAAACCGACACUAUAGUCACCAGAACAACUACAGCUUAAUGGAGCUAUUCUGGUAAGUAUAGAGAAAGGGCAGUGUUUACAUUACAGCCUAGGGACACCUCCACUGACCACUCCUCAUAUGGCUACUAGAGGUGUUUCCUGGGGCAGUGCUUGUGCAGCACUGACAAUCAGAGAGAUUCUGUGCAUUUUUAUGAGGAGUUGCUAAUGGGCCACGGUGGUGUUUGGCACCUUCCCCGGCCCACCUCCUUGGCUAAGAUCAUCGGAACUGACAAUCUUUCAUCUGUGUAAGUCAUGUACUGACAACACAUGAUAACACAAUGUGUAGGUAAUUAACAUGCGCUCUAAAAGUUAGCAUUGCUUGGCAAAACGUGGAAAUCACAAUAAAGCAAAAUAUAAAGAACUUUAGCACAAUCAGUAGCUAACUUUUAGAUCCCUAUUAGAGUGCGCUAAAAUAGAAUACAUGAUAGCUCCUGUUCAAGUUAUAUUUUUUUUUUAUCUAGAGAUUCCAAAGUAGUGAAAUCAUAUUUAUUUUUAAAUAUUGACUAAACACGUUAUCAGGAAGUUGUAUAGGUUAAAAUGAUAAGUUAGCACCAUUACCACUUCAGUGAUUUGAAGUGAUCAUGGAGCCUGGAAAUAGAGUUCAGGCUAACUAAUGUCAAUUCUGUGCAUAUUCCUAUGCACAGACUUUAACUAAUUGGCUGAGAGCAGCCAGUUGAUGCGCUCAGCCAAUGAACGCACGUCACAGCCAGCCUUAAAGAAGAUCCGGGGCAUGGCAGGAGGAACUAAGAGGGAAAACUGCUGCAAAAACAGAUUGUGCCAUUAUUGGGAAAUGAGACCAGAGUACUUCUCACAUCACAGCCUCUAAAGCAGGCUUUACCCUUUAAAUAUGUCAAAUUGAUGUCUGCACAGUUUGAAAAGGAAUGGAUACCAAAAACAAAAAACUGCAACAAACUGGUAUUGUAACGUCCCGUAUUAACACAGAGCGUCUACUGGUGCAAAAGACUAGCAGAGAGAGAAGCUUUACUGGUACUUUUACAUGGUUGGGCCUGGCGGAAAACCUUAAAUAAGGCAGGAAACGUAGGACCCCAAUGAAGGUAAAGAGUAGACCUAGUACAAGCAAAGAUUGGGGAACAAUGUAUACUCAUGUAGUUGGCACUACUAGCCAAAGCCAGAAACACUGGACUAGCAAAUGUCUAAAUGCUGAAUUUGAUAAUUUGACAAGCCAAGGUCAAAAAUGAAAAAGGACGCCAAACUGACAAAACGCAUUAAAGGGCUAAUGAUAACCACAAAAAGGCAGUGUAGGAAUGAGCUGAGGAAUUAAAUAGUUAAUUAGUGCUGUACUGAAAAGAUGUUGUGACAGCUCCUCCAUUGGUAGUCUUUAUAUUUCAGAUACAAAUCAAGAUCCCAUGGGGCUGAGUAAACUCUGUGGUACUGCAGCAGGUAAGUAGGAUAGCAGGAAACACAGUUAUUUUGAUAGUGCAUCAUCUGUGCUUAUUAGUAAGGACCCAUGGAUUGCAGAACUUGUUGACAAGAGAAGGCAUUAGGUUGCUAGAGUAGGACCUGCCAAGAAUGGGGUACAUUGGCGUUGUGGCAGGCUUAUGCAAUGUCUAAUCAUAUGCUGUAACUAAACCCCUACUAUGUUUGCCUAGACGAAGUGUUUAAAAAAACAACAACAAAAAACAAUUACAUUCUGUGAGCUUUGAAAUGGCUGUUUAGUAAAUAAGUGAGUGCAUUGGAUCUUGUAUGCCAUACUGACAACGAUCACUUACAACGGCAUGUAAAAUGAUUACCAGACCUGUAUCAUCCAAUCCAUUUUUGUGGGUUUUUUUUGUUUUGUUUUUUGAUUGUUUGUUUGUAAGAUUGCUUACCAUGUGACUAAAUAUAUCCAGAGUAGUUAGGUUGGGAAAGGUCCAUUCGCUGGUUCAGUAAGUUGUAAAAACGCCAAGUCAUAACAGGUGACUCUACAAAGAACUAUGCACCCAUCAAGCUCAGACUUUCUCACAUCUGUUUCUGCUGUUCAUUCAAAACAAUUCCUUCUUGACCCUUAGAAUGGCAGUCAGAUCUCUCCUUGGAUCAAGAAGCUGGUACCUCGCAGAUUCAAAAUUAUAUCCCUGAAUAUUAUGUUUUUGCAAGUAUUCACCCAUUUGCUCUUUAAACAUCUGUGCAGACUCUGCUAAAACCACCCCUUCAGGCAGAGAAUUCCACCUCCUUAUUGGUCUUUCUGCAAAAAUAUGCUUUCCUUUUGCCUUAGACUAAAUCUCAUUUCUUCUAGUCUAAAUGCGUAGCAUCAUGUCCUAUGUAUAGUCCUGUUUAUCAAUAUGUCUGAUUCCCAGACAAUGGUUUGUACUGACCUCAAAUAUACUUGCAUAAUAAUACGGUACUUAAAUAUGAUAAUGCCCUCUGAGGUGCCGUUUUUCUAAACUAAACAGAAUUCAAUUUGUUAACCUUUCUUUAUAACUAAUAAUCUGAUUAACAAAUAUGAUGCAACUACUGGCGUAGUUGAAGUAAUGAAGGAAAAAUAUUGGAGUGCCACGGGGCAGAUUGAACAAAGGGCUUGAUACACCUACACAGUCUGCCUGCAGUUUAACUAAAACAAACACUCCUACUGCACUCUAGACAAUUGUUCCUCAGCACGGUAUCACACAAUCAUUCAGAGGUAAACAUAGAAGUAUGAAAAUGCUUCCAGAGGCGCAUGCACAAUUGGAAGCGAGGAUACACAAAGAUUGUUUACUGCUUGGUGGUACACUAAAACAUAAACUAGAUGCGUUGGGGUCAUAGUACAACCAUCAGGUCUCCAAAUAUACGGUUAUUGGAAAAGGUUCCACAUGGCCUAAAUUACAAAUUGUUCUUUGCUUGUACCAGGAAAAGGGACCAGAACACAACACCAGCAAAAUCUUUAUGACUUUUAUAGCUUUUGGCCUAAAUAAUAUGCUGAUUUUUGCAUGUCCGAUAUUGCAUAGUUUUUUUUUUAAACUUUGUUGCAUACUGCAUCUAAACCUGGCCUUCUCUACCCCACCUCCUUCAUGGAAAAACACUGGUUAAUGUUCUAGCGAUCGCCCGAUGUUCUUUUUACGAUACUGGGGUCGCUUUUUUGUGUCGAUUGCUGAUAACCAGUGUUGAUAUUCUGAACAUUUAGUUUUGAAAAGCAACAUAAUUGCUACACAAAUAGGCAGUGGCGUACACACAGUCCAUGGGGCCCACUCCCUCCCCCCAACACACACACACACACACAUACAUACAGACAGACACACAUACAUACAAACAGGCACACAUACAGACACAGACUGACACAUAAACAUACAAACAGACAGGCACACAUACAGACAGAUACAUACAUACAGACACACAAUGUUUAAGUCACCCCCCUGUUUCCUACCUUUUUAGGUGCAGGAGGGUGACUUUCCCUGGGGUCCAGUGGUUCCUCAGGCUGGUGGGAGUCAGAGUUCCCACUUUGACUCCCUCUGCUUCCUCCCGCGCGGACUCUAUGUAUGCUGGGAGGAGUGACGUGCAGUCACUUCCUUCCAGCGUGUGAUUUCAUCACAGGGGGCCCGGUCGCACUGUUAAAGCACCUUGGACGGCGGCCCCAGCGGUUUGCUGUGCGGUCGGGGCCGCAAAGGAUGGCGGCGGGUACCUGGUCGCAGGGGUCCGCAGGGCCCCUGGUGUGACAAGCCCGGUCGCAGCUGCAAAUAGGGUAUUAAAGGGAUACUAUAAGUGCCAGGAAUACAAAGCUGUAUUUCUGGAUCUAUAGCUCCCUCUGCCUCCCCCUUCCUUCGUGCCACCCUUUAUUUACUUACUUGAUCCCAGCGCAGAUGUCCCUCGGCACUGCGUCAUGUCUCCGCCUUCUCAGUCCCGCGACAUGCAAAUGCUAUAGCUGAGGCUGGAUGUCUUCAUGCAGAGCGUGAAGUUCCGCUAGGUUCCAGGAAGCCCUCUAGGGGCUGUCUGGGAGACAGCCACUGGAGGCAGACUUAGUGCUGCAAUGUAAACAUUGCAGUUUCUCUGGAACUGAAAUGUUUAACAUUGCAGCACUAAUUGCAAUAGGGACACUGCACCCAGACCACUUCAGUUAUCUAAGGUGGUCUGGGUGCCUAUUGUUUCCCGUUAACUGACCAUGCUGACAGCGAUCCACUUUUUUCAUUCUCAGGCAGCCUGUACAUCACUGAGAUUCCAGCAUGUGCAGCACUGUUACUGAUAGGUGUGUGAUUGCUGAAAUCAAUCACACUCCUGUUACUCCUGAACAGUAAUACGUAAUACUGUCUCCGCUCGCUGAGUGCAAGGACUCCCAGAAGAGAGUAACUUGAGGCAACUGCAUGGCGCCUCAUAGGAUGGGGUUUCCAGAUUCGGAAGGGCGUGUGGCGACUUGGAGAGCUAAGUGAGUUAUCAGUAAUAUAAGUAAAUUGCAAGACCGAUACUGAUUAUCAGAAAUAUGCUCAAUACCUGCUCGAAUAACUGGCGGAACCGAUAAUUAGUCUAUCUGUAUAAUGUGCGUACGUAAAUCCCCUUUUUUUUGUCUUAUUUCUCAGCUCGACGUUUCUUACCUUAAAGGGACUCUCCGGUGCCAGGAAAACAUAUCCCUUUUUACCGGCACUGCAGGUUCUUGCAGUGCCUCUCUCCCUCCCACACCCCAUCCCAUGCUGCCCAUGCUCCUUCCCCACCGACGAGGGAGACCUAAUGUGCAUGCGCUGCAAUGGCCGCACAUGCACAUUAGACCUCCCCAAAGGAAUGCAUUAUUCAAUGCUUUCCUAUGGGGAAAUCCCUCUAGUGACUGUCUGAUAGACAGCCACUAGAGGAGGACUUAACUCUGCAAGGUAAUUAUUGCAGUUUAUAAAAAAAAAAAAAACUGCAAUAAUUACACUUGCAGGGUUAAGGGUGAUGGGAGUUGGCACCCAGACCACUCCAAUGGGCAGAAGUGGUCUGGGUGCCUAGAGUGUCCCUUUAACCCCUUAAGGACACAUGAUAUGUGUGACAUGUCAUGAUUCCCUUUUAUUCCAGAAGUUUGGUCCUUAAGGGGUUAAGAGAGUUGUACAGAUCACCAAGAAGCAAAGCUUUCUGGAAGUUGAACUACAUGUCUCCAAAAAACACUCUGAGAGCAAGUCUUGCACAGAAAGCUGAAAUGUACUAGUCAACUGCUUACUCUACUGGUGUGAUUUAAUAUAUAGAUUUUUUUUUUGUGAUCUCAUAUUUUAGCAAGAUAUUUAAAGUGUCAACUGUCACUUCUCCGGAAAUUACAACUACUGCAUACAGAAAAUCACCUAUAAUUUGUGAUUAUUUUUUUCAUAUGAUGCUCCAUGUGAUACUUUUUAAAAUGUAUAUUAAAUAUGUAGUGAGGGACCUCACAAUUAAUUUCAGUCUAGGCAGAACCAGGGCACACAAUGCAAAUGAGGAACAUAAAAGGACACCCUUUAUAAAGAAUACAGAUUAAAGAACAGUGCACACAUAAAAAUACAGUUUUUCAAAUUUUACAAAGCUACUUAAAUUCCCAUCUCUUAACAAAAAAAUCUGGGGAUUGAGUUCCACGGUAUGGCCAUAUUGUGUUAAAGCCCAUCACAACUUCACAGUUCCUCAAUAUUGGUGGGUCUUAACUAAUUCCAACAUGGGAGACAAAUUAAAUGGUGCUAGUGCUAAAUAACCUAAAUUGAAUUUUAAUAAUCUGUUGUAAAAGCAUUGUAAAUAUAUACAAUUUAAAUUACUGUGAUAAAUACAGUGUCAAAACGAAACAAUUAAAGUGACAGUGCUUUGAUGUAUAUACUCACAAUGCAUAUCAUAUAUUUUCUCUAUGAAAAUUAUAAUUAGUGAAAUUACAAAUAUGGGGAUUCAUGCCGCCCGACUGCUAGCUUGAGCUCUUAAUAUUAAAUAAAUCUGUACAUUUCUGCUUGCUGCUUGUUGGCUUGUUUGGCAUAGGACUUUGUGUUUAAAUAGUGUAGGUUUUCUAACGGACACAUUUCCAGUAGUUUCAUGUGUUAAAUCACUCCAACUUCACAUGAUUUAUCUCAUAAAUCUACUGGUAAUAAUAUGUAAAUAGAAGAACCAUAGUAUUGAAAGAAAUUAAACAGGAGUAGUCCCAGAAGAUUGGAAGUUAGCGAAUGUUGUGCCCAUUCACAAGAAAGGUAGUAGGGUGGAGUCGGGCAACUAUAGCCCAGUAAGCCUUACUUCAGUAGUGGGGAAAGUAAUGGAAACCAUGUUAAAGGAUAGGAUUGUUGAACAUCUAAAAUCACAUGGAUUUCAAGAUCAGAGACAACAUGGGUUUACUUCAGGGAGAUCAUGCCAAACUAAUCUUAUUGAUUUUUUUGAUUGGGUAACUAAAAUUAUAGAUCAGGGUGGUGCAGUAGACAUUGCUUACCUAGAUUUCAGUAAGGCUUUUGACACUGUUGCACAUAGAAGGCUUAUCAAUAAACUGCAAUCUUUAAGUUUGGAUUCCAAUAUUGUUGAAUGGGUAAGGCAGUGGCUGAGUGACCGGCAACAGAGGGUUGUAGUCAAUGGAGUAUAUUUGAAGCUUGGGCUUUUCACCAGUGGGGUACCUCAGGGAUCUGUACUUGGACCCAUUCUCUUUAAUAUUUUUAUUAGUGGUAUUGCAGAAGGUCUUGAUGGUAAGGUAUGUCUUUUUGCUGAUGAUACUAAGGUAUGUAACAAGGUUGAUGUUCCAGGAGGGAUAAGCCAAAUGGCAAAUGAUUUAGGUGAACUAGAAAAAUGGUCAGAGUUGUGGCAACUGACAUUUAAUGUGGAUAAGUACAAGAUCAAGAUAAUGCAUCUUGGACGUAAAAACCCAAGGGCAGAGUACGGAAUAUUUGAUAGAGUCCUAACCUCAACAUCUGAGGAAAGGGAUUUAGGGGUGAUUAUUUCUGAUGACUUAAAGGUAGGCAGACAAUGUAAUAGAGCAGCAGGAAAUGCUAGCAGAAUGCUUGGUUGUAUAGGGAGAGGUAUUAGCAGUAGAAAUAGGGAAGUGCUCAUGCCAUUGUACAGAACACUGGUGAGACCUCACUUGGAGUAUUGUUCGCAGUACUGGAGACCGUAUCUUCAGAAGGAUAUUUAUACUUUAGAGAGAGUUCAGAGAAGGGCUACUAUACUGGUUCAUGGAUUGCAGGAUAAAACUUACCAGGAAAGGUUAAAGGAUCUUAAAGGACCACUAUAGUGCCAGGAAAACAUACUAAUUUUCCUGGCACUAUAGUGCCCUGAGGGUGCCCCCACCCUCAGGGUCCCACUCCCGUGGAGCUGAGGGGGGAGGAAGGGGUUAAACUUACCUCUUUAUUCAGCGCCGGGCGGGGAGCUCUCCUCCUCCUCUCCUCCUCUUCGGCUGAAUGCGCAUGCACGGCAGGAGCUGCGCGCGCAUUCAGCCAGUCCAUAGGAAAGCAUUCACAAUGCUUUCCUAUGGACGCUGGCGUCUUCUCACUGUGAAAAUCACAGUGAGAAGCGCGGAAGCCCUCUAGCGGCUGUCAAAGAGACAGCCACUAGAGGCUGGAUUAACCCUAAUAUAAACAUAGCAGUUUCUCUGAAACUGCUUUGUUUAUAGAAAAAAGGGUUAACCCUAGCUGGACCAGUCACCCAGACCACUUCAUUAAGCUGAAGUGGUCUGGGUGCCUAUAGUGGUCCUUUAACGUGUAUAGCUUGGAGGAAAGACGGGACAGGGGGGAUAUGAUAGAAAUAUCUAAAUACAUAAAGGGAGUAAACACUGUAAAGUAGGAGACUAUAUUUAAAAGAAGAAACCACCACAACAAGAGGACGUAGUCUUAAAUUAGAGGGGCAAAGGUUUAACCCCUUAAGGACCAAACUUCUGGAAUAAAAGGGAAUCAUGACAUGUCAUGUGUCCUUAAGGGGUUAAACAUAACUUCAGGAAAUAUUACUUUACUGAGAGGGUAGUGGAUGUAUGAAAUAACCUUUUACCACUUCAGCUGGAAGUCUAACACAGUAAUGGAGUUUAAGAAUGCGUGGGAUAGGCAUAAGGCUAUCCUAGCUAUAAGAUAAGGCCAGAGACUUAUGAGAGUAUUUAGAACAUUGUGCACACUAGAUGGGCCGAAUGGUUCGUAUCUGCCAUAACAUUCUAUGUUUCUAUAUAAUGCAAGACCGGACAAGCCAGAAAUCAUCAGAGCUCAAACAAGCAGCCACUCAUUAGAAGCAGGCUGUAUAUUACAGACCUGCUUUAUAAAGAAAGGCUGCUUAGAAAGUACCAGGCACACUAUGUACCAGUGUUCAUUUUUGCGGCAAUUUUCAAUUUAGUUUUGGUCAUAGUCUUUUGACUAAAAAGCCAUUUUAGUUUUAGUCGUAUUUUAGUCAUCUGAAUUGCCUUUGUUUUAGUCUAGUUUUAGUCGACUAAAUCUCCAGUAGAUAUUAGUCGACACAACUAAAAUGUAAUGGGUUUAGUUAAAGCCUCAGUCUAUCUCUUUUGCCUCUUCCCCAGCCCCUCUGUGUCUCUUUGUGUCCUCCCAGCCCCUCUAGGUGUCUCUCUCUCCCAAGCCCUGGUCUGUCUCUUUUGCCCAUUCCCCAGCCCCUCUGUGUCUCUUUGUGUCCUCUCAGCCCCUCUAGGUGUCCCUCUCCCAAGCCGUGGUCUGUCUCUUUUUCCCCUUCCCCAGCCCCUCUGUGCAGUGUUGAUUUUGGUAGCAAAGUUCAGUUUAGUUUUAGUAAUAGACUUUUGACUAAAAAUCCAUUUUAGGUUUAGUCGUAUUUUUGUCAUCUGAACUGUUUUAGUUUUAGUUGACUAAAUCUCCAGAUUUUAGUCAACACAACUAAAAUGUAAUGGGUUUAGUUAAAGCCUCUAUAUGUCUCUCUUUCCCCUUCCCCAACCCACCUGUGUCUCUGUGUACCCCUCCCCCCCCUCAAUCCCUCUAGGUGUCUCUCUCCCAAGCCCUGGUCUGUCUCUUUUGCCCCUCCCACAACCCCUCUGUGUCUCUGUGUGCCCCCAGCCCCUCUAUGUGUCUCUCCCAAGCCCUGGUCUAUCUCUUUUGCCCCUUCCAUAGCCCCUCUGUGUCUCUUUGUGUGUGUCCCAGCCCCUCUAGGUGUCUCUCUCCCAAGCCCUGGUCUGUUUCUUUUGCCCCUUCCACAGCCCCUCUAUGUCUCUGUGUGCCCCCAGCCCCUCUAGGUGUCUUUCUCCCAAGCACUGGUCUGUCUUUUUUGCCCCUUCCCCAGCCCCUCUGUGUCUCUUUGUGUCCCCCCCAGCCUCUCUAGGUGUCUCUCUCCCAAGCCCGAGUCUGUCUUUUUUUGCCCCUUCCACAGCCCCUCUGUGUCUCUGUGUGCCCCCAGCCCCUCUAGGUGUCUCUCCCAAGCCCUGGUCUGUCUUUUUUGCCCCUUCCCCAGCACCUCUGUGUCUCUUUUUAUUUUUGCUGGCAAAUUUCAAUUUAGUUUUCUGACUAAAAAGCCAUUUUAGUUUUUGUUGUAUUUUAGUCAUCUGCAUUGUUUUAGUUUCAGUCAACUACAUCUCAAAAAUGUCAGUCGAAAUAAUAAACAUUGCAGCAGCUCUGCUUCGAAGAGCACACAGGGCGAUGACUGAUGACAUCACCGCUCUGUGCAGGAGCCUAACGGUCAGAUUCUAACUCAGUCCGACCGAAGGUGUAUCAAUAUGGCAGAGGGUUCUAGUGUUCUGUGAAAGUAAGGACCAGAUUUUCAAGUAUUUUUACAUCUACGUCAUUUAAAAAAAAAAAAGUCAUAUCUUUUCAUUGCAUACUGCAAAGAUUCUUAUAAUACUAAAAUAUCUGGGGACAGUUGUCCUUUAAGUUUUACUUUUCUAUUCUUUUGACAUGGCACCAUCUGCUUCGAGCCUUGCCAACUCCAAUAAGGAAUUGGCUAAUCAGGAGUAAUGUAUUCUCAAAGGAAUGUGGGCCACUAAGUGUCUUUUGUGUUCUUUGUCCUUUUAUAGUACAUGAACUCCGGUCGUUGCCAUGGCCACUGGCAACAGACACACAACCCAUCAGUUUUUUACAGCAAAGUGAACUUAAUUAAUUAUAGUUUGUAUGCCUAGUGCGUAUUGAAACAUCCUAACUCAAAGUACUGAACCGACAUAAACUUUCUAUGGUGAGUUUUCCAUCUUACUAUGCUUGCACCUUUUUAUUGAAAGUUUUGUUUGAGCUGCCGUACACAUAAGAGCUCCAUGCACAAUGCCAAACGUGGCUGUAAUGGUGUAAAAACGCGCCAGCAUUGGGCGGUAAUGGCUAAUUAUUCUCUGGAGUGAUAAGUCACGCUUUGUCAACUGGCAAUCUGAUGCAGAAUUCUGCUUCUGCAAAUGGUAACUUCCAUGACAGUGUGAAAGUGUAUACUUUUUUUUAAAAUUUAUAGUGGAAUAUUAAGGGAACACUCCGGGAAACCAUAAUAGCAUCAUUGGAAUUCAGUUGUUAUGGUACCCGGAGCUUACCAAGUAGUUUAACACCAAGAUCUUGUAUCCAGCCCUGUUUAGCUCCUCCCCAUUAUCCUUCCACUGCUGUUGGAUUCUUGAAAGAGGAAGCCUCGCAGAACCGUGGAAAGUGGCGCAACUGAUUGGCGAGAGCCUCAGCUGACGCUCUAAGCCAAUCAGUAGCUCCCCAUUAAUAAAAGUAGCUUGAGAAUUUUUUUACGUUUCGCAAGCCAUUUUGUUAAUGGGGAGCUGCUGAUUGGUGUAGUGCGUCAACGUCUUAUCCAAUCAGCGGCGGCCCUCUUCUUGGCUGUCCGAGACUUCCUAUAUCUGAGUGAAAUGGAGGAACAGGGGGCAGAGCUAAACGGCGCUAGAUACAAGACUUUGGUUUUUAUUAACCCCUAAAGCUGGUGCCAGGGACAUCCUAACACCAUAACAACAUAAUUCUGAUAAAGUUGUUAUGGUGGCCAGAGUGUUCCUUGAAUAGUCUUGGUCUCGUUUUCUUUGUUCAGGAUAGACUGCUUCAUUCCAGCAAUAAGAGAUCCAAGUGCUUCCUAGUUAGUGAUAGCAAUUGUUUCAGUUUUACAGUGGCUUCAUUAAUCAUUAUCCUCUCAUUCUGGUCUAUUGUGUCUGAUCUUAUUUCGUAAUAUCUUACAGUCCCAGCAUUUUUUUGUAAACAAUCUGCUGUAGGUAUAAGCCAGUCUGCGCAGUGAGAAUUGGGUGCUGGGUGUAUCUACACCAUAACCUUCAAAGCAUCAAUCCAACCAUAACAGUGAUGCAUAGAGUGACCAUUCAAUGCUCAUGAGUUUGGAGCGAAAUAUUAAAUGAGUAUAUUUUUUGACAUAGUAUAUUCAUGAAAUGUAGGUACGCCUGGUGGUCUUCAGCCAUUUCAGACCAAACAAAAUAUCCCCAUGUAUUUAUUAAAUACUCUGCUGAUAAAAUCUGUCCUCCCCCCCCCUUCUUCAACCUUUAACUUUUCAAAGCAGUAUCGCCAAACGUGCUGGUAUCAUACUGCCCCCUGUCAGUCUGUCUACUGUGAACAUGUGGUUCUAUGUGUAUACCCCAAAGGGUCUAAGUAUACCCGUUCCAGCAGGUAUAAUAGGUUAGUCACACACAAUGGUUUUCUUUCCAGUAAAGAAAAACUGGACAGAGAUUUUUGGAGACAUAUAUCCAAACUUCAGAAUAUUCACAAAAUUAGCUCCAAGUGUUGCUCGCUUCCUGGCAUGCAUGUGUAGAACUCAUAGAGUGCCAGAGAAAUGCUGUGGACAUGCCUCUGGCAUGGUUUAAAUAUGCACGGGGUUCGUUUUAUGACAGGUUUUGUGUGCCUUUUUUUACAUUGCCGGGAUGACCAAUACUGCACUGCAAGCAAACUAAGGACUGUAACAUAAAUGUGUGAGUGUGCUAUCUAUUUAUAUGCAGCAUUGACGUUCAUAGAGCGGGUUCCAGUCACUGGAGAUGUAACUGCCUAGACUCCCUCCCCUUUGCUAUGUACGUGUGUUACAGGGAAGCCAGUAUUUUCUAUUGCAUUUGUACAUCUCUCCUGCUGACUCUACACUCGCGCCCCACCCCCCAUCCCCCCCACCACUCGUCUGAUUUUUCUGUUUUCUUCCAUACUGUCCACCUUAUUCUCUUCUAUCUCUUCUUCUGCCCGUUCCAAUUUUCAUUCAUGGUUUGCGUUCCCUCUCCAUCUUUCUCCCCCUCUGUCUCCAUUCAUGCUUUUUUUUUUUUCUUCUGUGUAUCCAUUCAUAUUCCCCCCCUGCCUAUUUUUCUCUCUCUUUUUUGCUCUCUGCCUCUUUGCGUCUCCAUUCAUACACCCCCUCCCCUCUCUGCGUCUCCAUUCAUACUCCCCCCACCCCCCUCUCUCUGCGUAUCCAUUCAUACUGCUGUUUUCCACCCACACUCUUCUCCGCUCUCUGAAUGUUAAUGACUGUGGUGGAGCUGAGGGUCAUAGACGCAUGAAGACGUGAUCUCCCUACAUUAUGGCUGGAAGGGGGAGGGCAGACAGCCUGAACCAGCCUAUUCCAUUUUUAUAAAAAUUGGUGCAGAGAGAAAUGUGUGUAAUAACUAAAAUGUGCUCUAUGUUGCAUGUUUCUGUAAUUCCACCUGUUGAUUUAUAUAACCUCAUCAUAUAACCCCUCAUAUUGGGCUCUAUAACUCCUCCUAUUACUCCAUAUAACCUCUCCCUAUAAUUCCUCCUAUUACUCCAUAUAACCUCCCCCUAUAACUCCUCCUAUUACUCCAUAUAACCUCUCCCUAUAACUCCUCCUAUUACUCCAUAUAACCUCUCCCUAUAACUCCUCCUAUUACUCCAUAUAACCUCUCCCUAUAACUCCUCCUAUUACUCCAUAUAUCCUCUUUCAAUAAAUCAUCCUAUUACUCCAUAUAACCUCUCUAUAACUCCUCCUAUUACUCCAUAUAACUUCUCUAUAACUCCUCCUAUUACUCCAUAUAACCUCUCUCUACAAAUCCUCAUUUUACUCAUAUAACCUCUCUAUAACUCCUCCUAUUACUCCAUAUAACCUCUACCUAUAACUCCUCCUAUUACUAUAUAUAACCUCUUUAUAACUCCUCCUAUUACUCCAUAUAUCCUCUCCCUAUAACUCCUCCUAUUACCCCAUAUAACCUUUCCCUAUAACUCCUCCUAUUACUCCAUUAACCUCUCCCUAUAACCCCUCCUAUUACUCCAUAUAACCUCUCCCUAUAACUCCUCCUAUUACUCUAUAUAACCUCUCCCUAUAACUCCUCCUAUUACUCCAUAUAAACUCUCCCUAUAACUCCUUCUAUUACUCCAUAUAUCCUCUCCCAAUAACUCCUCCUAUUACUCCAUAUAAACUCUCCCUAUAACUCCUCCUAUUACUCCAUAUAUCCUCUCCCUGUAACUCCUCCUAUUACUCCAUAUGACCUCUGCCUAUAACUCCUCCUAUUACUCCAUAUAAACUCUCCCUAUAACUCCUCCUAUUACUCCAUAUAUCCUCUCCCUGUAACUCCUCCUAUUACUCCAUAUAACCUCUCCCUAUAACUCCUCCUGUUACUCUAUUUAACCUCUCCCUAUAACUCCUCUUAUUACUCCAUAUAACCUCUCCCUAUAACUCCUCCUAUUAUUCCAUAUAACCUCUCCCUAUAACUCCUCCUGUUACUCUAUUUAACCUCUCCCUAUAACUCCUCCUAUUACUCCAUAUAACCUCUCCCUAUAACUCCUCCUAUUACUCCAUAUAACCUCUCCCUAUAACUCCUCCGAGUGACUAAUGACCUAAUCUCCGCUAAAUCCAAAGGUCAUUACUCCAUAUUAAUUCUCCUUGACCUCUCUGCUGCCUUUGACACCGUAGAUCAUGCUCUCCUCCUUCAAAUUCUUCAAUCGCUCGGUCUCUGUUACUCUGUCCUCUCUUGGUUUUCCUCCUAUCUCUCCCAACGCUCAUUCAGUGUCUCCUUUUCCAAGGAUACCUCCUCCCCUCGUCCUGUCUCGAUUGGAGUUCCCCAAGGGUCUGUCCUUGGUCCCCUUCUAUUUACCCUUUAUACUGCCUCUCUAGGUAAACUUAUUGCCUCUUUUGGAUUCCACUACCACCUGUACGCUGAUAACACUCAGAUAUACCUCUCCUCCCGGACCUCUCCCCUGCCGUCCUGCAACGUGUCACUGCUUGCCUUUCUUCCAUCUCUGACUGGAUGUCCUCACGCUUUCUGAAACUUAACCUCUCUAAAACUGAACUCCUUGUCUUUCCUCCUCCUAAUACUGAUCCUCCUCUCUCGCUCUCCCUUCAAGUCAGUGAUACCCACAUAAGUUCAUCCCUGCAAGCGCGCUGUCUUGGCGUCAUACUUGACUCUGGUCUCACCUUUGAGUCUCACAUCCAGUUUGUUGCCAAGUCCUGUAGGCUCCAACUCAAAAACAUAGCCCGCAUUCGCCCCUUUCUUACGCAAGAUGCUACCAAGGAGCUUGUCCAUGCUCUAGUAAUUUCCCGCAUGGAUUACUGUAACCCUUUACUGAUUGGUCUCCCCAAAAGCCGUAUUGCCCCGCUACAGUCUGUAAUGAAUGCUGCAGCUAGACUGAUUUUCCUCUCUAGUCGGUCCUCUCACACCUCACCCCUCUGCCGGUCCUUACAUUGGCUCCCUGUAUGCUAUAGGAGUCAAUUCAAAGUGCUAACCCAUACAUUUAAAGCACUGAACAAUUCUAGCCCCACUUAUAUCUCUUCACUAAUCCAUAGAUAUGCCCCUCCUCGUACCCUCCGCUCUGCCCGUGACCACCUCCUGACCGCUGCUCGCACCCGUACAGCCAACUCGCGCUUGCAGGACCUCUCGCGGGCGGCUCCUCUCCUAUGAAAUAGCUUGCCUACUGCCAUCAGACUCUCCCCUAGUCUUCAAUCAUAUAAGAAGGGCCUUAAAACCCAUCUCUUCAGGAAAGCUUAUGGCCUCCCAGAGUAAUCUCUACCUUACAUACCUGUCUCCUGCUCUCUCUCCUAUGGGACAGUGCUUUGCUCUCUCCUCCAGCUCUGCUUCACUCCUACUUGAUAUUUCUUGUCCUAAUGUUUCAAAUACCCACCUCCUAUAGUCUGUAAGCUCAUUUGAGCAGGGUCCUCUUCAACCUAUUGUUCCUGUAAGUUUUCUUGUAAUUGUCCUAUUUAUUGUUACAUCCCCCCUCUCAAAAUAUUGUAAAGCGCUACGGAAUCUGUUGGCGCUAUAUAAAUGGCAAUAAUAAUAAUAAUAACCUCUCCCUAUAACUCCUCCUAUUACUCCAUAUAACCUCUCCCUAGAACUUCUCCUAUAACUCCAUAUAACCUCUCCCUAUAACUUCUCCUGUUACUCCAUUUAACCUCUCCCUAUAACUCCUCCUUUUACUCCAUAUAACCUCUCCCUAUAACUCCUCCUAUUACUCCAUAUAACCUCUCCCUAUAACUCCUCCUAUUACUCCAUGUAACUUCUCUCUAUAACUCCUCCUAUUACUCCAUAUAACCUCUCCCCAUAACUCCUCCUAUUGCUCCAUAUAACCUCUUCCUAUAACUUCUCCUAUUACUCCAUAUAACCUCUCCCUAUAACUCCUCCUGUUACUCCAUUUAACCUCUCCCUAUAACUCCUCCUAUUACUCCAUAUAACCUCUCCCUAUAUCUCCUCCUAUUACUCCAUAUAACCUCUCCCUAUAUCUCCUCCUAUUACUCCAUAUAACCUCUCCCUAUAACUCCUCCUAUUACUCCAUAUAACCUCUCCCUAUAACUCCUCCUAUUACUCCAUAUAACCUCUCCCUAUAACUCCUCCUAUUACUCUUUGUAACCUCUAAGUAUAACUAUUGUUACUGUACAGCAUUCUCCUCUUCAUUCAAUUCUUUCCCAUGUUGUUGGUCAGUUACCCAGUAUAGUUGCCUUGAUAACGCAAUCUAAUGCUGUAAUUCCUUUAUAUUCCCUCAAUGUACUAAUAUGCCUCUCAUUUUAACAGGACAAUAGCAACCAAGAGAUGUACUCAGUAGACCCACAGCGCUAACGUCACCUUCCUCGAGUUCCUGUCUAAAGAGCAUCCUGGGGCCUUGCUGUGCAGGGUCGGGGUCCACUUCCCAUCUUCAUGUCUGUCCAACCUUUGGACACCGGGAUGAGCUUGCCUACCCAAUCUGGUGAGUGAUAGCUCAUUAAAGGGGUUCUGUCACUUUUAUUAUUACAUAAUAUUUUGGGAUAUUUUGUUGUAUUUUCCCCCCAUAUUUAAUAGAUAUGUGUUUGCAAAGUCUUAAAGAAUAAGUUAAAAUGGCUCCGUCACCUCAAACGUGCCUUUUCUUAUUAUUUCCUCCUCUCUUCCUCUUUCAGAAUCUGUUCUUCUUUCCUUCAUUUAUAAUUUGUUUCUUUUUAAAAAAUAGAAAGGUAGGGACUUUAUUUUACGAACGCGUGACAAUUGUGACAAAAGGGUGGCGUUUAAAGCGAUACCGGCAUCCAUCCCAAAAAAAAUCAGUAUUUCAUACAAAAUAGAUUCUUUAUGAAAUGCUCAUUAUAACGGUGUUGGAAUUUAACUUAAAUUCACUGACAAUUCAACCCAUAUAGUAACAGCAAAGUAGCCCAGACACUCAAGGUCUUCAUACAUACAAGCUAGACAUCCAACCCAGUCAAGAGGUAUACAGAGAUAAAGUAGGGACUACUUUGUCUCUGUAGUUCUCUUCUGCCUGACUUUCUUUGACACAAGGUGACACAAGGGGGAGGCUAAGUGUAAAUCCCUGCAAUCGUCAACAGUGAUAGCUGCAGGGAAUUGGCUGUGUUUAUGAAGGAUACCACAGUCUUGCGGGAUCACCCAUAAACCUCAGUGCUGUAUGCUCGCACAUGCGUAAGAGUACAGCAGUGACGUCCGCGCCAAGGAUCACCACGCCGGACCAAGAUGGUGGGGCCCACGAGGGAAAAGUUCAGGUAAGAAAUCUCAUCUUUACCUACCCCCACUUUUCCAUUGGACCACCAGCAGCGAUGUCACCGUAGGGAGACUUUGCAAAUUCUCCAAAUGGUGACCGUGUCGCUUUAAGGCAAGCUCCACUUCCUUUGUCAAGUUUCAGGUGACACUGCUACUUUAAAUAUAGAAAUCCACAUCUUUCUCCUGCAGCUGAGAGCCUCCACCUUUGCUCCCUGUCAGUCAUUGUUAUAGGCUUUGUGUUUGACAUUGGCAGUCUGCGUAGAGAAAGCAUACAGAGGAGGAGAAACAGGAACUAUGAUUCUGUAUCUCUUUCUCUGAUGCAAUAUGUGUCCUGGUUGUGCCAGGGCUGACAUAUUAUGAUGUCAUAUACUAAAUCAUUACAAUACAUUUGAAAAACAAGUGAACAUCAGAUAACAAAAGUUUUUAACACUUUUUAAAAAGCGUAAACUCCAUAGAAGUGACAAUUCCAGUCUAGGAAAGUCUAUAUUAUGGCUUACGUACAAUUCAUUUAUAAUAGUUAGUCUUUCUAUGGUGGGAUUUGACUGAGCUCAAUGUUUUAUGCACACGAUACAUGCAAGAUAAAUAUAUCAUUUUAUCUAAGUGGUCAUUGUGGCAUCCCAUAAUUACUAGCGGUAGGUGGCAUGCUAGUUAUUAUGCAUAUGUGGGUGGGUACGAGCAGGCGGGUGUGGCAGCCAUAUUGUUACCAAACUUCAUGUCAACAUGAACUAUAAUUGUGUAUAGAUUGCUGUUCUGAAAGAAAAAAAACACAUGCAAAAUUAGAUUGUCAAAAUGACACUUUUUUUUAUUUUUCAUUUAUUUGUUGAUCCUUUAUAUAAUGGUAAUCAAAAACCUAUCACACAAACUCUGAACUAUUUGCAUAAACGCUAAACUCUAAUUUUUCUCACUUACAGUACGUAUUCUAAAAGUAGAUAAAUAAAAAUGUCUAAUACUCUACUUCUAUGCUUUUUAAGGUCCCUGAUGGUACUGCUAGCAGUUCAGUUUACUAAAAUUGGCUAUGGAACGUAAAAGGAAUGCCUGAAUUUGAAUAUAAUGCCCUCAUACAAUAGUGUCUCUGUAAAGUUAAUAGGGAUGUGACAGAUCUCAUUCACUCCUUCCUGACUGUAGGAAUGGUGAGAUAUUUCACUGUUUGGAAGGUGGUGAGGUUUAUAGCCUCUUUGUAGACAGUGAAUGGGUGGAAUGGUUUCCCGGCAGUGAAUUUUACUUGUCUACAUCGGGGUGUCCAAAAGGCAGAUCCCCAGUUGUUUGAAAACUACAAUUUCCUUGAUGCCUUGUCAUUCUAUAGGCAUGCAAAGGCACGCAACGUAUCAUGGCAGUUGUAGUUCUACAACAUCUGGGAUCCCCCUUUUUGGAACCCCUGGUCUACAUGUUCUGCAAAGCUAAUGAAAGUUAAAAUAUGUACACACAGUUUUAAAGGGAGAAGGAGUUAAGCUCUGUCAAUCUUCAAAAAAUGAUUUUUGAUGAUUUCUAUUUGUCAUUUUAACAUGUCACUAUGCUAAUCUUCCUCCGCAAGCCAGCUUGUAGCUCUCCAGUUGUUUCAGUGGUUAUGGUGCUUAGAGUGCCCCAUUUACAUCUCGUUGUAGUGGUUAUGGUGGUAAAAGUCUUGAACUCUGUCCCUCUUUUUUUCAAAUUAUUUUGGAGUAGUUUACCAAAACCAGGGCCCUCACCAGUAUCUACACUGUCCAACCGAAACUGCAGUGAUAGGCUGGGGUGGGUUAGCCUUUUGAAACUAAGGCUUUUAACGCCAUUUGGUUGAAAUAUCUUUGUUCUAUACUGCUAUGAAUGUCAGAUGAUUCAAUAGAUGAGAAUUUGUACCUCUUCCCUCUUUUAUUUCGGUGUGUGUGUGUGUGAGAUCCAUUUUUACUUACUACAUUAAGUGUGACAUUGCUGGCAGCUUACAUCAGUUGAAGUUUUGUAUUAUUCCUAAUCUUUCUAAAACUUACUUGAUUAGUCUAGAUUUGUAUAGCCCCAGUCCUUUCAGAUGGCAAUCUGCCAUUGCAGAUAAGCAAAUAGAAUGAGGGUUACAAGUAUUUAAUACUUGGUACUAAACAAGCACUUUAAUGAGUUUAAUGAAACGGUUUCUUUUGUUUUAUUGUAUAUUUAUUUUUUAUGGCAGAACGACUGUGGUUUCAAAACCGAAAGUGGCUUAGUAAGUGCCAUAACCACUGCAGUUUAUUGUAGUAGUUAUGGUGUGAGGAGCCUUUUUGGUUUGAUUAAAACAGGGCACGACUUCUGCAUGGGAUGUUAUAGUGAACUGCAUCCCUUCUAAUGUGGCGAUAUUGCCAUUGACCUUUUCAUCAUUGACCUAGACCACCUACAUCAUUGUAACAUACCAAACAAGAAAAAAGAAAGCCGUCUACAGGCAAUGGCUGUCUAAAAAAUAGACUAGACCACUUAGCCUGUAGAUGGUCACACUUUAUAAGACACUCCAGUUGUGUCUUGGGUCAUAACCCCUGAUUAAUAAAACUAUAAAAUACUCAAAAUAACUAGUACCCGAGUAUCCACUGGAAUAAUGAAUAGUAAUGAUUCUAUACAAAGUGAGAUAUAGAGAUAUAUAUAAUGAGAAAAUACAAUAAAGGAAAAUGGGUCAGGUGAAAGUAGAAAAUAACUGCGUAAUGGCAAAAAACUCCCUUCCUAAUGUCUCUAAAAGUAGAUACUGCAGUACACAGGUUUAGACUUUAAUAUAUAAUGCUUCAUAGGUCAAUAUCUGUGACUGCAGGCUGGUAUCAAUACAUCCAAAGAAUAUAUAAGAGACAUUAAGGACUUGCAUUUACCUAGUAAGUCUCAAGCUGUGGCAUUAUAUAAGAUAUAAUACUAAACUAAAUGAAAGAAAGGAAAAUCCCCUAAGGGCGUUCCUAAACUGGCAAUGAAAGAAAAAUUGACAAUAAAAGUAAAAAAUACCCACAAGUCCUAGGAAGUAUAGUGUAUAAAAUAAAGGAAAAAAAAAUAAAAAUAAAAAAAAAAAAAGCGAUAGCUCCUAAUAUGUGGCAUAUUAUAUAACAGAUCCAUUUGUGGAUAUAUUUUGUCUAUUCAAUAAUUUUGGACUUAGUUUAUAUGUGGCAGUUAUUAUGAUAGAUACUACUCUUAAUACAUUUUAUUUUUUGGAUUAUUUUAUAUCCAAUAUAUAGUAUCUAUUUAUACUCUUCUGCUUAUUCAGUUACUUAUGUCCCAAUAUGCUAGCAAUUGAGUACAUGGCAGUUAACAUUAUAGAUACUUUUUUGAUACAAUUUACUGAUUGAAUUAUUUUCAAUAGAUCCCACAUAUAGUAUCUAUUUAUAAUUUUCUGCUUACUCAGCCUCUAAUGUUCCAAUAUGCUAGCAAUUUAGUAUUAUAUCUUAUAUAAUGCCACAUUUUGAGACUUACUAGGUAAAAGCAAGUCCUUAAUGUCUCUUAUAUAUUCUUUGGAUGUAUUGAUACCAACCUGCAGUCACAGAUAUUGACCUAUGAAGCAUUAUAUAUUAAAGUCUAAACCUGUGUACUGCAGUAUCUACUUUUAGAGACAUUAGGAAGGGAGUUUUUUGCCAUUAGGCAGUUAUUUUUUACUUUCACCUGACACAUUUUCCUUUAUUGUAUUCUCUCAUUAUAUAUAUCUCUAUAUCUCACUUUGUAUAGAAUCAUUACUAUUCAUUAUUCCAGUGGAUACUCAGGUACUAGUUAUUUUGAGUAUCUUAUAAUCAUUGUUACAUAGCUUUUGAUAUUGGGAAAAUUCAGUAUCUUAAAAAAAAAAAAAAAUAAUAAUAAUUUUUUAAAUCAAACCCCCAUUGGUGUUGAUAGGGGGUGGGUUGAGAAAAAUACAUACGGUUCUCAAGCCAUUUUGUAAAUGGGGACCUACUCAGACUCAAGCGGAUGUGGAGGGGGCAGAUCUGAACGCAGAUCUGAACGCCGGACAGAAGACUUUGGGGUUAAAUCAUUACUUCAUAGUUUAACCCCUGAAAGUAACCUGACACCACGGACCUCCAGGCAACAUAUUAACUUCCUCUUGAUUAAGUUGUCAUGGUGCCCAAGUGUUCUUAUAGCUGUUGAUGAAUCCAGAGCACAGAGCUUUUAAGAACAUGAACAUAGAUGAUGGUUUGGUAACAGGGAAAACUGUAAAAUUGAGAAAAAUGGAAUACUACAACGGUAACUGCCCAGAAGUAUUUGCAAGAAAUUCCUGCAUGUAGAAGAAAAGUAUGUGUACCAGUGUACAUAUCUCAUAGUAUGUAAUGACAUGAAUGGGACAAAAGGCUCAACAGAGCGAUGGUGCUAAGUUGCUAUGGUUACACGGAAAUGGAUUUUACCUGGCUGUGCCCACUGGCUGCAAAGAAGUGGGUUUGCUAUGGCGAACAUGAGCGUGUGCUUUCAGACAGAGUAAAGACACAAUGCAAUAUAUGAGGUCACAUCCUCCCAGUACUCUUAAGUCUGUACACUGCACAGCAGUGUAAGGUAGACCUGAAGCAGUCACUGGUGCAGAAAGAAACAGGUCCUCCUCUGCUGGAUACCAGGACAACUACCCUCUCACAGCAACAGGACAAAUGUGAGGGUGAAUAGGGAGGCGGGGUAGUUCUAUGUUUAGGAGUUACAGUCCUUAUCUGAGAGCAUAUAGAUCCAAUCUCAGCAUUAAUUGACAGGUGGGAAAGGGACCAAACUCUUAAAGGGCAAUAAAUAAAAAUCUAUAGGUUUGCUAGCAUUUUUACUAGUACAGUGUACAUAUGGAACUAGUUGCCGUUUAAUUUAAGCUAAUGUUGUGCUUGGCAUGACAGGCACACUUCCUUUUUUGUUGUUUGUUUUGUUUAGAUUACAUCCUACCCCCCCUUUUAAAGUUAGAAAAAUAGAAGUAAAAGAAGAAAAUAAACCAUUAAAUUGAUCUGUAAUCAGUGAUGGGACAUUCUUCAUUGAAGGAAUGUUAAACUCAGUGCUUCUCUGUGAGAGACAUUAACAGAGUUCGGCUUCAUCAUGCUGUUCAUAAUGACACAGAAUAUGAAAUAUAUUACAUUUUUUCAAAAUGUGUAUUUUUUUCUGUAAACCUGUGAGACCUGUUCGCUCCUGCUAGGAGUCUUCAUUAGCUUUCCUGAGCUAAGCCCUGCAGUGCACGACGAGAGCAUCAGCUGCAGUGGAAUGGUCCUUUAAGAUGUGAGGUUUUGGUCCUUAGAAUAUUCCUUUAAACUUACUGCUGGCCAUAUCAACAAUACUUUCAUCUUGCUAAAUUGUUAUAAUUUUUGCUACAGUCAUAAAAUAUUUUCGCCUUCAUGGGAAACUCCAAGUCUGUAGAAAACACCCUAUAUCCCAACCUCAAAUGGCCAGCAGGGUGAGGGGGUGUGGAACUGGGCUAUUCUGGGAAUUAAACAAACACAUUUCUAAAUACAGUGUACAGCUUUGUAAUAUCCUCCUAUAUACAUAAAGGUCUGAACAACCAGGCAAGAGAAGGAGACCUAUUUCAGAGAUAUAUUAGGAUCCUGAGGAACUUGGACGUUUUGUUAGUAAAUAACUAACUCUGCAUGUUUUCUACAUUUUCACAGAGCAUGUGAAACAAAUGAGAGCAUACACAAUCUAUGUAUAUAUAUUAAUAAAUCUCUAACCGGGAUUGAAAGCAAUGUAAGUUCAAACACAGAAAUGAAAGAUAUUCAAUAAACAAAUUAUUUUAAUAAUAGAUUCAAAUAAGAAUAUAGAUUGCAAAACAGUUAAAAAAUAAAUAAGUACAACAACUAAAACAACUCUGUCACCUUCUGGGGUCAUUGGAUAUUUUGCAAAGACCCCAAUAACGAUAUUGCCACUUGCUUCUCAGUAGUCCGAGAGCCUUCAUCUGCCAAGAGUGCACAUCAGCGCACAUGCAUAGACCAUGCCCUUUUUCCUCACAGCUAUCAUUAGUGACACGUGGAAUUGACAAAACUUGACAGUGAAAACUCUGCGUUUGUCAACUUUUGUUAAAGGACCACUAUAGGCACCCAGACCACUUCAGCUUAAUUAAGUGGUCUGGGUGCCUGGUCCAGCUAGGGUUAACCCUUUUUUUAUUUAUAAACAUAGCCGUUUCAGAGAAACGGCUAUGUUUAUAAAUGGGUUAAUCCAGCCUCUAGUGGCUGUCUCAUUGACAGCCGCUAGAGGGCUUCCGUGCUUCUCACUGUGAUUUUCAGUGUGGACUGGCUGAAUGCGCGCGCAGCUCCUACCGCGCAUGCGCAUUCAGGUGGAGAGAAGGAGGAGAGCUCCCCGCCCGGCGCUGGAGAAAGAGGUAAGUUUAACCCCUUCCUCCCCCCUCAGCGCCACGGGAGUGGGACCCUGAGGGUGGGGGCACCCUCAGGGCACUAUAGUGCCAGGAAAACGAGUAUGUUUUCCUGGCACUAUAGUGGUCCUUUAAGUGUAGGAAACAUGCAUAAAACAUAGUCCCUACUUUGUCUCAUGAUUUUACUGUAUUUAAAUUAUGGUGUUAAAGUUACAGGGAACCCACACUCUUUUUAAGGUGCAAAACCAGACCUGAGGCUGGCAGACCCAAUACAUAAGUAGAAAAUGCAAUAUGGUCCAGGCACUCAAGGGUAAUAAGGAGGCAGAUUUAUUGAACAUUCAGUGCAAGAUUGAUAAAGAUCUAAUUUGAGGUCAAAACUUUGCUGCUGUUAGUUCACGGACUGAAUCUUCAAUAAAACUGUAUUACCCUUGAGAGCCUGCAUCAUCUUGCAUUUUCCACCUAUGUCUGAAUGCCCCUUUCCUAGCUGCUUGAGACUAUUCCAGCUUUGUACUAAAUUAAUUUAAAUAAAACAAAAGGUUUAAGAUACUCUAGAUCUAGAAUGGAUAGUUUUCCCCAUGAGUAAAUAUAGCUUAGACCAUCACUUUGUCACUCACAGACAUCUCUAAGCACAGCUAUCAUGGAGUUAAUGCCUGGCUGUCAAUAAGUUAGGAAGACCCACUCAAGCCUAUUCUUUUAGCAUAUCGGACUGAUCCCACACACGGACAGUCUGCAAAUUAUGUGCAGACAGAUCAGCAGAGAUAAAGUGUCCCCAGACCGUGUAGGCUUCCUUUGUGAAGCCACAAGUUGAGACCUCUUUAGUGGUUUACUCGCUAUAGGAUAUACUAUUAAAGGACCACUAUAGGCACCCAGACCACUUCAGCUUAAUGAAGUGGUCUGGGUGCCUGGUCCAGCUAGGGUUUCAGAGAAACUGCUAUGUUUAUAAAUGGGUUAAUCCAGCCUCUAGUGGCUGUGUCCUGACAGCCGCUAGAGGCGCUUGCGUGCUUCUCACUGUGAUUUUCACAGUGAGAAGACGCCAGCGUCCAUAGGAAAGCAUUGUAAAUGCUUUCUUAUGAACUGGCUUAAUGAGCGUGCGGCUCAUGCCGCGCAUGCACAUUCAGCCGAUGAUGUCGCUAUGGAGGAGGAGGAGAGGAGGAGGAGAGCUCCCCGCCCGGCGCUGGAGAAAGGUAAGAUUUUAACCCCUUUCUCUCCCCCGAACUUGGCGGGAGUGGGACCCUGAGGGUGGGGGCACCUUCAGGGCACUAUAGUGCCAAGAAAACGAGUAUGUUUUCCUAGCACUAUAGUGGUCCUUUAAGGUUUUGAAUGUUCAUGGUGAAGGUCUUCCAAAUUGACAAAGAUUAUAUGACUGAUCUAGUCUGAACUUUUAACAUUGAGAGUUCCACACUUGCCCCUACAUAUACAGUGAAAUAUUUGGCAUGAUAAUCAGCCACUUGGGUUUAAAUUUGAGAUCAGGUUCUAAUGGCUAAAGCAGUUUUGUUGUCUUAGUUGCAUCCUUAACGCAAAGCUAUAAAGCAUCUCAUUGUAACUGUACUAACAGUGGCUGUCUGUUAUGGAGGAUAUGCUGUUUGCUUCACAUGUUAAAUAUAUGUCCCAGAGAUGAGUUCUGUGUUAAAUAACAGGGUUCAGCUAAACAUAUAAACACAGCUUACACCAUCCUUGUUGCAGGUCUUAAUUCCCGUCUUGAUGUAUUUGUAUCGGCAUUUUUCAUAAGGAAUUGCCUUAAUGCUAAUAGAACAGUAUUUAUCAAACAGCAACUAGCCUUGUAUGUUCCCUACCAUGGCUGCUCGCAAACUAAUGCCAAUCUCCAGCCAAAUGCACUAAACUGGAUCGACGUAGUCUUGAACCAAGAUAGCCAAGUACAAAUAAGCUGUGCUAUUUAUGAGAAUAGUCUAGGUCAUUGACUGCGUAAUCUUAACCGUCUUGUAGAUUUGAUGGUGGGGUUCUACUCCCAUAACCUGGAACUAUGAAAAGUUAACCCUAAAACAAGUGACUCAUUUGGUGUUUACUAACCAUAACAAUCUUUGUUUCGAUGUGAACUCUCUUAGCCAAAGGAGUAUCGGCCAUCUAAAACAGCAUUGUGGGGAGAGCUUACAUUUUGGUUGGGUUUAAAAAGAUGUGCAUGCAUUUGGUAGAUGGUGGGCUAAGGGAAUUACUGGAGUGGGAUAAUAUGUAUGGUCAUGUAUUUUGGCAAUGAUGAAUUUAGCCUCUGGUAAGCAUUUACUCUGAAUUUCUGUAGUGCUCCUACUUCGCUGUCUUUAGAUGAAGUUCUAUUUUUGAAAUAUCACCAUGUGCCUAUCUGCACAUAUACAAUUUUUAAAGUACACUAAAAUAACCCAAUGUCGGCAGGGUUUGGUGGUGUUUACACAUGUAGCAGGGUUACAUGAGGAUAAUGUGAUGUUUCCAAAUAGCCUCUUGCUUCUAGCUCAUCUAUUGCAAAACUUAAAGGUAAAUUCAUUCCACUGCCCAAAUUAAAAUAAAACAAAUCACUAUUUCAUAGAUAUACCCCCAAUGUAAACUUGCAUGCAUUUAAGCAUGCACUUUUUUUUUCAAUUUGGGGAAUAUCUCACUACAGUUUGCAAAAGCUGCAGGUCUCUUGUCUUCAGCCUUUUCAAGCCCUUCCCCUUUUCCCCCGCACAGACUUUCUGUGGCUGUCCAAUCACAGACCUCUUUGCAAGAUAGGUGCUCUGAGCAAUUGCUGCCUCUUGGGUUUAGCUCCACUGAGCUAAUCAAACCAGGAAGUAACAGGAUCUGUUGUUUGAUCAAAAGCCGGGUUGUAACAAGGUUGGUUUAUAAAUGUGUCAAUCUCUACUUUAUAUAAAAUGAAAAUGAGGACUCCGUCUUAAUACAUAAAGCAGGGGUAAAGAUGAGUAUUUGAACUUUUAAGACGUUUUAAUGUAAGUUUAGCUUAUUUUAGAUUAUUUGAUAAUAUUCACAAUGUUACAUAGUUACAUAGGCUGAAAAGACAUCCAUCAAGUUCAGCUUUUCUCAUAUCUGUUUUUGCUGUGGAGGAAAAAGAAAACAAUAAUGUCCUUUUAACCUGAAACGGACAACCUGCAUGCUAUAUGAAUGAAAGUGUCCCUUUAUUUUAUACUUCCCUAUAAAAUACCAAUAACUUGUGAUUUCAAAAUGGCACAUAUAGUCCACAUUGGGUACCAGUCUUUUGCCAUCUUCCCAUCUUACUUAAACUCGCUUGUCUUUCCUAUUUUUAUCUUACAUUUGGGUCGGAUCCACAUAAGCCUGUUGGAUGUUUUUUGUUUUUUUCUGCUUCACUUUCACCCUUUAUCCAUGUUCCUGUCUUAUCACACAGGUUUAUACACUGAACUUUGAAUUGUAAUGAACUGAAUAACAAAAUCCAGGUUAAAAUAGUUGUCUUUGAGAAUUCUUUUAGCCAAACUCAAAGCUUGACUCUACUAUUGGUGCAAUAUGAAGCUUUUUUUCCCCCGUAUUAUAUAUAUAUUUUUUUUAAUCUUCAUGUGUUAAUCUUUUGGUAUACCUUCUCUCCAUUUCUCCUCUAACCACAUUGCUCACAGUCUCGCCUCAUUAGCAAUUGAUGUCUUCUGCUCACCUCUCUUUUUCUUCUCUCCUUUCAUCGUGCUUCAAUCUAUCAUUCUCAUUUUUAUUUCAUUCACCUGUUACUUUAUGUAUUUGUGCUGUGAAUUCCCCUCUCUUGCCUUCACAUUGUGUCUUUAACUCCAUAUUCUUCUCCCUACUGGGCUCUAGGGAAGCGUUCACCCUUUGCAAGUCCUUUAUUUAGUCAUACACCACGGUGAACAUGAGAUCUGUGUCCCGAAUGGCACAGAUCUUCCUCCGCUGCUCUUUCUGUUCGUUAUGAUGCCAUAUCCAUAGCCUGACAUUCUGACAGAGCAGGAUGGCACCAAGAUCUCCGAGAUCUCUCUUUCUCUGCAUUCACAGAACUCCAAGUGAUAGACCAAGUGCACCAAGACAUUUCUCAGGCUUCCUACCCAAAAAAAAAUGUAAUUGAAGAGAGAUCAAGAGGCAAAUAUAAACAUACAAGGUGUGUUUCUCCCAGGUGUGUUGCCUGAUGAUGUAAUAAAUAUAUCCACGUGCCUAUUAUUUGGACUCUAGUUUUUAUUUCACCAAUAAAGUUCCAUGAAAUUCCAUUAUAAUGACCCUGUUCCAUCACAAUUUCCAUGCCCCUUGUAGAUUUAACACCACAUUUAACAGCUGGAUGUGUGGAUAAUUCCCCUGCAUUUCCCACUCUUCUCACUAGAGGCCAGCACUUGAAGGGAAAACUGCAUUUGAGUUUACCGGUAUAUAUGCAUGUCAUUGUAAGUGUAUGUGUGUGAUUGAUAGGGUUCGUAGUGUCUACUAUUUUAUGUAGAACCACCUGAUCUCAAUGGUAUUGGGAAAUAAACAAUUUCACUAUAUUAAUUUAACAGAAUUGCUAGCAAAUACAGACUCAUUGUACUGUGCUGGUUAAAGGGACACUACCGUGACCCUUAAUGUUUUUAUUUUUUGCUUGUGUGUUUGUUUGUUUGUUUUAGAAACCAAAGUAUUUACAAUACAGUGCUAAGUCCACCGCUAGUGGCUGUCAUACUGACAGACAUUAGAGGUGCUUCUCCUGCUCUGACCAUGUCAAACUCGGUCAAGUGAUGCAGAAGCCCACAGGAAAGCAUUGCAUACAAUGCUUUUGUAUGAGAAAGCUUGAUUGUGCUCAUGGUGCUCACUGCGCGCGCAGAUUAGGUCCCCAGUGCGCAGGGAGGUGUGCAGCACUGAACCGAGCCUCAGCGCUUGGGAAAAGGUGAGUAUAUCCUGGCGCUUGCUUACAAAUCCCUACAUAAUGCUGCUCCAACAUACUUAUCUUCCCUCAUACACAAGUAUGUCCCGUCGAGACCCCUGCGCUCAGCCCAAGACCUACGCCUAUCCUCUGCCCGGUUCCCCACCUCUGAUGCUCGCCUUCAAGACUUCUCCAGGGCUGCACUUAUUCUGUGGAACUCCCUUCCCUCCUUAAUCAGACUUUCACCCAGCCUCCACUCCUUCAAAAAAUCUUUGAAAACUCUCUUCUUCAUUAAAGCGUAUCAAUUAAACUGUCAGCAGGUUUCUCAUCCCCCACCCCAUGACUUCUUUCCUGCAACUGUCAAAAAUGACCUACCAAGCACUCAAUAAACCCUUCUCUAACAAACUAUGUAAUUCCCCUACUUUAACCCUUUGUGUCACUAUACCCCACUCCCUCUAGCAUGUAAGCUCAUCGAGCAGGGCCCUCAACCCCCUCUGUUCCUGUACGUCCAGUGGUCUGAUCUCAAUUAUGUGUCUGUUAGUCCUCCCAUUGUACAGCGCUACGGAAUUUGUUGGCGCUAUAUAAAUAAUAAAAUAAUAAUAUAAUUAAAAUGUAAAAUUUUUAUGGCAAACUGAGCGGGACCUUCAUAGAUCUAUGGACAAGGACAUUGUAGCAUUAGGAAAUACAGGUUUGUGCUCCUAAUGCUGUAGUGUUCCUUUAAUAAGCUAAAGGGAAAAACGAAAUUUUCCGGGAUAUCACAUUCUUACGUGGUGCUCAACAGUAUGCAUGUGAGUCCAUGAAUAUCUAGUGGAACUGGAACAUUUAAAGGAAACCUACUGGACAGAGGUCAGAGAAACAGACGGAUCUUAUAGUCCUGAAAAAAAUUACUAUUUUAUUUGUUGUUAAGUUUAAUAAAGUUAACUUGCCUAGUUUCCAGCGCCCAGACUUCUCUGCUGCUGCCGCCGUCCGUUCAGCCUCCGUCUUCAUCAGCAAGCCAGCUGACGUCUCCCGUAUUCUCAUCCAAUAGACAAGAGAAGCAUAGGGGAAGAGAUAUGAAUGCGCGACAAAAAGCAACGAAUGCCCAAUCAAAUACUCUCAUGCUCUGAUCAGCAUUUGAUUGAAAAAACAAUUCUGACUUGGUUCUCACAGAGGAAGCUUCACUGGUGACUGUCAGGAAGAUAGCCACUAGAGUUGUGUUUAACCUUGCAAUGAAAAUAUUGAGGUUUCUAUAGAACCGCAAUGUUUUACAUUGCAUGGUUUAAACACAGGUACACUGCACCCAGUCCACUUCAUUGAAAUGAUGUGGUCUGAGUGCCUAUAGUGUCCCUUUAACGUUUCUUCAAUUACAUCUCCCAUAAACAUCCACCAAUCAAUUUGCUUUCCUUGUGGCCGGGCUAGGUUUAUGCAAAAGAUAGACAUCACUUUGGACUCAUUCUGCCCCCUAGUUUUCUUGGAAUAAUUUAAGUUUGUUCUUAAACAGAAAUAACAUGACAUGAUAUUGCAGCAAUAAACGGGCUCAGAUGUCUGCCUAUUGGAUUUAUAUGAUUGGGAGGUAUUGCCAUUAGAAACUCAGCCUCGUAGUCAAGAAUGCUUGAAUUCCAAUAAAUGUUUGUUAAAGUGUAUUACAAAACAGUGUGUUCCACUGAGAAUUUAGGACAACAUAGCCAACUGAAAAAAUAUUCUGUUCAUCAUAUAUCCAGAGACACUGUCACACGUGGGUUUCAGCACAACCUGUUCACUAACUAAAAAGUUAGCUAACUGUUUCCUUUUUAAAUACUGUUUAUUCGUUUUUAAUUCACAUCAAAUGCUUGGCUGUUGUAACUGAGCCAGAGCAUAACAUGCAAAUAAUUUUAGCUGCCAUAAUGUUAACGUGUGGGAGCCGUGAGGUCACAUGUGUGCCUACAGAACUUUUGAAAGAAUGCCCAUUUUUUUCCACUCAAUAAAUAAUCUCAAAGCCCUCGAAGUGUUCAAACUACAGGCAGGUUCAUUGGAUCAAAAGUAGCAGAGCAACAACGUUUCACCCUAAUAAGAGGUUGAUAAAGAUGUCUUAGGUUGAAACGUAGUUGUUUUGCUACUUUUGAUCCAAUAAACUUGCCAGCGCUUUCUUCUCUUGCCUUAUCGUUGUGGGAUUUGCUGGUCCUGCUUCAGUGCACCUAAUGUAAACGGGAAUUAAGUGCGGUUCCUUUUUGAUUUUGAUUAAAAAAAUAUUUUUUUUACUGAAGUCUCAUUGGGAAAACCUCUUUUUUGAAGAGUCCUGUUAAUAGAAAACUGUAAGCACCAAAGCCACUACAGUGCACUGUAGUGGUUAUGAUGCUGGAGUGCCCCAUUGUAAGUAGUCUAUACGUUUUAGAAUGGGCACCGUGACCCGUCUCCUUUACAGCUCAGUGGGAGACAGAAACCUCUCUUCACUGAAUUGGUUAGGAGCUAUCAGCUAAUGCCGUCAGGUGGUUUAGAAGCGUCUGGUCAUUCCGCCACACUGACGAGUAAGUCUGUGCCAGGGAAGAAGAGGGGACUUGUAGUAGCUGGGAAUUUCCAAAGCUGAUCUUGUCAACCAUGUGUAUCCGAAUGACAUUUCCUUGGAAGAAACAAUUAUAGAAUAGAUAUCCAAGGCUGCUUUUUAGUUUUGUGUUUUGGUGACAAAAUAUUGAUUUCAUAUAUUUAGAAUCCUGCUUUGAAUAUUUGGCUAUGAGAUAUUAUUGUUCCUGAAUUGUGGUAAAACGCCAUAUUGUGUUUAUAGCACAUACCUAAGUGCCAGUGACUCUCAUGUUGUAUACAUUGAUUUUGUGCAUUUCCCCUUCACAAUAUGAAUUCAUUUGGGACCUGUACACAUUGUACAGCAUAUGUAAUAUGUAUAAGUAGCUAUGUGGAAGGCUGUUAUAGGAUUACACAAAAAAGUACUUUAAGUAGAAUAGAACUGAGUGGAGCCCAGUAAGUGGCCAUUAUUCUCCCAGGAAGGGAUUGCUGUUGCCAUGGAGGUUUGCAGAAAAUGUUGGAGUUCCGUUGGCUCUCACUCAAAAUAAAUCACAGAUUGCUACUGGCUUCAAGGAUUUAGAAACUGUAUUCCUAGUUGGAAUCCUAUGAUUUAUAUAAUUAUCCCAUCUUAAAAGUGAGCUGGUUGUCCAUAUCAGUUCUGUAGGCAAUUUGCCAUAAUGCAUUAGUUCCAUGCCCCAUGCUUGUAUGAAUUUCUUCUCAUAUGUCUUGCAUGGCACAAUUUGUAAAAUGAAGAAUAAGUAAAGAGGAGAAAAGGGGGGUGGGGGGGAAUGAAAAGCUCUACUCGACUACAACCAUCUCCCAACUGUCUAGAAUUAAGCUCCCGUAUCAAAAAUUCUAGCGGUGAGAUUGUAAUGAUGGUAAGUAUGUCUGUUUGACGAGUACCAAAGCCCAGGGUGGGAGCCUCAGGUAACCAAUUUAGGAUGGAUAGUCCCUAUUUUAGGUCCAAAUCAUUUUGUACCUCUUUUGUGCCUUAAGGUCCCUCUUUUCUAGACAGAUCAUUAACACCCCAUAAUGUUUUGAACCUACAGUAAAUGUGUUUAGAAAUCAGUCAAUGUAAAUAAGAUACAUUGUUCCUGUUCUAAAUUACAUUUUAGUUGCAGAAAUUGUUACCACUAAAUUACCUAAAAUGUCUCAGACAGGUCCCAAAUUAAAGUGUCCCUCUUUGUCCAUUUGAAAUGUUGGGACGUGUGGUGUUGGUAUAAUUUUGAUGAGUCCCUUCACUUUUGGUAAAAUAGUUUUCAAAUAGUUUGUCAAAAAAUAGGCUCUCCUAACACCCAAACUCUGGCCUCUCUGCGAGGACAGGUACAAUAAGGAACUUCAUUAACUUCUCUACAUAUCUCAAAACAGAAUGCACGUGUUAUGGUUGAUUAUAUAUUUCCUACCUAUUCUAUGUUAAACUUUGUGUAUAUUGUGUAUAAACCCCUUAAGGACACAUGAUAUGUGUGACAUGUCAUGAUUCCCUUUUAUUACAAAGGUUUGGUCCUUAAGGGGUUAAAGGGCCACUAUAGUGUCAGGAAAACAUACUCGUUUACAUACUCCUUGGGUCCCCCUCACUCACUGGGCCCCCCUCCCGCCGGGCUCUAGGGUGAGGAAGGGGUUAAUCCCUUACCUUUUCUCGAGCACCCGGCUCCCUUGGCGCUGGUGAAACUCCUCCUCCUUUCCGUGUCAUGCUGAAUGCGCAUGCGCGGCACAAGCCACGCGCGCAUGCAGUCAGUCCAUAGGAAAGCAUUCUCAAUGCUUUCCUAUGGACGCUGGCAUCUUCACACUGUGAAAAUCACAGUGAGAAGCGCCUCUAGCGGCUGUCAAUGAGACAGCGACUAGAGGCUGGAUUAACCCAUAGGUAAACAUAGCAGUUUCUCUGAAACUGCUAUGUUUAAAGCAGGCAGGGUUAAUCCUAGAUGGACCUGGCACCCCGACCGCUUCAUUGAGCUGAAGUGGUCUGGGUGCCUAUAGUGGUCCUUUAAUAUUGUUUUUGUAUUUUAUUGUACCAUAAUGUAUCAAUGCAAUGUUUUGUGGACCCAGAACAUACUUGAAAAUUAGAGAAAUCUCAAUGUAUCUUUCCUGGUAAAAUAUUUUAUAAAUCAAUAAAUAAAUAAUAUUUGUACAAAUCGGUGUGCAUUCUUGUACAAAAAUCAGAGGGGGCAUCCUUAUAACAAACAACUGUAGGGCCUUUGGACGAUUUUAAAAGUGCAUGUAUGAUCUUAAAUAGCCAUUUUAAACAUGUAGCAUUUGCCCUAGUUGUUCCCAAUAUAUCUUACGUUACACAUUUUAUAUAAUGUUUAAAGCCUGUUAUUUUUAGUUUCAGUGACAGGUUCACUUUAAGAUGCAAAGUUUACAUAAUCCCAACAGAGACACUAUCCAAGCAUAAAUUCAACCCUUCUCAUCCCAAAAUAGCACUUACACAACAUCGAGAAUAGGGAUUUACAGGCAGAAUUCUUCCUAUGCAGCCAUUACCGUGGUAAAGAAGUGUGCUGAGUGCUGAUUAACUGAUUUCCUCGCAUGACGCGUCAUUGAAGUGAAAACCAACUGCUCUGAUCUCUGCAAAAGUGCAAAUUUGUACUGACCCCUUCCCUGAAAGAGACAGGCAGAGUUGUUAAGGUUGGUCUGAUUAACAUGUCAUUAACAACUUAAAGGUGAAAUUCUGUCCAUUAACUGAGCACUCUACUGUGUUAACAAAAAGAUCUGUCAUUUCCUUUCCUCUUCAGUAGUUCUAAGUAUGGUGAAAGCCACAAAAAACAUUCCUGUAAUCAAUGCAGUCUCCCUGUGUCACAUGAUCACGGGCUCUUAUUAUUCAGACCCGUAAAAAUUAAGAAAGGGGAGAAAUGUCAUGUGAUUUUAAUAUUGCAAUCAGGAAGGGAAGCCGAUGAGGUAAAAUCGUUUCUACAUUUACACAAUAAUUUGAAAACGGGUUUAUAUUUGAAGCCUCGCCCCAGCAUAUAAAAAGAACUAAGAACGUUCUGCUUUAAAUUGUCUUAGCAUCGUGGGAGAUGGAGUCCACAUCAGCUGGCGUGAUAAAGUUAAAGGGCUACCCAACCACCAUGACCACUUCUGCUUUUAGGGAGUCUGUAUGUGCAGUGUUUCUGCUUAAAAUGCUGCACUUACAGAGAUAUUUACAUUUGGGUGCCUGGGGUUAGUUGCACGUAGGCAGCUGGUAAUUCUGUUGCGCCCUACAUAAUGUCAGUUCUGUGCAAAAAACACAUCUGUUUUCAACGUGCCGGCAAAUGGUGGCAAUUUGCUUCUCCCCUCUCAGCACUGCCUGCAAGGUAAAACCGUGAUUAUUCCAUCUUUUCUACCUCCCUGCCGCCCUGCAUUGAUCAUAGUUUAAUUUUUUUUUUUAAUUCCCUCGCCUACCUGGCUCAGAGGGUGUGAAUGUGCUCUGAGCCGGUGGAAUGGUCCAAUUAAAUGUUGAUGCUACUCUAAACAUUUUUUCUUACUUUUGAGAUUUUGGUGUGCCUUUUGACCUUGGAUGGAUUCGGAUAGCCCUGUUGUAACAUACUUUAAUCCGCUUUCUUGGUGAGAAAGCCUUGCAUGCUGCUCAUUCCACACAUUCUUCAAUGCCUAAUGAGACUGCUUUUGUGUCUGGUGGAGGUAACACAGAGGUAAAAAUAUAAAUGAUGAAAAUUAGCUCAGUGUGAAGAAGGAAACAAAACGAUAAAACAGUUAUUUCAUGUUUGGGUUUUCACAACACAUUUUAUAAAAUUGUCAUUUACAAAAACAAAAUAAUUUGUACUGUACAACAGCAAUGUUUUCAGUAGCAUAUUCAAAAAAGGUUCGACAUGGCCACUUGAUUUUGAUCGUGGUCUGGGUGCCUAUUGUGUCUCUUUAAGACGAAGGGUUAAAUACCUGUCCGCAAAUGCUAUAGGGGUAUUUUUAUUAUUAUACAUGGGAUUUACUGCAAGCCUGAGUUCUAAAUUAGACCUAUCUGCUUCCAGUAGUAGCAAACCAGUCAAAGAUCUCAUCUCAAUAUACUGCUGAGACAGCUCUAACCAAACUGACCAACAAUUUGAUUGAUUACUUUACUCUAAUUCUUCUUGAUUUUUCUGCUGCUGUCGACAUUGAGGAAUAUCAGCUUCUUUUUCUCGCCCUCUGCAAUCUGAGUUGACACGACUACUUUUUCAUCGUUCUUAUCUUACUUCUACCAAUACUCAUUCAAUGUAUUUUUUUCCUGGUAUAUCCACCUCACCCUACCUCUUUUAAUCGGCAUUCCCAAGGAUUUGUUCUGUUUUCACUAUGCACAACUUCUCUGGGUGAUCUGAUCAUUUACUUUGGAUUCCAGUGUUACGUUUCUGAUUGCUUACACCCAAACCUACCACAUUUCUCUUGACCUCUCUCAAUUCCUCCCGUAACAUGCCACCAGUUGCCUCUCCUCUAUUUGUGACUGGAAGAGUGGCCAUUUUCUGAAACUCAUCCUUUUAAAAGUAUAAAAUCUCUUCCUGCAAAUUCUCGUCUCUUUCUGCACCUUUCCCUUCAGGUCUGUGGUACUGACAUUAAUUCUUCUUUAGACUCACUGACUCGUUACCAGGGUUGUCCUCCUGCAAUCCAUAAUGAAUGCAACUGCCCACCUUCUCUUCCCACUGUCCGUCAUUACUUUGGUCCCUCUAUACUUUGUAAUUACAGGUAAAGGUCUCCAUGACAGUUUACCGAACUACCUGUCUUCACAAAUCUAUUUCAUCACAUCCUCUCCACUCUACUGAUGGAUUGAAUACUUACUUUGAGAAGGUACAUCAACUAGCAAGUUAAAUGAACACAUGAAACCCCUAAAACACGUCAGCUUGCUAAAUAUGUUUAGGAGUUCACAGUGUUUCCUCUUUGUCAUUAAUCAGCACUUUUUUAUAAAGUGACCAGAUUGCAGCCGCUUGGCUUUCACUCAGACAGCACUAUCAGAAGACAAUACUACUAAUCAAGUAUAAUGCAUCCUGCGCCUCAAUGCUUCUUUUGGAGAUGCAUCAGAUUGUCCGUGGGGAUCAUCAGUACUGAUGACCUCCCAGUGGGUGUCGGGAAACUGGGACAAGAGACCUUCUCACCACUGGAUUAAGAGAAGUUAACUCUAUUUACAUGUUUUGGGGUAUAAGUUUGCCCAGGAGACUACCUAACUCUUCAACGUUUUAAAGAAAUAUAGUCUACAUAGUAUAGGUAACUUCUUUACCGGACGCAUGUUCUUCGUUUUCAUUAAUCCUAGCUUUUCCUUUUUUUCCAUAUAAUCUUUACAGACGUAUGUAAUUAAUACACCUACAAUCCAUUUUCGCUUUAAUUAGCAUGUACUUUGCCAUUCUUUUUUUGUAGUUUUUUCCCCUCUUUUCGUUUAUAAGCUCAUUAGAGCAAUGCUGUCACCACCAUUUUUCUAUGUCUUUUCGAACCUACUUGUGUGUCUUAUCCAUCCAUUGUACAGCUUACAUUCACAUGUAUUUGCAGGUAUAUUGCACCCAUCAUCCAUUUAGGCCAGUGAUGUGUUCCUUAGGAUAAUACGGCAAUGUUACUGCUUUUGAUUUCUCAUUUUAGCUGCAAGGUCUAAAUACACAACCAUACAUCAUACCUGUUUUGGGAAAACAGUCCAUUGCCAACACAAAGGUCCUGUUAAUACUCCAUAUAUAGGGACUGUAUGUGAGAUCAGAGUAUUUUUACAGCCAGCAGAUUGAUACUAUAAUCAAAACUGCAAAAAGUCUCUAAGCUGGCUCUGCUUUCAUUCCUCCUACCUUGGCCUUAAAGUUUAAAUUCACUUAAAUUCUCACUUCAGUGAAUAACCCUGUAGGUCUCCUAACAUUGUACAAAUCCUGCCUCAAGUGGGCUGCGGUCAGUGAAAUGUGGGCUAUGCCUAGGGUUACCAGAUCCACCAUGUUUUCAGGGACACCUAUCAAAAAUACAUAUUGACGGGCAGCACAUGAAAAGGGUUGCCCUGUAGUAUGUAGAAUUCAGAAGAAGGUGUAUAAGAUUAAUUAAGAGUAAUUAGGCAAUGAAGAAUUCUGCGAUCAUGGUAGAUCUGGUAACUCUAGCUAUGCCACAAAAAUAAUAUAAAAAUAGUAGAUGUGGUGGACACCCGGAUAGGAAUACUGGUUUCGCCGCCAGAGAUGUCUUUUUCCCCCUGGUAGCAAACUCUGCUGUAGCAAACCUGGACCCUGUAGCAAUCACGAGUAUUUUUUCCCAUUAGCGAUAAUCCAAUAGCCAGUACAGCUUUCCCCCACAGGCAUUAGUCGACACUGAAUGAUGGGGGUGAACUGGUUUAUUGGAGGCCAAACACUGCCUUUUAUGCAACAGCCCCUGCAAGUGGUUUCUGACUCAACUUUACAGGGUAAUCCCUCCCAUAAUCCUCUGGACUAUUGGAAAAUAAACAUCUAAAUUAAAUUAUCUCUCAGGUACAGAACAUGUACAAUUUUUAUACACCCCAAAAUACACACAACACAAUCAGGUACCACCUCAAGUCUUAUAUCCCGGAUAGCCUGAAUCUGAGCGCACAACAUAUUCAGAUCCCACAAACGCAGCCAAAAUGCCACCAAGGUAAAGUUCUGACCGACCGAACACGAGGCUCCUGCCCAAAAUAGUUCCAUGGAAUCGGUGUUAGCAGUCGAUGUCUUUCGGGGGUAUGAAAACACACAAAAUACCAAACGUAGUUCUUAGCCCGUAUGCGAAUUACGUGUCCCUCAUUCGUGGGGAUGCUCCCACUGAACAGUGUUCUUUUCAGAUGAGUAGAAACAAACGCAGGCAAGAAUGGAAGUUCAACGGUGUUCGGGAAGUCGAGUGUCCGAUUUUAGUUCCAUGCACUCGACGACCCAACGACAACUGCCUGUAUUCGCAGCACAAAAUGGCCGCCACCACAUGUUCGUACAUACGAAUGGUGACCACCCAGCAGACCGUUUAGAACACUUCGGUUACAAUCGUUAUUGAGGUGUUGACAGGAGUGAUGGAGGUUAACAAGCAGCAUACGGGUGGUCUGGUAGUUUGUGGUUUUGUUCGUUAUCCAAACAAAACAAGAAUAAAACUUGGGUGAAAACAGUUUACCCAACGAACCGGAGAAUAAAAAGGGGAUUUAGUAAUCCAGUGACAGGGUGUUCUGUCACAGUAGCAAAUGCUAGAUCAGGUAGGUUCCUAGAAGUUGUAGAAGGCUGGCACAGCAUCAUGCGAGUUGUAGUUUUUAUUCCACAAACAAUGGGAAAAUGAUAAUACAAAUACACACGCUGUGAUGGGGCAGGAAGAAAAACAGCUUAACACGUUUUGGACAUAGAGUCCUUGCUUCGUAAGCUCCCUGACAUUUCCUUGUAUCUGUUGGUUACUGGGUUCUUAAGUGCCAGGAGUUUGCACCUUGCCAUAAUAACUUGCUUCCAACGUGAGGUAACCCGCUAUAUAUACCCGCAGUCCAAUAAUAAACACCAGCCUGCUAUUUAUGUGUGGAAUGCAGAGCAGCAAAUGGCUGUCAAGCUGCAGAGCAGCACAGUGUGUCUCUACCUGUGUAUAUGUCUGUGACUCUUUGUGUAUAUUUUUAUAUAUGUUGUGGUGGCAUUAUUUUUCCUCAAUACACGUUUUAACAUUUACAGAUUUUUAGGCUAGGUUAGUGUUUGGCCUAGGGGUAUUGUGUUAGGGUUUGUGUGUUCAGAUUAGUGUUAGGGUUGUGCGAAGAUAGGUUUAGAGGCUGAAAUUUACUGUUCGGACAGCAGUAGUGAAUUUAUGUCCUAGAACUGUCUGUGAUUAGUGGGAGCUACAGUCCAGGGUGGUAUGGAACAAGCUGGAUUAAAAUAAAAGGUGGUGACGCUUGUAGUAUUACUCCCACUAAGCUCGAGCGAAUGUCCCAGUUCUGGUGAAGAUUUGGGCCCCCAAAAUGCACAGAGGUGAUUCGGGCUUUAUUACCUAUUAGUUAUGGCAAAUAAAAAAGGAUUCUAAAACAUUAUAUGCAUAUCAUGUUAUUUAUAUUUGUGUGUGUUUAUAGAUAGAUCAUAUUUGUGUAAUACAGAGAGAGAGAGAGAGAUAGACGUUAUCAUUCAUGAUAAACCAAGAGAAGAAAUAUCUCAAUAACCCGAAGAUGGCCUUAUUUGCGCCUAAUAUACUCUUUAAAAAUCAGAUUUUUGGGGCAGCGUUUAGUGUGUUAACGUUAGAGCUAAAUUUAGAGUCCUUGUCUUUUUUAAAUCUUAGGGCCAGUGCUGGCACAUCCAGGAACUGAUGUGCUGAGAUUAGUGGGAGUUAAUCUCAGACAGCAUCGAUUUAUUGCAGUAAUAUAUUUAUAUACACAUACGUGUAUAUACAUUACAUUGUAGUCUAUCUCUUUAAAUGCGUGUGUGUGUGUGUGUGUGUGUGUGUGUGUGUGUGUGUGUAUGCGUGUCUGGCUGUCUGCUCUGUUCCUCCCUGUUAGUAUAGGUUCCCACUCUCCAUCCUAUAGUUAUUUCUGUCUGUUCCUGCGUGGAUUGUACCUCAAUAAGAAUAAAAAAAUUAGAUCUAUUUAUUUUUUUAAAUAAAUCAUGAAUUAAUCUGAAUUUAUUUUUUUUUAAUCUAAUUUUGUUUAUUUUAUUUUUUUCUUCCUGGGGAAUUCAUAUAUUUGUGUUCCCUGUCCAUCUAUCUCUACAUCUAUAUAUUAUUUUGGAGUACAUGUCUAUAUGACACUGUUACAUUGCCUGUAUUUUUGGUUGGGCAUCGGAUGUAUAUAAUGUAUACUGUGUACCGCAGUCUGGUAGCCGUUCUCCUUAAUCCCUUGGCACUGGCAGCCUUUGUCCGCAUGUAUACACACCCUCCGUCUCAGUAUAGUAUUAUAUUUAGGGUGGGGGGAUUAUUGCCGAGAUCCAUGGGCUCAGGGCAGUAAAUCCUGACCCACCAAAUUGUAUAUAUGUAAAUAACCAAUUCACUCUUCAUAUAUAUAUAUAUAUAUAAAAUUUUAUUUUUGUAGACUAGAGUACGUAUAUAGCUUGUAUCUGCCUCUCCCGUCCCCCCCCUCGUCCCCCCCCAUCAUGUAAAGCUGGUUCUAUUGUUUGUGUCUUUACUGCAUCCAGUCAUCCAGCUUCUGACCUCAACUCCCAGCAUCCUCAGUGCUGUAUUUAGACAGGUAGAGCAACUGUAACUGGUCUCAGCUCCACAUUCCCUCCAUGCAUGCAACAUUCACACUGAACUUCACGCAGAUACACAAACAUACACAAUCUUCGCCCCAUGUGUUUGAUGUCUCCCCCCCACCUCCCCAGUUUAUUUGUCUCUUGUGUGACAGCCAGGCUGUGUUAUUCCUGAGCAGUCCUUAUCCCCCAGAGCUCUCUCUUCUCUCCCUCUCGCUCUCUCCUGUCUAUUUUUAUCUGGCUCCUCCUUUCAGUUCUAUUUCAGUCUCUGUGCUGCAGAACCUUCCACUUGCAGCCCAGCGUUCACUAGGCAGGAGGGGGAGGGAAGGGUGCAGGCCUAACGAAACCUCUACCCACCUUCUAAACACCCUGGACACUGCCACCCCGACUUCGGACAUGGAUUAACUGUCCUCCGUGGGCGCCCUGAGCCUCUCUUGAAGAAGACACAAAAGUUGUGGGCUUGUUGGGAGAAGGGUGGACUUUUUAAAUUUUUUAUUUUUGUGGUGAAGACAGUUGGUUGCUGGUGGAGGGCAGGAUUGGGAGAGUUGGGGAAUGUUGCUGGUUCCCAGGGCCCUGGCGCUGCCUGAUAUGCUGCAGACUAUCUAUGAGACAGAGCCCUGUAUGUCCUCUGCAGAUGGAGUGAAGGGGCGAGAGCCAGCGCUGGAGCUCCUGAGCCGGGCACAGGGACACACGCUGCCUGCUGCAGGUGAGUAGAACCCCACCUCUGCUUCCAUCAUUCCUUUCAUCCACGGGGAAUUACUCCUGUUACAAACAGAAAGUCUCCCGUCACUCUACAUCCAUCUCUACAGAGAACAGAGUCCACGUCUCCAUUGAUUGAGAGAAUCAAGCUCCACUCUCACAAAUAAACAUGCUGAUCUGUAGGAGACUUUAACUAUCUCUCUCUGUGCUCUGUCCAUUAAACUGUUCUCUUUCCUCAUUUGUUGACACUUUCACUUCUCCACCUGUUAUAUGAGCAUGUUUUCUUAGCCCCUCUCACCAAUUCUCUCAGGUCCACUCCGUUCUUGAUGAUCAAGGACUGUCCUAGACACUUGUAAGCCUUUUGUGUUCUGCCCGAUAUUUCUAGCAAUUUGCAGGUAUUGGCUCAUCCUUUGCUUAUAAUUCAGGACCUCUGUUUUCCAUAUGUUGAACAUUAGGUCUCAGUAAUUAACACUGCAUGUUACCCUGUCUGUAAUAACAUCAUAACCUUUAUUCCUGAAGCAACAUUUGAACUCCAUACAGUCCCACAAAUCGAUCUGCCCUACUCCCCUUCUCCAGUACUGAAAGGUGUCCAGAAAUUACCCUCACAUACUAUGUUUUAAUGCUGGUUACACUAUAAGGGACCGACUUGUUAAUGAACACAUCAUAUUUCUCUUACACCCUGUAGAUACCCCCGUUUUCCCUCAUGUGUACCCUGUGACUGUGCUCCCCUGAGUACUCUUACAAACCCCCAGUUCUUCCUCACUGCGUAUUUUCUGGGUUCCCCCAGUGAAUCCUCUGGGCUUCCUCUGGGCUCCCUUGGUUCCCCCCAUGCUUCCUUUGGGCUCCCUUGGUUCCCCCCGUGCUUCCUGUAGGCUCCCUCGGUUACCCCCAUGAAUCCUCUGGGCUCCCUAGGUUCCAACUGUUCGUCCUCUGGGCUGCUUCGGUUCCCCCUGGAUGUACUUUGGGAUCCCACGAUUCACCCUGUGCAUCCUCUGGGCUCCCUCUGUCUCCCCUGUGCAUCCUCUGGGCUCCCUGUCUCUCCAGUGGUUACUCUGGGCUUCCCCUGUGCAUCCUCUGGGCUCCCUCUGUCUCUCCAGUGGUUACUCUGGGUUCCCUCUGUCUCCCCUGUGCAUACUCUGGGCUUCCUCUGUCCCCCCUGUGCAUACUCUGGGCUCCCUCUGUCUCCCCUGUGCAUUCCUUGGGCUCCCUCUGUCUCCCCUGUGCAUCCCUUGGGCUCCCUUGUAUCCCCCUGUGCAUCCCUUGGGCUCCCUUGUAUUCCCCUGUGCAUCCUCUGGCCUUCUUUUUAUCCCCCGUGCUUCCUUUUGGCUGCCUCAGUUCACCCUGUGCAUCUGCUGCAGCCCCUCUAUUCCCCCUGUGCAUCCUCUGUGCUCCCUUAGUUCCACCUGCCCAUCCUUUGGGGCUCACCUCUAUGUACUUUGGGCUCCUUUGAUUUUCCCUGUGAAUCCUUUUGGGGAUCCCCCUGUAUGUAGUUUGGGCUACCUCUGUUUCCUGUUCGUCUUCUGGGCUGCCUUAGUUCCCUCUGUGCAUCCUCUGGGCUCCUUCAGUUCCCAUGUCAUCGUCUGGGCUUCCUUUAUUCACCCGGUGCAUUGUCUGGGCUCCCUUUAUUCACCCUGUGCAUUGUCUGGGCCCCUGAAUUCCUUCUGCAUCCUUUGGGGUCCCCCCUGCAUGUACUUUUGGUUCCACCUCUGCAUCCUCUGGGCUGCUUCAGUUCUGACUGUGCAUCACCUGGGCUCCCUCUGUUCUCCCCUGUGAAUUCUCUGGGCUCCCUUGGUUUCCCCUGUGAAUUCUCUGUGCUGCUCCGGUUCCUCAUGUGAAUCCUCUGGGCUAUUUCGUUUCCUCCUGUGUAUCCUUUGAGGUUCCCCCUGUAUGUAGUUUGGGCUACCUCAGUUUUCCUGUUCAUCUUCUGGGCUCCUUCAGUUCCUCCUGUGCAUCCUUGUGGCUGCUUCAGUUCCCCCUAUGCAUUGUCUGGGCUCCCUGAAUACCCUCUGCAUCCUUUGGGGUUCCCCCUGUAUGUACUUUCGGCUCACUCAGUUCCCCCUGAACAUCCUCUGGGUUGCUUCAGUUCUGACUGUGCAGCCCCUGGGCUCUCUCUGUUCCCCCCUGUCAAUCCUCUGGGCUCCCUCGGUUUCCCCUGUGCAUACUUUGGGCUACCUCUGUUCCUCCUAUGCAUCUUCUGGGCUCACUCAGACACUCUGUGCAUCUUCUGGGUCUCUCGGUUCACCCUGUGCAACCCUGGGGCUCCCCAGUACCCCUUGUGCAUGCUCUGGGGUUCCCCCUGUAUGUACUUUGGACUAUCUCAGUUACCCUGUGCAUUCUCUGGGCUACCUCGGUUUCCUCUAUGCAUCCUUCAUUUCCUACUGGGCAUCCUCUGGGCUGCUUUAGUUCUGACUGUGCAUUCUCUUGGCUUCCUCAGUUAUCCCUGUGCAUCCUUUGUUGUUCCCCCUAUAUGUACUUUGGGCUAACUCAGUUACCCUGUGCAUCUUCUGGGCUCCCUCAGUUCACCCUUUGUAUUCUUUGAGGUUCCCCCUGUAUGUACUUUGGACUUCCUCAGUUCCCCCUGUGCAUCCCCUGGGAUCCUUAGAUUUCCCCAUGUAUUCAAUGUAUUUCCCAGUUCUCUUGUGCAUUCUCCAGUUCUCCCUCUCAGAGUAUCCCUUGGGCUUCCUCACAUCCUUCUGUGCUUUGCGCCUAUUCUGGGCUCUCUCAUUUCCCCACUCCCUUUAUCCACUGGGCUUCCCCAAUUCCUUUCUGUGCAUCCUCUACGCCACCAGCUCUCCCCCCUGACAUCCUUUGGGCUUCCUGAUCCCUUUCCCAGUCUGUUGACUCUCCCGAUCCCCAAUCCCCCCUGUGCUUCUUAUGGUCUCCCUUGUUUUCAUGUGUUUACUUUGAAGCCCCAAACCCAUGCUUACCCUUGAUCCCCAAGUCUUUCCUUAUUUUCCAUCAGCUUCUCUCAAUUUCAAUUGUACUAUAUUUGAUCUCCCUGAAUUUCUUCACCCAUUCUUCCUUUGGAUUUCCCAAUUAACCCCCUUGGUCAAUUUGAGCUCCCCGAUUUCCUCUAGUGCACCCCAAUUUCCUCACAUGCUACCUAUGGGAUUCUUCUGAUCACCCCAACUGCCCUCUCCCUAUGCCCAUCACCUAUGCCCUGCUUAUUCCUUUUUUUUUUCUACCCUGGGCUCUCCUGGAUUAAAACUCAUUUAAAGUCCCACUACAUUAUCUCUCCUCCCCUAAAUCUGCUUUGGGUCACCACUCAUCCCUCAUUUGCAGGUUAUAUUGAGUCUUAAUCCCCUCCCAAAUUUGGAGAUUGAAAUGCUAUGCAUUCACCUCCCCAACACUAGUAAUGCUUUUGCCUUCAAACAUUCACUAUUAUUAAUUUCACAAACCAGAUAGUCACUGAAUUUCAAUGACAGACACACUUCUCAUUCCAUAGGGUCUAUAUGUCCACAUCACAGACCCGAAUUGCUGUCUCUGUACCUCCAUUUACAGGCUGUUUUUCAGACAUAUUCAGCCUCUCUUCUGACCUUAUCUAAUCAUUCUUUAUCAUGUCGCUGUACCACAUACCCAUCUAAUACACAAUCAUCAUGCUUCUCACCACCUAAUAUAAAGGCAACAGGACACAUGACAUACCCCUCACAACCUUCUUAAAUAUAAACACAUCAGCACUCAAAUCUUUCACUUUAUCAUUAUAUGCAGUUAUCAGGAUACUUAUAUCUCACCGCUGGUUAAUCCAAACAUAGAUAUCUCUCACCUCCUCCUAAUAACACGUAUCAGAGCAUGAACUGCUUGCAUUCUCCAAAUACACCAUUGCCAAGAAACAUCUCUCAUGUCUUCCUAAUACACAUACAUAGGGGUGAUUACCUUUCACCUCCUAAUCCACAUACCUCACAAUACAUUGCCUCUAACCUCAUAAUCCACAGACUCCAGCACACAUCACCUCUCACCACCUAAUCCAGACCCCGGUACACCUCACCUCUUAAUCCACAGACCCCAGGUUACAUCACCUCCUAAUCCAGACCCGAGCACACAUCACCUCCCACCUCCUAAUCCAGACCCAAGCACACAUCACCUUCCACCUCCUAAUCUAGACCCCAGCGCACAUUACCUCUCACCACCUAAUCCAGACCCCAGGACACAUUACCUCUCACCUCCUAAUCCAGACCCCAGCACACAUUACCUCUCACCUCCUAAUCCAGACCCCAGGACACAUUACCUCUCGCCUCCUAAUCCAGACCCCAAGACACAUUACCUCUCACCUCCUAAUCCAGACCCAAGCACACAUCACCUUCCACCUCCUAAUUCACAGACUUUACGAUACAUUACCUCUUGUCUCCUAAUCCAGACCCCAGCACACAUUACCUCUCCUCUCCUAAUCCAGACCCCAGCACACAUCACCUCUCACCUCCUAAUUCACAGACCUUACGAUACAGCACCUCUCACCUCCUAAUCUAGAACCUAGCACACAUUACCUCUCACCUCCUAAUCCAGACCCCAGCACACAUUACCUCUCACCUCCUAAUCCAGACCCCAGCACACAUUACCUCUCACCUCCUAACCCAGACCCCAGCACACAUUACCUCUCACCUCCUAAUCCAGACCCCAGCACACAUUACCUCUCACCUCCUAAUCCAGACCCCAGCGCACAUUACCUCUCACCUCCUAAUCCAGACCCCAGGACACAUUACCUCUCACCUCCUAAUCCCAGCACACAUUACCUCUCACCUCCUAACCCAGACCCCAGCACACAUUACCUCUCACCUCCUAACCCAGACCCCAGCACACAUUACCUCUUACCUCCUAAUUCACAGACACACAUUACCUCUCACCUCCUAAUCCAGACCCCAGCACACAUUACCUCUCACCUCCUAAUCCAGACCUCCUAAUCCAGACCCCAGCUCACAUUACCUCUCAGGUCCUAAUCCAGACCCCAGCGCACAUUACCUCUCACCUCCUAAUCCAGACCCCAGGACACAUUACCUCUCACCUCCUUGCAAUACACAUGCCACAGGACAAAAACCUCUCACGUCCUCCCAAUACAGAUGCCAAAUCACAUCCCUCUCAUAUACCCCAAUAUUUGUAGAAAGAUUCAGUGUGUGCUAUUAACUGGUGAGAUAUAUAAAAAAUUUUUCUUUCUUUUUUUGUUUUUUUUGGUGCAUGAAAUCCCAGAAUUGUUUGUUUAUUUUUUGUUUUUUUGGUUAUGCCACACAUAUAGCGUGUGUUAAUAUUCAGACUUACUACAAACACAUAGUAACAGAUACUGCUUGGUAUAAUAGGGUGUUUCUCUUGGUAAUGAAUCCACUGCACAGUAUAUGCUAAAGGCAGACCAAAACCAAAGGGAAAAUUAGGGGCAGCUGGUAGCUAAUCAAAUUGUUAUAGGGCUCCCCAGGAAUCCUGUAGUAAAAACAGGGGGAAAAUGUAUUUUUCCCCUUUUAUUAAAAAAAAUGGGGGUCCUUUGGACCCUUAGUAGCUAGUGAGGGUCCUAUAUUGUGCCCCUAUACUUUAAAAAAAAAUGUAGUGGGCUCUUUGGUUUUGUCAAUAGCUCCCUUCCUUCAACCCAUGUUUUGUUGACAGUAAUUUUACCUGGCUGGAGGCAGCGAAUACACUUCUGUGUGAUGAACAUGUAGGGCCGUGGUGGCCCAUAUUUUAUUAGAAAUACAUCCCAAUUCUCCUGUUUUCCCGUAGGUGAGGCCCUCCGAAUUUCUCUAGCCUUAAUACCACGACACACCAGUAAUCCAUCGUAAAGCGCAUUCCUUUGGUCGUAUGAGUCUACCCCCACCCCCAACACAUUCUAGUGGCCUGAACACCUGGUUACUUAGUUGUUUACUACCCUAGAAGUGGGAAGGUUGUUUUGGUCCGCUAUAAAUGUAAUUAAAAUAAUAAAUUAAUAAAACAAAUAAAGAACAACAAUAGCUUCAUACUUAAAGGGGAACUGCCAUCGUUUUGCUAUUAACAAGUCUGUUUCACUUAUCCCAUUAACCCCUUAAGGACACAUGACAUGUGCGACAUGUCAUGAUUCCCUUUUAUUCCAGAAGUUUGGUCCUUAAGGGGUUAAACUUUAUUGUAUCGUCAUCAUUAACUGUGAUGUUGUGUGCAGCAGAGGAACGUAUAACUAUAAAGCACAUUGUCCUUCACAGAACAGUAUUCUGUGUGCACGCAGAAGUGUUAAAAGGACAUGCACAUGCUGCAUCAUGGGAUAUCUGUGAAUUGCAUCAUAUACUAAUGUGCUUUGAUAGCUUUUAAUAUGAUGUAAACACAAUGUAAAAACAAAAAAAAUGAUAACUGGCAUUUACUUCGUUCUCAGUUUAUGCAAAAAUAUUCAGGAUGAACCUUGUUUAGAAUAUUCAGCCCUUGCAUCUUCAUCUUCUGGCCGUGGAAAGAAGCCCUCUCCUCACUAAUGACUCUCUGCCCAUGUGCUAUGAAGGUUUUACAUUGGGUAGAGUCUAAUACAGUUGUUUUCCAUUAUCAGUUUUGUUUGGUACUGCAUUAUAAUGGGAACACAUGGGUGGCCUAGUUGAACGGAAUCUGUAGUCCUGAAAAUAACAAAUGUUGUUAUUUCAAGACUAUUCUCUCCCUUCCGCUAAUACACAGACAAUAGAACUCCACUCUCACCUUCUAUUAGAGAGAUACCAGAACUAAUCCCUCUCACUUUUUGCUAAUACACAGACACUAGAGCUCACCCUUCUUACCUUCUCAUAAUACGCGGACACUAGAACUCAUCCUUCUUACCUUCUCAUAAUACUCGGACACUAGAACUCAUCCUUCUUACCUUCUCAUAAUAUACGGACACUAGAACUCAUCCUUCUUACCUUCUCAUAAUACGCGGACACUAGAACUCAUCCUUCUUACCUUCUCAUAAUACGCGGACACUAGAACUCAUCCUUCUUAACUUCUCAUAAUACGCGGACACUAAAAACUCAUCCUUCUUACCUUCUCAUAAUACGCGGACACUAGAACUCAUCCUUCUUACCUUCUCAUAAUACGCGGACACUAGAACUCAUCCUUCUUACCUUCUCAUAUUACGCGAACACUAGAACUCAUCCUUCUCAUAAUACGCGGACACUAGAACUCAUCCUUCUUACCUUCUCAUAAUACGCGGACACUAGAACUCAUCCUUCUUACCUUCUCCUAAUAUGGAGACACCAGAACUGUUACCACUCAUCUCAUCCUAAUACAAAGACACAGGGACAUAAACCUCAUAUAGCCUAAUACAAGAAAUAGAAACCAGGACGCCUACCUUAGUUGCUAUCAGUUUAAGAAAUACCUGUGUAUACACUGAUCAGCCACAACAUUAAAAUCACCUGCCUAAUAUCAUGCUGUGCCCCUUGUGCUGCCAGAACAACUAAUGCGACAAGGCAUGGACUCCACAAGACCUCUGAACAUGUGGUAUGGUCCUGUGGUAUGUGCACCAAGACAUUAGCAGAAGAUCCUUUUAAGUCCAGCAUGUUGCGAGUUACGGCCUCCAAGGAUUGGAUUUGUUGAAAAUGUUCAAUCAGAUUGAGAUCUGAGAAAUUUGGAACCAAGGCAACACCUUGAACUCUUUGUCAUGUCCCUUCAAACCACUCCUGAAAAUUUUUGCUGGCAGGGUGCACUAUCCUGCUGAAAGAGGCCACUGCCAUCAGGGAACACCAUUGCCAUGAAGUAGUGUACAUGGUCUGCAACAAUCUCUAGGUUAGUGGUACGUCUCAAAGUAACAUCCACAUGAAUGCCAGGACCCAAACUUUCCCAGUAGAACAUUGCCCAGAGUAUAACACUGCCUCUGCCAGCCUGCGUUCUUCCCAUAACGCUUCUUGCUACCAACUCUUCCCCCAGGUAAACGACGCAGACCCACCUGACCAUCCACCUGAUCUAAAAUAAAUUGUGAUUCAUCAGACCAAGCAACCUUCUUCCAUUGCUCUAUGGUCCAGUUCUAAUGUUCAUGUCCGUAUUUAAAGCGCUGUCUGCAGUGUAUAGGGGUUACCAUGGACACUCUGAAGGGCCUCCGGCUACGCAGCCCCAUACACAGCAAGCUGCUGUGUUCUGACACCUUUCUAUCAUGGCCAGCAUUAAGUUUUUCAGGAAUUUAAGCUACAGUAGCUCUUCUGUUUGAUCGGUCCAGACUGGCUAGCUUACGCUCCCCACGUGCAUCAAUGAACCUAAGGCGCCCAUGACCCUGACUCCGGUUCACUGCUUGUCUUUCCUUGCACCACUUUUGAACCCACUGAAACCAGGAACACCCCACAAGACUUGCAGUUGUGGAGAUGCUCUCACCCAGCUGUCUAGCCAUCACUGUUGGCUGGAUCAACCGCAAAAACAGAUGUGAGAAAGAUUGAACUUGAUGGACGCAUGUCUCUUUCCAGCCAAUGUAACUAUGUAAAGUCACUCAGAUCUUUUCGCUUGCCCUUUUUCUCUUGCUUCCAACUCAUGAAAUUCAAGAACUGACUGUAAACUUGCUGCAUGAUGUAUCCCACCUGUUGACAAGAGCCAUUGUAACCAGGAUAUAAUCCUAUCAGUGGUUUUAAUGUUGUGGCUGAUCAGUGUGUAUGUACAUCAUAAUUUCCUGUAGAAUUUCAAGCUCUGCACCAUGUCCUAUAGAUACCGUCUUUCCCCGGGUCUUGUAUUAAUUGUCCCACCGAAAAACACACUAGGGCUUAUUUUCGGGGGAUGUCUUAUUUUCGGGGAAACACGGUAAGUCGAAGUCCAAGAAACACUUUUACCCCUGAAUUAUUUACCCUUUUCUUUACUUCUUAAGUAUAUAAUAUAGUUUAUAAGGACAUUCACAGUGCUAGAUGCUGAUUUUGUAUAAUCCGCUAUUAUUGCAGUAUAUAUUUUUUUUUCUGAGUAUAUACAUGUAUGUUUUCCCUUGUUUUUUUCCAAUAUGUUUAUAUGAAUAGCAAAUACAUCGUAGCUACCAUACACACAGUGUGAUGUAUCUUUUUGUCUAUAUAUAAUUCCAACCUGUAUAUUUUUAGCCUCAGUGAUGUCUGCAGACUGCUGGAAUGCUUCUCAUGAACACUAUCCCCCACUAACCCCUCUGCUGUGUAUGUGUGUGUCUUAUAUUCUCAGCCGUUUCUGUCUUUCUAGAUCUUAUUUAUUAUGCACAUUCUGUCUUAUCGAUAUAGCUACCUGCUCAUAUUCCAUAUUACUCUGUCUGUCUAUCAAAAGCCACGUUACCCAGCAUUCUUUUCUCUCCUCCCGUUUCUAAAUCACUGUCUCUUUCACUCUUUUGAUGCAACUGUUUUCUCUGUUUGUCUAUAUUUAGCUUUGUUAAUCACAAUAAAAGCGCACAGGCUCUUUUUAUCAUACAUUUCCCUUCUUUUAUUUUACUGAAAAACUCCCUUACUCUGUAUCUGGCUGCCUCCGUCCGUUUUCCAACUCAUGCUAUCGGACUGCUCCCUCGCUAAUGCUCUUCCAUGCCUUCUAAGCUUUUGGUCCAUGAUUCCGAUCUACAUCCCACUGCCCGUCCACCACUGUUUAUACCUCCGAUAUCCCUCUAAAUCUUGUCCCCCUUCUCCUCACAUCAAGUUCCACUAUUCCUAUUUCUCCCAUAUCCUUUACACUGUCACCUAUUUCUCUUUAGCUUACACUCUUUUAUCUCUCUCUGAUAUAUUUCCAUCCCCUUUUGAUUGUGCUUUCCCACCCCUCUCUAAAAACACUUUUCCAUCAUUUAGGAGAUCACACUGUCCCCCCUUUUCCUUCCUUUUGGUCCACCCACUUGGGAUCACAAUCUGCCAUACUUUUCAACCUCACACUUUGUCGUCCUUCUUAAUUUCCCCCUUCUCACCCUUCAGGAUCCCACUCUUUGCCAUCUUCUCUCAAUCAAAAGGUCCGCCAUCCACCCUACAACCCAUGCUCUAUCAUUCCCCAUUCUCCCAGUGUCCCUCUUGAGUUCAUGCUUUCAUAUCCCCCUCUCUACAUUACACACUCCCAAUCUCUCUACCUCAUCCUUCCUAUCUGUUUCUACCUAGCCCUAUCUAUUUCUCUCUCUGACACCUUGUACUCUGUCCCUCUCUCCUUAACAUGCUCCUGUUCUUCUCUGUUUCUCUCACAUACUGCCAUACCUCUCUCUCACAUUCUCUCCUACCCUUCUGUAGCUCGCAGUGUGCCUGUCUCUCUAGAGCACACAAUGCCUGUCCCUCUAGCUCGGCGGGGGGGCCUGUGUCUCUAGAGCACACAAUGCCUGUCCCUCUCACUCGCAGUGUGCCUGUCCCUCUCACUCGCAAUGUGCCUCUCCCUCCCUCUUCCCUCUUGCUCUCAGUGUGCCUGUCCCUUCCUCUUGCUCGCAGUGUGCCUCUCCCUCCCUCUUGCUCGCAGUGUGCCUCUCCCUCCCUCUUGCUCGCAGUGUGCCUCUCCCUCCCUCUUGCUCGCAGUGUGCCUCUCCCUCCCUCUUGCUCACAGUGUGCCUCUCCCUCCCUCUUGCAUGCAGUGUGCCUGUCCCUACCUCUGCUCGCAGUGUGCCUGUCCCUCCCUCUUGCUUGCAGUGUGCCUGUCCCUCCCUCUUGUUCGCAUUGUACCUCUCCCUCCCUCUUGCUCGCAGGGUGCCUGUCCCUCCCUCUUGCACGCAGUGUGCCUGUCCCUCCCUCUUGCUCAGUGUGCCUAGUGUGCCUGUCCCUCCUCUUGCUCGCAGUGUGCCUGUCCCUCCUCUUGCUCGCAGUGUGCCUGUCCCUCCUCUUGCUCGCAGUGUGCCUGUCCCUCCUUCUUGCUCGCAGUGUGCUUGUCCCUCCCUCUUGCACGCAGUGUGCCUGUCCCUCCCUCUUGCACGCAGUGUGCCUGUCCCUCCCUCUUGCACGCAGUGUGCCUGUCCCUCCCUCUUGCACGCAGUGUGCCUGUCCCUCCCUCUUGCACGCAGUGUGCUUGUCCCUCCCUCUUGCACGCAGUGUGCCUGUCCCUCCCUCUUGCACGCAGUGUGCCUGUCCCUCCCUCUUGCUCGCAGUGUGCCUCUCCCUCCCUCUUACUCGCAGUGUGCCUCUCCCUCCCUCUUGCUCACAGUGUGCCUGUCUCUCUAGCGCACACAAAACCUGUCUUUCUAGCUCACAGUACUCCUCUUUCUCGUGCUUUAAUGCUCCAUCCGCUGUCUAGCUAAGCCUCUCCCAUCUCUCUAUUUCUUCCCUCCCGAGCUAGUUUGUGUCAGUUUUAGUCGCUCUCCCUUCUGUCUUUUGAUCACACUCUCCUUCCAUCACUUUUUAGCUUGCGCUCCCCUCCCCACCGCAUUUUACCAUCUCCUUUGUACCUCGCACUCCCCUGUCCCUCAAUUCUCUAUCCCUAUAGCUCACUCUCUCUUAUUGUCCUAGUUCACACGGUCCUAUUCCUUUGUAGGUCACAAUUCUUCAUCUGUAUAUCUCCUAUUCCUUUACAGCCCACACUCACCUCCCUGUAUAUACCAUCUUUAUAGCUCAUACUCCUUCAUCCCACUAUCCACAAUGCCCCUUAAGCUCAAAUGCUCCUGUUUUUAUUCUUCAACUCUCCCUUGAAGAGUUUCUUUUCCCUUUAGUUUUAAGUACACAGAACUCUUAUUGUAUUUAAUACAUGUUUGCCAUUACAUAACAUUCAGAUAAACGUCUUCAUUCAGCCUAUGAGUUCACUUUGUUUCUACAUGAAACUCACCCUUUAACCUAAUUAGGUUGUUACCACUGUGGAUAAAAUACAUGAAUCACCUUAUUGUUUCGUGUAAGUUGAAAUUCAGGGGAUUAGAUCACUCUUCUUGGCCUUCUUGUGUAAAAUUUCCAAGUCUGAGUUUGAAAAAUACCAUAGGACUUGUCAGGCAAUUUGCCCAACCCACUGGAACACCCCAGAAUCUCCUUUCUUCUCUGAGGUCAGAGAGACCGCCAUACAGCACUAGAGAAAAGACUGUAAAUUGAAAUACUGGGCUUAGUCUCUCUUUAAAAACCCUCUUUUCAAUAUGAUGGUUAAUUAAGGUGUACUGCAGGUGAAUUCAAUGACAUUAGUCUCUAAAUUCUAUAUUCCCCAGAGGCAGAAUGUGUUGGUGUGCUAUAAAAAAUGAAUAGCUAGGAAAGUUUGGUUGACAGUAACUAGGUGUCAUGUUCUUCCCUAAUUAGACUCCUGCUAACAACCUCUUUCUUUAUUUUAAACAGUAGAGGUUAGCCCUCUGCUCUCAGCAGCGGUGCCAUCUCCCAGCAGUCUCCCCCAAAGUCCUGGGGAGCUGAGGACAGAGCCAAGAGUAGGUGGCGCACCUGGAGGAACCUUGGAUCCUGUGACACGGGAACAGCAACUCCAACAGCAGCUACUUCUCCUCAAACAGCAGCAGCAGCUACAGAAACAGCUCUUAUUUGCAGAAUUUCAGAAACAGCACGAGAAUCUGACCAGGCAGCAUGAGGUCCAAAUCCAGAAGCACCUCAAGGUGGGGAACGUUGCCUUGCGCCAUGAGUUGCCAAAUGGUAGAUCUUCAGAUGUUGCAGCACUGCAGAAUCUACCUUGCUUUAUUAGCUGUAAGGCUGGCAAAGCAUCAUGGUAGUUGUAGUUCUACAACAGCUGGGCAUCUGAUUCCUGGCCUACACAGCUUUGAACCAUUGCUUGUGCCUCACUAGUGACUGCUCCAUCUUUGCUUCCACUGCAACCACUACUUCUGUGUCCACGUCACUGUAAAGACAGUUCGACAUUUUUCUUUAAUUUUUCUUCAACACUGCUCCACACAAAGAAACAUCCUUCUCACCAAUUUUUAAGAGUCCAGAGUUGGUUCCCAAUGCACCUCAGUAUCUUUGCUUGGGACAGCUUAUUGGCCCAUCCAAUCUAAGGUUUGUUCUUCUUCUCUUCAGAACCUUACCACUGCCUCUUGCUUCCAUCAGUGAGAAUGCAAUAGUUUUCUUUCAACCAUAAGAAACCUUUACAACCUGUAACCAACACAUGGACUCCGUCUCCCCCCUCUCUCCUGGAAGAGACUUUCUCUCUGCAAGGAGUGGUCUUUCUCCCCCCACUACAUGAACCCUCCCUCACUUCCCAGCAAAAGAGACUAUGCCUAUCUCUUCUGUGACUGUUCCUAUCCUCUGCCUCUCUCUCCUGCAAAGAAUACACGUUCUCUCUCCAACCAGGUACUACUGUCCCCAUUCCAAGUAAAUGAGUUGUUUUUAUUACAUGUUUAUUAAAUGGACACUAUAGGCAUCAAAACAACUUUAGCUUAAUGAAGUAGUUUUGGUGUGUGGAUCAUGCCCCUGCAGUCUCACUGCUCAGUUCUGCCAUUUAAGAGUUAAAUCACUUUUAUUUCUGUUUAUGCAGCCCUAUCCACACCUCACCUGCCGGUGACUCACACAGCCUGCAUGAAAAAAAUGGUUUCACUUUCAAUCAGAUGUUAAAUGUGCUUUAGACGUUUUUACCUCCUGUUCUGUAAAUUGAACUUUAAUCUAACACCGUGUCUACCUGCUGGAUCUAGAAGGCUAUCAACAGAGCAGAGGAUAAGAAAUUCUAAAUAAAACCAAAUGUGCUAUAAAGGAGGAAGUUUAAACUUUAGACCUCUCUUUACAGGAAAUGUUUAGGAAAGAAGUGUAAGUCACAUGAAGGAAGGAGUGACUAGGGCAGUAUAAACAAAGUGAUUUAACUCUUAAAUGGCAGAGUAUUGAGCUGCGAGACUGCAGCGGCGUAAUCUAUACGCCGAAACUGCUUCAUUAAGCUAAAGAUGUUUUGGUGCCUAUAGUGUCCCUUUAAAUCGUAGUAUGCAAAUACUUUCUCUCUCCAAGACCAAAUACCACUCCUCUUCUCUCCUCUAACCCAGAUACUAUCACUUCUCUCCUCCAACCAACAUACUGACACUUCAUUUCUCUUCUCUAACCCACAUACUUUCACUUCUCUUCUCUAACCCACAUACUGCCACUUCACUUCUCUCCUCCAACCCACAUACUGCCACUUCACUUCUCUUCUCUAACCCACAUACUGCCACUUCACUUCUUUGCUCCAACCCAGAUACUGACACUUCACUUCUCUCCUCCAACCCAGAUACUAUCACUUCUCUUCUCUAACCCACACACUGCCACUUCACUUCUCUUCUCUAACCCACAUACUGACACUUCACUUCUCUUCUCUAACCCACAUACUGCCACUUCACUUCUCUCCUCCAACCCAGAUACUGCCACUUCACUUCUCUCCUCAAACCCAGAUACCGACACUUCACUUCUCUUCUCUAACCCACAUACUGCCACUUCACUUCUCUCCUCCAACCCAGAUACUGACACUUCACUUCUCUCCUCCAACCCAGAUACUGACACUUCACUUCUCUCCUCCAAUCCAGAUACUGACACUUCACUUCUCUUCUCUACCCAGAUACUGACACUUCACGUCUCUCCUCCAACCCAGAUACUGACACUUCACUUCUCUCCUCCAACCCAGAUACUGACACUUCACUUCUUUCCUCCAACCCAGAUACUGCCACUUCACUUCUCUUCUCUAACCCACAUACUGCCACUUCACUUCUCUUCUCUAACCCACAUACUGACACUUCACUUCUCUCCUCCAACUAACAUACUGACACUUCACUUCUCUCCUCCAACCCACAUACUGACACUUCACUUCUCUCCUCCAACCCACAUACUGCCACUUCACUUCUCUCCUCCAACCCACAUACUGCCACUUCACUUCUCUCCUCCAACCCACAUACUGCCACUUCACUUCUCUCCUCAAACCCAGAUACUGACACUUCACUUCUCUUCUCAAACCCAGAUACCGACACUUCACUUCUCUCCUCCAACCCACUGACACUUCACUUCUCUCCUCCAACCCACAUACUGCCACUUCACUUCUCUCCUCCAACCCACAUACUGCCACUUCACUUCUCUCCUCCAACCCACAUACUGCCACUUCACUUCUCUCCUCAAACCCAGAUACCGACACUUCACUUCUCUUCUCUAACCCACAUACUGCCACUUCACUUCUCUCCUCCAACCCAGAUACUGACACUUCACUUCUUUCCUCCAACCCACAUACUGCCACUUCACUUCUCUCCUCCAACCCAGAUACUGACACUUCACUUCUUUCCUCCAACCCACAUACUGCUGCCCUAAUCUCCCAGUUCAGAUCUCCUGACCCCCACUUCACACUCCCCACUCAGGAUAUGUUCGCUUACUCCGUACAUGAUGUAUGUUUAUCUAUUCCAUUGACAUAAUUCUGCAACGCCUCAAUCCAACGACCCUUCGAACAUCUUCUAUUUCCCUGCUCUGCCCUUACUUACCUAGAUACUCACACCAACCCACAUGCUUCUUUUUCCCAUAUGUAUUUCUUUCUCCCUUUUCUUUUUUAAACACCUUGCUUUAUCUUUAUUUCUUGUGCCUGUCUUCCUGUCUGCAGCAACAGCAGGAAAUUCUGGCCGCAAAGAGGCAGCAGGAACUGGAACAGCAGAGAAAACGUGAGCGACAGAGACAGGAGGAGGCCGAGAAGCAGAGACUGGAGCAACAGCUGCUGAUACUGAGGAACAAAGAGAAGAGCAAAGAAAGUAAGAACACACUGGAAACCAGGAAAGGUCAGGAAACGGUGACCCGCCUGUCAUGCUAAGCUGUAACCAGCGUUUGUUACUGAGCCUAGAAAGAGACCAACAGAAUCUUACUGGCUUAUACUGGCCAAACGUAUGUUUGAUCUUUGCUGUAUGCUAAAUGUCGUCCUUAACCUGCAAUAUCAUUUUAAGGUGCCAUUGCCAGUACAGAAGUAAAGUUGAAGCUCCAGGAGUUCUUGCUGAGUAAAUCUAAGGAGAUGCCGGGGAACCAUUCCAUCUUGCAGCACCCAAAAUGCUGGUAAGAGUGGGUUCUGCUGCUGCUUCUUCUUCCAACUUCUCUGAUCGUUAUUCUUCUCUUUGCUGGUCCUUGUGCUCAGUGUUUCCCAGUUCCUAGGAAAGUCCACUGUCACCUGUCCCUCUGCUUCUCUCCCUUUUCUCCUGCUAUAGUGCCCUCAUCUUUCUCUAAAAAUACAAUCUCUGUUAACGCUCCAUCUUUGCUUUUAGGGGCACCCACCAUACCUCACUGGACCACAGUUCCCCUCCACAAGCUGGCUCACCCGCCACUCCUCCCUCCUACAAGCUGCCUCUUAUGGGGAACUGCGACGGGCGAGAUGACUUUCCACUCCGCAAGACUGGUAACUUUUUGAAAUGUAGGGAUAAAGGGGCGGGGGAUUCAAUUACACAAAGCACGAAAAAAAAGUUGUGAAGAUAACUGAGAGGACUGUGGGAGAAGUAAAUACUUUUCUGGAUGGCCAAUACUAACAUGAGUUAACAAAUAAGUGCUACUCGCACAUGAUGUGUUGUGUGGUUUUUCCUAUUUAUUGAUAAUACCAAGGUGCAUGUACUCUGCCAUCCAUUAUUCUUUUUUUCCAUUUACAGCCUCUGAACCCAACCUUAAGGUACGCUCCCGGUUAAAGCAAAAGGUUGCAGAGAGACGCAGUAGCCCUUUGCUUCGCAGAAAAGAUGGGACCGUUAUCAGUGCAUUCAAGAAGAGAGCCAUUGAGAUCCAGGGUAUGAAUGAUACUCUCUAUUGUAGCCCUCACUUCCCUUCCAUGCCCCUUUAUUCUGCAUUCAGCAUCUAACUCCUGUUCCCCCAUGCUCCUUCAACUCCAGAAUGCUUUGCGCCCUGUUCAUGUUGCCUUGCACCAUCUGUCAUCAACCUUAUGCUAGUCUCCUACUUCAGAACGUUCCUUGCCCUCCACCCUUCAUUCUUCUUGUAAAACCCUCUGUUCUGCUGCUUUCAUUACCCAUCCUGCUCCGUCCCUACACCCCCAGUCUCAUCGCUGAGGUGUUGGUGCUCACCCUCCCUGCAGUGUCAUCGGUGUGUAACAGUGCUCCAGGAUCCGGGCCCAGCUCUCCAAACAGCUCGAAUAGUGCCAUCUGCGAGAACGGACUGACUGGGAGUGUGCCCAAUAUUCCCAGCGAGGUAAGGCGUUUUAUAGAAAAGGGCAUACAAAAGGGGGGAGGUAAAAAGGAUUCAUUAUACUGAUGAAAAUUCAUAGACUUCUAGAAGUGAAAUGUGGUUUUCUAAGAAAAAUAAAGUUAUGAGAGCAACUUAGAGACAAAAGAAGCUUUUACUCUUAGCUACUGGGGAAUAGUUGUGAUGGUAAAGUUUUUGAGUAACUGGACUUUGUAUGGCCACAGACUGGCAACUAAGCUCUAUUUGUUCCUCCAUUCUUUGUAGAUGCUUCCCCAACAGAGAGUUCUCACCCUGGAAGGGACAGGCGGCCCUCUAGGACUAUACACCUCUCCCUCCCUGCCCAACAUCUGCCUGCAAGGGAGUGCCAGCAACCUCAGCGUAAGUACCUGUACAAUUUAAUGGAAUUGAUAACCGCCAUCGUAACUUGACCAUAUACUGUUUUAUUCCUGGAGUACAGCUGUGUUACCUCUAGGGCUCUCUCUCCAGGGCCAGUUCACCCCCCAGGAGGGGGCAGAGCGUCAGAGCCUGCGCCCAGGUGGCCCCUUCCUCAGUACUGCGCAGCUGCCCAGCCUGGACGGAGGGGAGAUAAGCGGCCUAGGAGCUCCUUCACUUCUUCAGCAUGUUCUAUUAUUAGAGCAAGCAAGACAACAAAGCGCCCUUAUUACAGGUGAAUCUGCGUAUAAUCAUUAUUUUCCUUCAUGGUUUUAUUUUAUUGUUUAUUUCUGUUUCUCUUUUAUUAUUCUUCUCUAAAUCCAUGUUUCUCCCCUUUUAGUCCCUUUUCUCACCUUCUCUCUAACAUCAACUAUUGAACUAUGUCUGUAAUCUUUCCUUUAUUUCUCUGUAUAUUUUUGCUUUGCAGUUCCCCUGCACGGUCAGUCCCCCCUGGUGGGUGGGGAACGUGUCUCCAGUUCCCUCCGGUCUGUCAGUAAGGGCCAACGGCAUCGACCGCUGAGCCGCACACAGUCUUCUCCCCUCCCACAAAGCCCUCAGGCCCUCCAGCAGCUGGUUCUCCAGCACCAGCACUAUCUGGACCAACAACAACUCAGCAAGGUGAGUGUAGAUGCCCUAUUAAUGUGUCUGUACCGUUUGCCCCAUUCUAGGAGAAGAUGACACGCAUAGUAUUUUCUCCCCACAGGGUGCAGAGAGUAUUCGACAGCCACCUAUACACCCCGAGGAGACAGAAGAAGAGUUGACGGAACAAGAUGGAGGAGACAGGUGUCGUGCCAUAUUCACCUUAGACGGAGGUACAGAGAGUGAAGAAACGCUAGAUGAUGAAGAUGGAGGAGAGGAUGAGGAGGAAGAAGAAGAGGAACGGACCAAUGGUUCUGAACAUGCACUGAAAAAGGUUAGGAUAGUUUAGGAAAGGCACAUUGUGCAUGUGGCUGGAGUUGGGAAUCGUGCUGUUGAGUGAAUGAGAAGAUCCAAAUGAUGUUUUUUCAGUAAGUGUUUGGAGUGGUUUUAUUAAGGAUAUUGACGUAAACACAAAUUGCUUAUGGUUUGACAGGGAAAGGGAUUUAUUUAUGUAAAAGGAGGAGUGGAGAGUUAGCAUGAUCAAAGAGGCAAUAAUUUUCACUGCUGUAAGGAUAGGAGGCCAUUAUGGAGAGCAGUAAUAAAGUAAUGUGAAGAUUAAAAAUAAUAAUAUGGAGGAGCAAGGAUGCUAUUCUGUGAGAAUUGCAUUGUGUCCUGUAUGGUUGAUGAAAGGUGGUACAGGUGUGUACGGUGUCAUGUCAAUAAAGAGGAGAGAUGGAUGCUGGGAGGGAAAGAGAUGAGCAAAAUGGUGAUGUUUAAAAUGGAAAGGAGCAAUGGAUGCUGUGUGGAGAAGAAAGAAUCGAGGGAUUCUGUGUCUGAGGAGAGAAUACUGAGUGAUAUGCUGUGCAGGAGAGAUGGUCAGGAUACGGUGUGCAGGAGAGAGGGAUGCUGGGGGCAAGACAGGAUCAAGGGAUUCUGUGCAGGGAGGAAUGAGGGAGGUUACUGUAUGUUUGGUGGGGGGGGAUGUAAUAAUAAAAGAUAUAGAGUGGGGAGAGGAGGAAACAGGUAUAUUGUGCGGGGAAAGACAAGAUUGCAGGAUGCUGUCUGAGGAGACAGGAUUAAAGGACGCUGUACAGAUGGAGAGGAGGGAUACUGCAAUAGGGGGUGAGGAGGGAAGCGGUGUGGGGGAUUAAUAAUAAAUAGGGAUGCUAUGCAGGUUAGAGGGAGGAAAGGGUAUGUGCAGGUAAGCAAAGCCACAUGGGAUAUGGGAUUCCGUACUGGGAAUAAAUGACUGACAUGUCUGCUGACAAAUACUCCACUAUGAGAAGAAUAACUAGUAAUAUUCUGCAGGUGGAGAUGGCAGAAAGGAGGAGUGAUACUCUGCAGUGUGUACACACUGUGCUUGAUGUAGAAGCAUAGUUCAUUGAUGAGCAGUGUGUGAGUCACUCUCUUAUGACUCAUUUUCCCUCUGGUGACUGUGCUGUGUUAUGGCACCUCCCCUUUGACCUGCUCAUAGAGGGGCUGCAGGUAGUGGGAGGGAAGUGGGACCUGUCUGAAGAAUUGAUUGUGAGACGAGGUGACAAUGCCUGCGUCUGCUCUUCCCUCAACCUCCCUCCUUUCUGUACCAUUAAUAUGUCUGCCGCGUUCUUCUCCCAUCUAAUUCACUCUCUCUCUCCCUAUCUCAGCUGUUCCCGGACACCUUGCCCCUAUACCAGGGCUCGCUCUCCCACACGGCACUGAGUCGCACCCAGUCCUCCCCUGCAGCUCCACUCAGUGCCUGCAGUACAGAGCCACGUCGCAGAGUGCUUUCCACCACUGGUGAGACAAUAUAACGAACACCUUCAAUCACACACAAAUUAUGUACGCACAUUCACAUGUCUAUUCAUGCUCGUUUAAUAUGUGGGGGCUGCUAUAGAGUAAGUAAAGAUUCACCUACACUUUUAGCAUAUUACAGAUCAUUAAAAAAAACGUUAUGUUAUAGACUGAGUGGCGAUACAGAGGCAGAUCUUUUAAUUUAAUUUAUCUACUUUAUGUCAAAAAGGAGGAAUAGUUCAUAUUUUCCAGGAGAUUUUUGGUCAAUUAGUCCUCUUUAUGAGAAAAUCGACCGCCCACUAACUGGUUGUAAUGGGUGACAAUGGAGUGGAGGUUAUAGGAGGUCGUGCAUGAGUGCUUUUGAGAAAAAUUUGUAUGAAUCAGAGAAAGUCAAAUAUUAUGUUAGCCAAAUUUCAUCUUUUACCAUCUUACUUUUUAUUUAUAAACCAUUCUUAUCGAGGGCUGUUAUCCUAAGCACUUUACAGAAUAUAGCUACUGAUGGGAAUCCAGAUAGAACAGUGUAUCAUUAGACACUCUGGUAGGAAGUGAGCGGAGAAGCCUGUCUGUGGUUAGCAAAAUGGGCAUUCCAAUCAUAUUACAGAAUCUUCUGGACAAUAAAUGAUCAGAUUAUCAAUCAGUAAAAUCUCAACUGUAGCCUGCUUUGCCCGCAACUAAGUAAUCGCUUACAAAUAAAAUUGAAAUGCCCUUAUAUUCCGUAACCUUACCAAUCAUUUGUGUUCACAGAAUGUGCCCUGUAAAAGCAAUUUAGAAUAAAGUACAUGUUGUAAAUGUUAUUUUAUUUUCAUUGGUGUGUUUAUUGGGCAUUUAAUGCCGUAUCCUCCGACUGCCCUUAGAAUUUGCAAAGCAGGUUUGGAGCAUGCGGAGAGAAAAGACUUCAAACUAAGAAUUUCAAUAAAGAAGCUGUACUCCUUUCACCUUUGCAAUGGAGAGAGAUUCAAUUCUAGAGUGUUUACAACAUACUAUAAUUCCCAAUUUUCUAUGUGUUCUAAUUUUCAUCUUUUUAUGAUGUAUUCUCACACUAAAGAUUUUUGGUAGUCUGAGCUUGCAAUACCUGCAAACAAUUCCAAUACCAAUCUGUGUGUCUAAUAUUGCAGAGAAUAUAUGGACAUAUCUCUUCUCUGGAAAUUGCACUGUUCAAUAUGGUGACUAUAGAUGAGAAUCACGUAAAAAUUUGUUAACCUUUUUCCAUUUGGUGUUUGUUAUUUUUGCUUGUUUUUUUUUUUAUUUUAUUGGAUUUUAACCCCUUAAAGACACAUGACAUGUGUGGCAUGUCAUGAUUCCCUUUUAUUCCAGAAGUUUGGUCCUUAAGGGGUUAAAGGGUGCCUGUCAUGCCCAAGAUCACUAAUGCUCUUUUGCAUAAACGUUUGCUAUUAACAGUACAUGUCCAAUGUAGGGGACUGCACUAAUUUCAGUAGGACAUGUCCUUAAAGGGUUACUAUAACUCUUUGGAGCAGGGGGACCUUUUCUGUGUAGUAUGCCCUAUUGGGUACUAUGCAUAAGGUCCCCAUGCUCUGAUUCUAGUAAAAUCUGUUUAAAAAAAAAAAAAAAUUGGGUUUACUUGCGUUGAAUCCAGUGCCAGGACAAAGAUUCCAGUGCUGCCUCCACCUUACAUCAAUGUGGUUGGACUAAUUGCUGGCUUAGAAUAUAUGUGCGCACUCCGGCGGGCCAGCUAGGGGAAGGAAGGUCUUUUUUAACACAAAUAAAAGGAAGGAGGCAGGAGGGUUUGCGCACAGGGUGGGGAGAGCUAGCUUACGUUUGCAGGUGCACCACCUAAAAGUGGAAUAUGUUAAAGUCUGUCUGAAACAUGCAGUGUGCGCUAACGACAGAUGUAAUAUAUGUACAGGAUUGACAGUUCUGCGCUGCUAGUUUAACGUGUACUGGGGGUACAACCAGCAAACAACUACAAGUAAAGUGAUCAUUGUGGCUGCAGUAUUCCUUUAAGUAAAAAAGAAAAAAAAAAAAUUAAAUAAGUAUAAACGUGAUGCUAUAGACCCUGGGCUUGACCUUAACCCCAUAGUCACAGUAUUCAAACGAAAAAAAGAAGGGUGGUCCAGUCAUUUAACUUUUAAAGUUCAACAGCCGUUUAAUGUAGCCUAUCAGAAGGCUUCACAGGGCGACCCCAAGUGGGACGAAUUAAAGAAGCGCGCAAGAGAUGAUCAGUUGCAGGAUAAAGAAGUGUUACUAUAAUUUGUCACACCUCAUAAAUACAUUACAAAUACUUAAAAAGGGCAGUUUCCCUUUAAAAUUCUUUAGACUGUCUCUGAGCUGCAGUUGAUCAUAUUACCACCGGGGGCAUCUGAGAGCACCCUUUUAAAUGGAAAGAUGUGCUUCCCAUACAGCCACUUUUAAUUAUAACUAGAGGACUAUAUUUAUUGGAUUGGCUAUCUUUGGAUAGCCUGUGUGUGCCAGAAGUAUUUUUAGCAUGCCAUGUCCCUGGGCCAUUAGAUAUAAUGACCUUAUUGAACCAAAGAUAUUAUCAAGGUGAGAGAAAACAAGAUGGCUGCUUAUACCAGACGAUGAUCAGACAAAACAUCUUUAUUUUAGUUGGGUUUUCAGUUAAAAAUUACAUUGUUUAGAUUGCAAUGUAUAAUGCUGGACAGUGGGUUUUGUUGUUUACGAGUAGUUAAACUGUAAAAGGGUGCUGCAUGUAUUUAAAACAACAUUGAGGCUUCCCGAAACUUUAGUUAUAAUGCAUUUUAUAUAAGUGCCAGAGGGCCGAAUCACACGUUUCAUUUGUUGCUGUGUAAUGUUUCAGUGCUGGCAAUCAUUUUAAAGGGUAACUGUCACUCCCGUUUAUUUAAAUAUAAUCUAUACACCCUAUAUUUAACAAACCCCCAUAUAUUUAACAAAUUAUGUCUUGUAUGGUCUGAAAAAUAAAAUUGAAUUCUGGAACUGUGUGCCUCCAUUUUGGAUUUGAAAAUAGUAAGUGGAAGAGGUGAAAUAGAAGCUGUGUUUCUAAUUCUCGCCCUUUCAAUGCAAUGCGUGCCUUGUUUGUGCCAGAACUGAACUGGACUGUGAUGUCCGUUGCUAAAUCCUUAAUAUAAACGAAAACAGAGCGUCUCAUGAAAAAAGGUGACUUGUAGGUGAGAAUUGAUGGUAACUCUAAAAAUAAAUUAAACUUUGUAGUGUUUCGAUCUUGUCUCAAUGUAAUUUUUUUUGUUUACUUGUCUGUUUAAAGCAAAAAACGAAAUUUAGCAAAUCUAGUUGCUGACUGCACUCAUGAUCAAUUUGGGAGACCUGUAAAAUGAUUCAUUCAGCUGGUUUGGAGCAGGCUUAGCCUGUCUCUGAAUGGGCAGCAAGUGAUAGGGGAUGAUUUGCUAAACUGUGAAUUGUAGUAAGCUGAAAAGCACGUUUGUAAGCUAAGCCUGUUUUGGAAAUAUUCUCCAACCAUUAGAAUUUUUUAGCCCGAAUUUGCAACUCUGUUUCAAUUCGCUUCCGUUGACUGAUUAGUAAAUAAAUCCUAUGGGCCGAAACGGUUGAAACAGCUAGAUGAGUAUUGACUGAAGAUAUUUGUAGCUUCCUGCUGGUGGUCAUGUGAGCAGCUCUCUAAGGUGAAGGAAUUGCACAAGAUUUUUGGAGUUUUCUUAAAGGGGAACAGUCUCUUCUCAGAAUGUUUGUUUAUUAUUAUGUUGAUUUAUCCCUUACAUUGAACAAACAUCUGUUUGUUAGGUUAAAAAAAAAUAAAAUGCAUAAAUCUACACUGCGGUAUUGAAGCUAUCAUGGAACUGAGCGCCUCCAUCUUGGCUCCCUGUCAGAGAUUGUAAUACAAUCUGCCCUUUGCACCUGUCAGUCAGCAUAGAAAAUCUGGAUUGUGACAUAAAUUGUUAAAUACAUUUACUUGGUCUCUCUGAGUACUAUAAUCACCGCAGUCUAAUAGUGGUUAUGAUGGUAGGAGUCCCAUGGCACAGUCUCGCUGUUUUUGAGAGUUUGAACACAUAACUGGAUCGUAUGGGUGUCCGUAGUUCAGCCUCUCCUCACAGAUUUCACUAAAGCAAAAAUUCUCCUUCCACUUUAGAUACAAAAAUUUGUCAAUAUUUGGACGGAAUUAAUUGGUUGAGAGUAACAGCUGACUCUCCUCAACCAAUGACCUCUGGCCAAUACAAACAGUAUUGGUAUCUCUACAGCAGACAUAGAAACUACGGCUUUUGAAAUAUUUGCAAAGAAGGACCUGACCUCUGGCACCAAGGGUACCCAGGUCAGUGGAAUGGUGCCAUGGAACUCCUCCUGGUUGUAGCGUUUAUGGUGCAUAAACCGAGCCCCAUGUGGAAAAAAACGGUUAACAAAGUUAUUGGUUUUGGUUUUUAUUCAGUGGUGUAUAUUCAGGAACGAGACAGUUUCUCUUCAAAGAAGUUAUAAAGAGUGUUUAAGAAUAUUUUUGCGAAACAAAUACCCUCAAAUCAAUCCUUAAUCAUCAUGUUUCAUCUCAAAACUUCCCCUCUCUCUUCUAGUGUUUUUUAUUUUAUUUAUUUUUUAUCACUUCUUCCAUGUUGUCUAAUGCCCUUUUCCAUCACAGGCCUUGUCUAUGAUACCCUGAUGCUAAAACAUCAGUGCACAUGUGGGGACACCAACAACCAUCCAGAGCAUGCUGGGAGAAUACAAAGUAUCUGGUCCCGCCUGCAGGAAACUGGUCUUUUGGGCAAGUGUCAGGUGGGUUUAUGAAUAUCCACAGAACAGUGAGUGAUUGGGGUUCAUUAACGAUUCAGUGGGAUAAAAAUACCAACAGAAAAUGGGGAAGACAUGGGGAAAAAUAGGGGAAACACAAGUCACUAGGGAAAGAAACAUAUCAUAGUCCAGACAUGUUUUUUUGCUAACAGAAGCCAAACACAUCUUUUUGUUAUUUUUUUGGAGGGACAUAUCGGGGUGGUUUUUGUUUUGGGUGGUGGGGGGAGGAGCACCCAGGAGGGACAAUAGGAAUGACGUGAUGUUCUUGUCACAGCGCGUGCGGGGCAGGAAGGCCACGUUGGACGAGAUUCAGACGGUACACACAGAACAUCACACCCUUCUGUAUGGGACCAGCCCACAGAGCCGUCACAAGCUGGAGAGCAAGAACCUGCUGGGUGAGGGUGGAGGAAAACAAGGGGGUUGUGGUAGAAGACAAUUGUGAUUGAAUAUGUAUCUUUAAGAUAGGGUUCUGGAAAGGGUUUUAGAGCUUUGGGAAAUGAGCUGGUCAAAAAGAUAGUAGAGAUAUAAGCGUAGGAAAUGUAGUGUGUGAUAUGAUAAAUGGCAUUUAAAGGUCGUGUAAUGUUUGCCCAAGAAAAGGAUGGAGGGUGGAGCAGCGAGGCACAUGGGGGAAAAAAGAGCGGACAAUUAGGUAGAGCUAUUGCCUGUCCUCUAAGCAUAUACACUUGUCUAUUUAAGCAUAAUACACCAUAUUAAAGGAUCAACCAUGCUUUAAUGUAAAUGCCUUUUAUACAAAUUACCAUGCUGAGACAAAUUCAGAGACACGAGAGAAAGGUGUGAACUUCACUAUUCCAGACAGAGAGAGAAACAGGAAGAUAAAAACUGACCCAUUUGAAAUCAAAGUUGGAUUCUUGUAAGCCGAAAGCACUGAGCACGUUCUCAGUCUGGAGCUGGGAUUCCAAUCUUAGCUAGUGACCAGCGCAUCAACACAUGAGUCUAAAUUAAUGGCAGUUUGCAGGCUGCUGUAAAGUGCAGAUUUUCUGCCAUAAAAGUAUAACUUAGCACUUUUAAUGACGUUAAUAUAACUUUUUGAACUUCUCUUAAUGUUCAGCAUAAACUGAAGCUUUGCUGUACCUUAAAUUAAGACGUACCAUUAGGUAGCGCAGGCAGAUUACCCUGUCCCUCUAUCUACACUUAAAAUAUUGGUGACUGUGUGUGAUUUUUUAAAUUUUGUUUUGUCUUGUCUUCUUUUAUGAAACCUUUCUGCAGGACCUUUGUCUCAGAAGCUUUAUGCGGUUCUACCCUGCGGGGGGAUUGGGGUAAGAAUGCAUCCAUAAUUCGAUCUAUGGAAUUUGCCACACUAUAAUUCAUAUACGUUUCAAUUUAGAAAGUGCUUCUGUAUGUCACUGUGGUGUGUUAUGGGCAAUCUUGCAGGCUGAGUAUAGUUUGUGUUUUAGUUGAUCAGCUACUACUUUGUACUAAUGAGCUUAUUGCUACCUAAAUACGUCAUCAUCUAAAGGGACACUAGUCACCAAAACCACUUUAGCUUAAGGAAGCCGUUUUUGUGUAUAGAACAUGUCUCUUAAAGGAUCACAUUUAUUACUGAUCCUAUAGUACUAAAUCCACCAAUGAGGUGGCUUGCCCCCCCUUAGCACCUCUAUAAAAAUUUUAAACUCACCUUAUUUCCAGCGCCACGCGGGUCCGCCUGCGCUGGGUCAGCCCCCUUCAUGACAUCAUCAAAAUGACCGAUUUCCUUAGUUCCCAAAUGCCGUUUUGGCCAAUCAGGACCUCCUCAUAGAGAUGCAUUGAAUCAAUGCAUCUCUAUGAGGAAAAUUCAGCGUCUCCAUGCGGAGCAUGGGGACGCUGAACGGCAGGGCUGCUUACUGUGCAGCACUGAGCCAGGAAGCACGUCCAGUGGCCAUCUAAAGAGUGGCCACUUGGAGGUGUCCCUAAAGGCAAAGUAAACACUGCCUUUUCCCUGAAAAGGCAGUCUUCAUAUGAAAAUGUCUGAAGGGAGCCAUUAUACUCACCAGAACAACUACAUUAAGCUGUAGUUGUUCUGGUGACUAUAGUGUCCCUUUAAGUUUCACUGCUCAAUUCUCUGCCAUUUAAGAGUUAAAUAACUUUGGUUCUGUUUAUGCAGCUCUAGCCACAAAUCUCUUGGCUGUGACUAACACAGCCUGCAUGAAAACAAAAUGAUUUCAUUAUCAAUCAGAUGUAACUUAAUUCAAAGGUUUUCAUCUCCUGCUCUGUAUAUUGAACUUUAAUUGCAUUCAGGAGCUCCUGUAGGGUCUAGCAAACUAUUAAUAAAGCAGGAGGUAAGAAAUUCUAAAUUAAACAGAAUUUGCAUUAAAGUAAGUUUAAAGGGACACUCUAGUCACCCGGACCACUUCAGCUCAAUGAAAUGCUUUCCUAUGGACACUUUGAAUGCGCGAGCGGCAGUUGCCACGCAUGCGAAUUCGGCUCCACUGAUGUUGGAGGGCUGCUGACGUCGGCAAGGGAGGAGAGGUCACCAGCGCCAAGGGAGCCCGGCGCUGGAUUAAAGUAAGUAACUGAAGCGGUUUUAACCCCUUCAGCACCACAGGAGGGGAACCCUGAGGGUGGGGGCACCCUCAGGGCACUAUAGUGUCAGGAAAACCGCUUGGUUUUCGCGGUUUUCCUGACACUAUGGUGAUCCUUUAAACAUUAGAUCAGAGGUAGGCAACCUUUUGGUAGUACUAUGCCAAAACAUGAAUUUGGCAGUCCCUUAGUGUGCCGGUCCAAUUUUUUUAAUUUGAGGUGUUUCUGCUUGUGUUAUUUAUGGGUGCAGUUGCAGUUGCAUUGUAACGUAUAUGUUCAUGAGUAGUUUGUGUUUUUGUGUAUGAUACCUAUGAAUGGGGGCUGUUUGAGGAAUUGUGCGUCUGGAUGAUAUGUCACAUUGUGUGGGGCGGUUUGUGGUAUAGCAUGAGCGGCUACCUGUGUGCUUGUAUGUGUAUUGUCAGUGGUGUUGUGUUUGUGGGCACUAUGUUUGUGUUUGUGUGUGGGCUGUUUGUAUUUGUAUAAGGAGGAGGCUUCUUCUACAGCUCUGUGUAUAUCUACCAGUGUGGAUGGCUUUGCUGGGGUCCAGUGGGGAACGGGUUGGUAAGGUACCAGUCAAGUGCAGGAGCUGCGAUAGCUGCUGCAGGCUGAUCUUCUCCAGUGCAGAUUCCCAUUCACAAGUGCUGGGAGGAAGUGAUCUGAGAUUACUUCCUGUAUGUGCUGCAAUGAGUGAAUUGAGUGUCUGACAUCAUGCAGUCACUGCCUGGUUUGCAGUAGAAAAUAUCUGAAGUCCCACUGGGACUUCUGAUAGGCCAGAGCCCUUUUGUCUCUGGCCGCGUCGAGUGCCGUGCAAGGACGCCUCAAGUGCCAUGCGUGGCACACAUGCCAUAGGUUGCUGACCCCUGCAUUAGAUGACUCUUUACAGGAAGUGUUUAGGAAGGCUUAGCAAGUCACAUGCAGGGAAGUAGGGACUAGGGCUGUAUAAACAGUGAUUUAACACCUAAAUGGCAGAGGAUUGCAGGGGCAUGAUCUAUAUCUAUAUCUAUGAUCUAUGAUCUAUAGACCACAAAUGCCUUUUAAGCUAAGUUGUGUUGGUGCACAUACUUGCCACACAAUGACCUGUCCGCUUGCAUUUAGAGAUCUAUUCUUGCGCUCUCCAUAAGAACUUCCAAAGUGUUUCCACAUAAGGUUUCCUUCGUUCCCAACUGUGUUUUCAAUUGUUGGGGAUUUUCCUUAUAACGUUGCAUGGUUUCUACCCAUAAAUGACCCUCACCCAGUACUUGCAGUGUUUUCUACUUUUGGACAUUGUUCCACUACUCAAAUAGUUCUCUACCCGCCUAUGCUUCUCUCCCAGUUUUCUAUAGUGUUGUAAGUUUAGACUAGACUCCUUUGGGAAACUAAUAUGUUUAUACCUCCAGUGUGUUGCAGUGGUUUCCACUUGAACAGAUAUGAUAGGACCCAGAUAUGUUUUUCCUUUGCAAGGUUGCCUUUCUAGGUGACCCAAAUCUUUUCCUUCAAAUAAAUAAUGCAUCUCUAAUGGCAGGUGGACAGUGACACAGUAUGGAAUGAACUACACUCUCCCCCUGCAGUGCGGACAGCCGUGGGCUCUCUCCUCGAGCUGACUUUCAAAGUGGCAUCUGGAGAGUUGAAGGUAUGUCACCAUAAUGGAUUGAAAUCAGUCAGGCAGGUUAGAGUCAUUGUGAAGUGCUGACACUAAUUCCCCCGUCUAUGCUUCUUCCUAAUGUUCUUUCUUUACUAUUCUUUUCCACCUUACCCUUGUUUGUCCACAUCUACCCUUUCCCAUUAUUGUCCUCCUCCUUUAUAUUACUUUCUAUGUACAAUUCAUCCUCCUGAAGAAUGGCUUUGCAGUUAUCCGUCCACCAGGACAUCAUGCCGAGGAGUCCGUUGCCAUGUGAGUAUUGUGACAGUAUUGUCUUUUUAGCAGUUCUUCUACAUGUACUAAAUGAGUGUUCUUCACUUUAUUCUGUCCAGCAUCUGUCAUUCUAAUCUUCAGAAUGUUCUGUCUCUCAUAACAUGCUUCUCUAUCUUGUUUCAUUCAGACAUGUCUGUCUUUCAACCAACCCUAUCCAUCCUACCUUCUAUAGAAUUGUCUAUCUUGCGUACCAUACAUAACCAUCUUAUCUUCAUAACUCACAUCCAUUUCUGUUUCCUCUUAGAACUUUUUUUGUCUUGACCUUCUAAUACCUUGUAUUUCCUUGGGAACUUUCUAGUGACAUAUCUAUUCAAUUUUUUUUGUAGCUUUAUAUCUCUUGACAUUCGUAUCAAUGCAGUCUUAUUCAGAAGUGUAUCUUUCUCGUCAUACACAUAUAUUCAUAUUUUCUUCACAACCCUUUCCAUAACUACUGAUUUACAUAUCUAUCUAAUUUUCUUAAGAAAUUUGUCUCCCCGUGCUCCCCAACUCUUUGUGGCACCCUCACUUUUUAUCUUUUUAUCGAAAUACCAGCUGUUCUAUCCGAUUUGUGUCAAUCAGUGAACUUUUCCCCAUUCUUUCCCUUCUAGGGGUUUCUGUUUUUUUAACUCUGUUGCUAUUGCGGCCAAACUACUGCGCCAGAAGAUGAACGUGGGCCGGAUACUGAUAGUGGACUGGGUGAGUUACUGUAGGUUCAUGACUAAUAUACGAAAAUAUGGGACUCUGAAGUUGGUCUAAACCUUAAGCCAAAGGAGUUUGGACUUUCAGGAUGACCAACAACUUCCAUAAAAUCUCAUAGGCAAAACAUAAUCGUACUAGAAUGAGAUUAUUAACGGUAUAUAUUUUAAUAUUUAAAAUAAAUGUUGCUUAAAUGUUCAUUUGGAAAACUGUAAAUCCAUAAAAUAUGUCCCUGUCAUUUAACACAUUUUGGUACUACAUGUGACUAACCCUUUUACUCAUUCAACAUGUCACUGCUAUUGAGUCACUUUGCUACCACAUGGGCUGAUUCUGGAAGUCAUUAGCGUGUCACUGUUAAUUGGGCUCCAUUUUGUUUCGUGUGAAACUAACUCUCAAUCAUUGUGGUUGUCUUUCCACUCCAGGAUAUUCACCAUGGCAAUGGCACUCAACAAGCAUUCUACAGUGAUCCAAAUGUUCUCUAUAUGUCUCUCCACCGUUACGAUGAUGGUAACUUCUUUCCAGGCAGUGGCUCUCCAGAAGAGGUGUGUUGGGUAGUGGGGAUGAGGAAGACUAGGACAGUGGUGGGUGGGUAACUAAAGAGGGCACCAUUCACCAGAAGGUGUAUUUUUUUAUGUCACAGGUGGGCGCUGGCUGUGGAGUGGGGUUUAAUGUGAACAUUGCGUGGACUGGUGGUGUGGACCCCCCAGUGGGUGAUGCUGAAUAUCUUGCUGCUUUCAGGUAUGUCCCAAUGUUUCAUCACAUCACCAUUUUUUGCUUCUUUUCAUUUCUCAUCAUUGACGCUUUCCCAUAAUUCCAAACAACUCAACGAACAUAGAGUAGUAAUCGGGUACAAAUGUAAAAUGUAAAAUCUAUAAACUUUGAUGGCAUAUGUCGGUUUGGGUUUGUAACAAAAAAGACUUUGUCCCUUUAAACUCAGCAGAAGUUUAGUUUAUUUCCUCUUUUCUCUCUGUACCUGCUGCCCUUCAUGCAUUCUCAUUGCUUGUCACCAAAAUCUGUUUUCCUUCACAUCCCUAAUCCGUACUCCAAUGGGGCCUAUCCUCAUUAACGUAGAUGGCUCCUCCAGAUUUUAUUUAACCACACCGGCCUUUAUAAGGAAAUGCUAGAGGUGUUUUUCGAAAUCCUUAUCAAAGCUGAAGUAUUAGCUUGUAAAAAUAGUAUACAAUAUACUGUAAUACUCUUUAGACAUUUAAUUCCAAGUCCCCCAAUGCCAAGGCUGAGACCAGAGCUAUGGAGUAGGACAAUAAGUAUUUUGUUAUGACCUGCACGCUGGUUUAUAAUAGCAUAUACAAAGUGGUUGGAUCACAAUGAGAAAUACACAUUUGCAAACAAUGUACAACCCACCUACAGCUUGGUAUAGAUAAUUAACACAGGUAAAUGUCCAGUAGUUGGUAAUACAAAUAGGUAUGUCACAAUAACACAGGUAAAUGCAGAGUAGAUUGAUAUGGCAAUUUAAUACAUAUAAUUGUAUAAGAAAGAGGGAGUAGCACCUCAAAGUGUUCUCAGAUGGUAUAUGCAACAAAACAGAAGGCAUAAACUUGAAAUAUAUAUAUAUAUAUAUAUAUAUAUUAUUUUUUUUAUUAUUAUUUAUUUUAACUCUAUUAAUACUUUAGUUUAAAGACUUUUCUAGAUCACAUUGGUGUACUGCAAGCAUGUCAAACUUGCGGCCCACAUUGAACAUAUUUGCGGCCCGCCUGCCCUGGGGCUGCUUUAUGCUGUGGCUGCGACCAGCCGCAAGACACGAAAGAUAUUUUGUCUUCUCUCCGGCGGCCACAAUAGUGCAGUGUGGCUGACUGUCUGCAGAGCAGGCAAACCACUCCCCCUUCCCUCCUGCUCGCAGUGCCGGCCACUCCCCCUUCCCUCCUGCUCGCAUUGCCGGCCUUCCCUCCUGCUUGCAGUGCCUAGAGGAGCGUCUGGCCUGCUUGAGCAGCGCUGGAACUGGAGGGCGGGCAGUUCAUCUUAAGGUAGGAGAAGAGGGGCUUGUGGGGGACCUUACUGUGUAAUGUAGUGUAAUUUGGGGUAAGGAAGUGCAGUGUAUUAAUUUAAUGAAGGCAGGGGGACAGUGUAUUUUAAUUUCGGAGAGGGAGGGAGGUAGCCAGUGUAUUAAUUUAAUGAAGGGAGGGGGCCAGUGUAUUUUAAUUUGGAGGAGAGAAGUGGCCAGUGUAUUUUAAUUUGAAGGAGGGCUGGGGCCAGUGUAUUAAUUUGAGGGAGGGCGGAGGCAAGUGUAUUAAUUUAAUGAAGGGAGGGGGCCAGUGUAUUUUAAUUUGAGGGAGGGAGGGGACAGUGUAUUAAUUUGAGAGAGGGAGGGGACAGUGUAUUAAUUUGAGCGAGGGAGGGGGCCAGUGUAUUAAUUUGAGCGAGAGAGAGGGCCAGUGUAUUAAUUUGAGGGAGAGAGAGGGCCAGUGUAUUAACUUGAGGGAGGGAGGGGACCAGUGUAUUAAUUUGAAGGAUUGAGGGGGCCAGUGUAUUAAUUUUGAGGGAGGGAGGGGACAAUGCAUUUGAGGGAGGGAGGGGGCCAGUGUAUUAAUUUGAAGGAUUGAGGGGGCCAGAGAAUUAAUUUGAGAGAGGGAAGGGCCAGUGUAUUCAUUUGAGGGAGAGAGAAGGCCAGUGUAUUAAUUUGAAGGAGAGAGAGGGCCAGUGUAUUAAUUUGAGGGAGGGAUGGGACAGUGUAUUAAUUUGAGGGUGGGUGGGGGACAGUGUAUUAAUUUGAGGGAGGGUGGGGGGCAGUGUAUUAAUUUGAGGGAGAGAGAGGGCCAGUGUAUUAAUUUGAAGGAUUGAGGGGGCCAGUGUAUUAAUUUGAGGUAGGGAGGGAGGGGACAAUGUAUUAAUUUGAGGGAGGGAGGGGGCCAGUGUAUUAAUUUGAAGGAUUGAGGGGGCCAGUGUAUUAAUUUGAGGGAGGGAGGGGACAGUGUAUUAAUUUGAGGGAGGUGGCAGUAUAGUUGGGGAGGGUGGGGGCCAGUGUAUUAAAUUGGGGAAGAGAGUAGGCACUGUGUUCAUUUGAGGGAGGGAAGAGUCCAGUGUAUUAAAUUGGGAGAGGGCCUGUGUAUUAAAUUAGGGAGGGGGAGCAGUGUAUUCAUUUGAGGGAAGGAGGUGGCAGUGUAUUAAUUUUGGGGAGGGUUGAGGCCAGUGUAUUAAAUUGGGGGAGGGGGUGGGGCUGUGUAUUAGAGUGGUGGAAGGGGACAGUGUGUUAAAUUAGGGGGAGGGGCAGUGGUGGGAGGGGGCAGUGUGUUAAAAUGGGGGAGGGAGAGAUGCAGUGUAUUAAAUAGGGAGGGAGAGGUGCAGUGUAUUAAAUGGGGGCAGUGUUUUAAAUUAGAGUGGUGGAAGUGGGGGCAGUGUGUUAAAUUGGGGGGAGGGGCCGUGUAUAAAAUUAGUGGUGGGAAUGGGGGGCAGUGUAUUCAAUUAGAGUGGAGGAUGGGCAAUGUAUUAGAUUGGGUGGAGAGGGCAGUGUAUCAGAUUAGAUAUGGGGGCAAUGUAUUAAAAUGGGGGGGGACAGUGUAUUAGAUUGGGUCUGCAUGGAGACGCUGAAUGCUCCCCAUGGAGACGCUGACUGGCCAUGCAGCUUUUUGCCACACGUGCACAAUAGCCUCCCAUUGACUUCAAAAUUUACAGCUGGGCAACAACAUACAUUCAUCAUUUCAGUCCCAUUACAAAACUUUUCUUAAUGUAUCAAGGUAGUUGGACUGAUUAAAAUAAAUUCGCUCUUUUAUUUACUUUGAAGCCUUACGAGGGUGACUACAUCCAGUGUCAGGCAACUUUUUUAAAAUUGUACUUUUGGAAAUAAACCAAAGUUUCUAUGAAAACUUAUUUUUUUUUUUCGAGCCACUUAAAUCUUGGUUUAUUUGGCCCGUGUUAGCCUUUGAGUUUGACAUGCUUGGUGUACUGCAUAGAGAAGUGAAGGAUAAUGCGAAGAAUCCUGUUUUUUGUCAGUCUCUAAACACAAUUAGAGUAAUUUAUUAUUGUUAAGGGAACAGAUAGCGACAGCGUUUUUUUCAGAGAUUUCAUUCUACAAGCAUAAACUUGGUGAUGAACUAAGUGCAACUCAGUAGCACUUUGAAUUUGCAAGAGUGUCUUGAGAGUGUGGAUGCGCCCUGGUACAAUUACAAUUUUUUAGACUGCUGGCAUUUGAAGUUAAAUUUCAUAGACACUGUACGACCAAACGUCUGUUAUUAUAUUUAAAAAUUGUAUUCAAAACUACAAAACCCAACAGAGCUUUUACAGUGAUAGAAUCUAAUGAGUUGAAGCUGUUGAGUUCCACUAGAAAACAACUUUUGAGUAGAACGCCUCAUUUAGGAACCAUUUUGGGGCUUAGAGUUUGGAGAAUCUUGGUCUGUGCACUGACCCAGAUGUUGCUGAAUUACAACUCCCAUGAUUUUCUGUCUAUUUCAUUUAAAGAAUCAUAGGAGUUGUAGUUCAACAACGAUUGGAGGGCCAGAGUUUGGAGAACCCUGGCAUAGACCAUAAAAUCGUAAUUCCCCCCUUCUCUUAUUUUGUUUGUCCCACCACCCUUAGUCCUUCAUUUGUCUUAUGGAAAUGUUUCCCGUUGCAGAAUGGUGGUCAUGCCCAUAGCCAGAGAGUUUGCCCCAGACCUUGUCCUGGUUUCAGCCGGAUUUGAUGCAGUUGAAGGACACCAGAGUCCACUGGGGGGCUACUCGGUGACAGCAAAGUGUAAGUUUGAGUGAUACUGCGAUAUUGUUUUUUUUGUUUAGUUUUGUUUGUUCCUGUAUGUCAAUAUACCAUUCUCCUACCUGUUACUAAUUGUCUGUAUCCACCUUCACCAACUCAUUUCACGCUUAUCUACCCGCUAUUGAUUGUUUGAACAUGCCUCAACUAUUCACACGUUCCUUUCUUGACAUAUACAAGUAAACCUCUCUUUUCUACAAUCCUUCCCCUUAUUUAUUGAGCCCCUAACCUAAAUCCCCGCAACCGCUAACCUAUCAUGAUCCCUUCAAGGUUUUGGACACCUCACAAAGCAGUUAAUGACUCUAUCUGGAGGACGUGUGGUCCUGGCGCUAGAGGGAGGUCAUGAUCUAACUGCCAUCUGUGAUGCCUCUGAGGCCUGUGUGUCGGCUUUGCUGGGCAUGGAGGUGAGGGCAGAAGGGGGCACUCACCAUCUGGGAGGGGACACUCAGCUGUUUUCUUCUGCCUUUUGCCCUCUUCUAUAACCUUCUCUUUUUGUCUUUAGCCUGCACCACUUGAUAACAGUGUCCUCCAACAGAGGCCUAGUGACAACGCAUUGACCACUCUAGAGAGAGUCAUCGCUAUCCAGAGUGAGUUGGAGAGGUCCUUAAGAGAAUUAAAUAAGGAAUAAUAUGAAUGUUUAUGUUGUACUGAAUCAGGGAGCUGUUAUGAGGUGUGUAUAGUUAUAAAUUAAAAUAAUGGGUGAUAAGUUAGUGAGGAAUUGUUAGAUUUUAAUAUAGUUUAUACAUUUAUGCACCAGUGCUUUGUAUGCAAAAUACUGCCGAACCCAGUUGCAAUCAUUUUGAUAUUAGAGGCCGAUAUAAAACUAAUUCAGUUAUUUGGUAUUUAUUUAUAAAAUAUUUUACCAGGAAAGAUACAUUGAGAUUUCUCUCGUUUAAGUCAUCAAUUAUAAUAGGUGUUGGAGACUUAAAGGAAGCACGGGAGAGAAAUUAUAGAGCGUUUAAUGGGUUAACAAGGAACCUGUGAGAGGAGUUAUAGAGCGGUUUGCAGUUUGAGGGCACGGUGGGUUUGAGGACACACAAUGGCCUAAUGGGAGGAGUUACAGAGAAAUUGAAAGUCAUGUAGGGAGUUUAUGGGAGGAGUUAUACCGCUGUUUGAGGACACAAAGAGAACUCCUGGGAGCCAUUAUAGAGCAGUUAGCGGACACAGAGUGAACUCAUGGGAGGAGUUAUACAGCUGUUUGAUGACAAAUAAAACUCAUGGGAGGAGUUAUACAGUUGUUUGAGGACAAAGAGAGAACUCAUGGGAGGAGUUAUAGAGCUGCUUGAUGACACCGAAAGAACGUGUGAGAGGAGUUACACAGCUUUUUAAGGACAUAGGAAACUCAUGGGAGGAGUUAUACAGCUGUCUGCGGACAUACAGUAUGCAUGUGGGAGACGUUGUAUAGCUAUUAGAAGAUGUACACAGAGCCCAUGAGAACAGAUAUAGACAGCUAAACGAUAUGCAGAGGUUCCAUAGGAAGUUAAAUAAAGCAGAGGAAACAUGUGGGAUGAGUUAAAUAGCUAUUAAAAAAUUCACACUGGGAAGCCUAUUUGAAGAUUCCUAGAAGUAAGAGGACUUACAAUGUGUGCAUGUGAGGGAGCUAAGUGCUUUAAAGGAACGAAAGAUGUAGGAACUAUAGGGCAGUUAAGGGACCCCUCAUUCAAUGUAUAUCUUUAUUUCUCCCACAGGCAAACACUGGAGCUCAUUAAAGAGCAUUGCUCUGGGACGAUCCCUCCUGGAAGUGCAGCAGGGAGAGGUGGAGGAAGCAGAAACAGUCACUGCAAUGGCAUCACUAUCUGUUGAUACAGACCAGAACCCUACAGACUCCAGGUAACCUGUCCCCCCUUAACACCCUCUCCCCUUUCACACUCACCACAUACAUGUAACUGGAUUCCAUGUGAAUGGCCUGUUGAUCCAUCAGGCUGUCUCCUGGUAAAAGAUGCCUGGUAAAAGACACUAUCUCAUAUACACCCAACUAAAACAAUUGCUACGAGUUUACUACUGGUUAGUCAUAUAGAGUGUGUGCAAAUUUGAGGAAGAAGUCAGCAUGCAGGAUCCACCACUUUUUGUCAACAAUUCUAGAUCCUGCACAGAUCUUGAUGAAGACCUUUUAAAGGUCGAAAAGUAGAUUAUUAUUUUUUUUUAAUGCAAACUUCAAUACAUUCAUUUGAUUCAUUUAAAAAUCCAGUGAAGGCUCUCAUUUUCUCGUUGGUCUAUAUAUACAAACAUCGUCAAUAAAAGCAUUCCGUGGAACCAUAAUUUUUCCUUUUUUACUUGGCAUGUUGCAAACACUACAUCAUCAGAGAAUUGAAAGAACCAUUGCUCGAUUCUUGUACAGUUGGAAAUCAGGGGCUGCUUUGCAUUCUAAAUGGCUGCUGACAUUACGUGCCGUUUCUUUUUCAGUAAAUGUCAGUGUGAAUGUGGAAAUUGUUAAAUAUUUAUAAAAUGACCAAACAAACUUUAAACUCUACAAAAUAAUUCCAGCAAAAUUUACAGUAACUUUUUUUUUUUUUAGUCCAGAAAAAUAAUCUGUUAGGGUUAUUGUCAUGAGUUGAAUUCUAAAUAAAAAACAAAUUGUGCUGGUGGCAUUUUAAAUGGAUUUCCGGAAGACCCAUGCCUCACAUGCCUGUACUCCCUCGAGAGGUGAGACUGUUCACUGUGGAACAUUGGUCACCAAAAACACAUUGAUUUUUUUCAGUGACACUUGUCCUGACACUUCCUUAUUUGCGUUGGCAGGUCAUGGCAAAGAGCCCACAUGCAGGGUUUUGUCUCCUGGAACCCCCUGUGGAGACUGAAAAUGAUCUUUCCUGCUCUAGAGUUCUGAUGUGCUUACUGGGUUAGAGAUUGAUUGGCUUACAGUCAAAUCUUAAGAACAAAACCAGACCAUUGUUUUUUUGUUUGUUUUUUAUCUUUUUUUAAUCACACUGUGAUUCUUCACACUUGUGAUGCUCUGUCCAUUAUUAAGCAAAAAAUAUAGGUUCCAUAACGUACACGAGAAGGGUACUCUUAAUACCAUAUCCACUAUAGCUCAUUGUAGUGGUUAUGGUGCAAAAAGUAUUUGGGUGACAUCCCGUUGUUUUGCAUUAAACCAAAAGCUGUUUGCAAAACCUGGGGCUGUCCACACAUCUAAUGCCCAUCCACUCUGCCACCACUGCGAUAAUAUGUACAUGUAGAUGUACAUAUACAAUUAUAUAUUCAGUGCAUGGUGGCUUUGGGCGGUCAUUUAUUUUCAAUAUGUUUGUAGAUCCAGUGUGGAAUGUGUAUAAGCCUUGCAGUUUUCCUCUAAGUUUUGUUUAAUGAUGUUGGCAAAUUCAUAUUAUGAAUCUAUUUAUUUUUCUCUUUGCUUAAUGUUCCAUUUUUAAGUACCAAUAAGAAUGAGUUAUAGCUCAUUACCAUACUGUAUAGAACAAUACAUCCUCACUAAAAGUGUGAAUUGCUGGGAAUUCAUAGCAAAUUUUUAGGCCUUAAAUUAGAAAUCAACUUUGAAUUCACAUUUCAUUGAAAUACCCUGUAAACCUUUCAUAGUCUGAACCUUGGUUAAACAGGAUGUUUUAUCUUGAAUUUCUGGCUCCUGUUUGCUAUAUUGUUGUUUGUGCUCCGAUUUGUGGUGUUUACUCUUUUUCUAUCUCCUUCUAGAUCCAUAGAAGAGCCAAUGGAAGACGAACCAGUGCCGUGAGACACUCUCCCCUACUCACCCCAGAAUCCAACACACCACAGUUCUUUUUUUCUAUUUUUUUUUUUUUUUUUCUUAGUUUUUGUUAAGGUGAUCUGUUUAUUUUUUCUAUUAAAACCGAAAAACAGGAAAGAAAAACAAAAAAAUAAUAUUACUAAAUGGGUCCGAUGUCCAGAGUCCUCACAGCCGAGGUUAGCACACUUACUACCCCAAACUGGGACCUCUCUCUUGUUAAGUCGCUCCCCAUUUCUGCUGCUGUGCUGAAUCUGGUCUCACUGCUGCCCUCAAUGGGUGGAAACACCGUAAAGACAACUGCCAACUUCUCCUCAUUCUGUGCCUGAUACAACACUAAUAUAUAAACAUAUAUAUAACUCUAUAUGGACACACACAUUAAUGCACACACAUGCCUUAUAUUUAUGUAGCACUUGAUAACUGGCCCAAAACAAGUGAAUUUGAAUUCAGAUUUCAAAGAAAUCUGGUCUGUAUUCAUCAAAGGCCAUAUUUAUUUGCUGUUUUUCCAACUAGCAAAACAAAAAUGGGAGAUUAAAACGUCGCUAUAGUCCAUAUUCGCGGCCUACUGAUAAUGCUGUGAAUGUGAGAUGCCUGGCAAAGAUUUAAAUUGAGGAAUUUUGCACAAUAAAAUAAUUUCAGGCAGCAGUUACCAAUUCAGUUUAAACUCAGGGGACUGUUCACUAAACUUAACUGGCUUUUAACCCCUUAAGGACACACGACAUGUGUGACAUGUCAUGAUUCCCUUUUAUUCCAGAAGUUUGGUCCUUAAGGGGUUAAAAUGUAAAUCGCUGAGUUGUAAAAAAAAUAAUUAAAAAUAAAAUAACAUCAGAUUUUUUUACAUUUGAUAUUAUCUAAACUCAGUUUAGUAUUUAAUGAGCCAUGAUAGUCCCGUGGCACUCAGAGUUUUGUUUGUAGAAGAACAAUAUUAAAUAAACUAGGUAUGGUUUAACCUUUUUAUGAACCAGUGAUGUUCUGUGUUGUGCAUUGCAUUAUGAGACUGUCCCAGCGCUAUAUUGCCCCUGGCUGAAUUCUAUAGAGCAAAUCGGCUAAUUUUAGGAAACCCCAGCUUAGUUGACUGCUAGCUCAGCUUUCUUUCUUUCAAUAACUUAUCACGGCAGUUUGAAUGAACAAUAAAUCUAUCACCGGAAGAUUUUUUUUAAAUGGUUAAAUUGUUUCUUACAGCUAACCUAAAGCUACAGUUUAUUAAUCUGUGAUUACCAGUUAAGGAUAGAACAGUUUUUCAGCUUGAAAUUGAUUUAUGGGUUUUAAAGCCUUUGUCAAACUGCAGUUUGUCUCCGAUGACUUUCGCAGAGACCGAUUUCACUGAAAAAGCUUCCUUAAGUAUAUGCUGUUAGCAUCCAAUUAGAACUGCUGAUUAGUUUCCUAAAAUUCCAUUCUACUAGGGUAAAUAAAUAAAACGCUAUAAUGGUCUAAUGAUGCUGUAUGACCACUAUACCAAGUGGUAAAUAACUGAAAUCUACCAGUAACCAGGUACAAACUGUUUUCAAAGUCAAAAAUGACAUUUCUGAACAAGUACCCUCUUCAAAUAUUUUUUCCCAGCAUCAGAUGCUUGCGAGACUAAUGUCAGCAGCUCACAGCAACCACUGGGAAUUCGAUUGUUUUUCCACGCUAAACACAUUUAAAAAAAAAAAAAAUUAAAUUGUGAUUACAUUGAAACAUCAUUGGUUUCUAGUGGGUUAAAUGUUUAGUUUAAUCAGAAAUCUGGUUACACCAGCAAUCUCGAAUCCCCAAAGUAAAUACCGCUUUGAUAAAGGCCAGUCUCAUUACUUCAUAACAAAAGUCAUUUUACAAUUUGCAUUUAAAAUGCUACAUUUAAAAAAAAAAAAAAAAAAAUCUAUAUAUUUUGUUUGUUUUGUCCUUUUUCUCCAGUAUGUCAUUUGAUACAUUCUACAAACACCAAAGAAAAUAUGGCAAAAACAGUAUUAAAAAAAAUACAAAAAACAGACAAAACUUAGCCUUUGAUAAACUUGCAACUAUAUGUGUGUGUUUAUAUAUAUUUAUAUAUAUCUUAACACGUGCGUAAAUUGCAUAUUUUAUCCUUCUGUAGCACUCAACUGUCCCGGACUAUUGACAUUAUAUGUACUUAAUAUUUUAUAACACUAUGUGUAUGUAAAUGAGUAUAUAUAUGUAAUCGCACGUGUGUGUAUUCUAUAUAUUGUGUAGUUGGAGAGGCAGUCCCACUAAGGACCAAAUAAAAAUAAAUCGUAAUCUUGGAUUUGAAACAUUUCAAAUAAAAAUUAAAAUAACCCAGGGGAAUGAUAUAUAUAUUGGCAGUAUUCAACACAGGGCUGGGAACAGAAUUCACUAUUCAUAUAUAUAGAUAUUCCUGCCAUGUGGGACUGCCCCUUUAUACUUUCAUCAUGGGUUGGGCAAAUGUUUUGUGAAGAAACAUUGAAAAUGUAAAGAAAUGAUGUGUUACACUGACAGAAUGGAGUUUCUUUUGGCAAUUGGGUCCAUUUUUAAUAUGUUGAGAUCUGUUAAUUGACUUAAAAAAAAAAAAAAAAAUUCCAUUGUUUUAGAGCUUAAAGGAAAAGCGCUUUUGCGUUGUUUUUUUUUUUUUUUUUACAAUUAAAAAUUAAAGAUUGAUGUGUAUAUAUCAGGGCUGUGAAUUUUCCACUAGCCUUUGGUGAGUAGAAAUGUAUCUCUAGUUACUGUGCCAUGGACUCACUAGACUUGAAGUGAAGAACAACUUUUAAGGCCUUGUUAGCAGCAUAGUACUUGAAAUUGUAAGCCCUGUAUCCAGUUUUUGUGCGUAUAUUAUUGUAAUUCAUACAUAAAAAGAAAUGCGUUUUUAGUGUAUUUCCUGGCUUACUCUUGCACUAUGGGGGCAGCCAUCUUUAAGUCCUCUUUGGUCAGAAACACUUAUUCUACCAAAGACCACACUGGCAAUUCAGAGCUGUCAUGCCAAAGCUCUAGGCAACUCAAAAAUGCAGUCUUAGCCAGUUUCCAAAUAAUUGUCUGUUUGGAUAAGCUGUGCUUCUGAACAAAGAGGACUUAAAGAUGGCUGCCCCCAUAGUGCAAGAGUUAAGGAAGGAAAUUCACAAAAAAAUAGAUAUUUACAGAUAUAUACGUAUUACAAUAUAAACAGAAACCGGCUAUAUUACAUGUAAUCGUUCACUUUUUUUAAUAUAGAAAAUAAAAUUUUUCCUUUAAGUCUAAAAUAAUUAGCCUACCUAGAAACAUUUUACAUUAUCCUUAUUGCUAAAUAGGCCUCAAAAUCUUUCAAUCCAUUGUAGGAAAAGAGAAAUCAUUUUUGUUUUAAGAUUUUCCUACAGGCAUUUUACUAUUAAUCCUAACUUUAUAACAUGGGAAGUAGCUUCAGCAUAGGUUCUCUCUUUUUUGACAUGUAUAAAAUUGUAUUCUAUGCUGUGUACGUUUUCUAUUUAAAGUUUAAUACACAGCAUUAUGGCCAUAUUGCCAAAUUCUAAAUCAGAUAUUGUUUAAUAGAGGAGGAUUAAAAAUCACAGGUUUUAUGAGCUAAAAGGGAUGUUGAAUGACUUACUUAAUAAGUUGUUAAUUUAACAAGGGAAGCUUGUGUAUGUUCAGUUUUAUGAACCGACACCUCCAGAAAGGUAAUCUAAAGCAACAAUAAUGCAACUUGUACCUAAACUUAAAGAGACACUCUAAGCACACUAAACACUACACAUUUUGCAGUGGUUAUGGUACAAGGCAUCUUUGGUUGGUGCCCCCAUUUUUAGCCUCUUGCCAGCCACUGAUAAAAUGCGAACAUUUCAGAUAAGCAGUAUAAUGUGAGUAGCAGGCAAGACCUACAUGUGGGUGCCAGGAGAACGAAACCUGUUCUCAAACUGUUCAAAAACACUUUGACAGGAAAUGAGGGGGCAGCAGCCAGAGACUCAUAGCGCCAUAACCAUUACAAUACAUUGUAGUAGUUAUGGUGUUUUAAAGUAGCCCUUUUAAAUACAUUUUGUUCAGUUUACAAAGGUAUAAAGUGGCAUUUAUCCGCCUACUCAAUGUUUUUAACUUAGACUACCUAAAGCUUGCAGGGUACCACUUACUGUUAAAAUCCUCUACAAUAAGUUUUUCCCAUAAAGAAAUGACUUGCUUUAGAGUAGAUUUUGCACAUUCAUUUUUCUGCGAUGUUCAGUUCCUUCUUUAUAUUUAUAUUAGGACUUAAAAGGCUGUAGUGAAGCGCCCACGACAUCUCCUACAACUAUAAUCAUAAUCCUUUUCCCAUCAACAUAUUAGGCAUAAUAACCUUUUUGACAUCUUGUAAAUUUAAUAGAUUAGUUUUAUUUUCAAAACAAGUUAUGUAAGUUGUUUUUAUACGAGUAAAAAAUUAGUAAAAAAUAAUAAUGUUGAUUCCAGGUCAUACAAUUAAUUAAUUAAUGGAUUCUCAACGUAUUAAAUAAGGGAAUUUGGUUUCUAACAUUGUUUACAAUUUCUUUUUCCCCUUAUGUUAAAGACCAGAAUGAAUCUGGCAGGGAAGAUAACGGGAUGGUAUGUGGUGGGUUCACCUUGUGGUGUACAUACCUGCACAUUAUUAUAAGAUGCAUAGCAAAAAAAAGAAAGAAAGAAAAUGCAUAGUGCAGAGUUGCAUAGCAACAAUGUAGACCCUGCCUAUGUUUUGAAGGUCUUCUCUUAUUAAAGCAGGGUUAGCAAUCUCUGUCACUCCAUCUGUUAUGAUUUCUAUAAAGUCCACGUCCUCUGACGCUAAACCAACAUUGUGGAGUGCAAGACGUUGUCGAACUUGAUAUCCAAUGAUAGGUCUAUUUCACCUUUAAAUGAUGUCUUAAGGCUUAAACCCCUCUCACCAUCACAUGCAGUGGACUUGUGCAACUGUCUCGUAAUUUGUUGUGUAAAUAAAUAUAUAUAUUUUUUUCUAAAUUAAUAAAAAACCUCACAUGUUGUUCGACAGUAUUAUGUGCAGAGUUAGGGAUCAGGGUGGACACAUUGAAAGGCAGGUCCGCUGUAAGCUCCCCUUUUGUGCGUCUGUGUCUCCCUCACACGCUGUGGGUAUGAAUUUUCAUCUGAGUAUUUUGUAAUAUGUCCUGUUUGUCCUUGUGUAAAUAAAAAUGUGCUCAGACUUGCGAAAAAA
Pelobates cultripes (western spadefoot toad) is the source of this 92685-nucleotide messenger RNA. The record is from the annotation of a GenBank genome assembly. NCBI's taxonomy places the organism in Eukaryota, Metazoa, Chordata, Amphibia, Anura, Pelobatidae.